Messenger RNA from Pelobates cultripes (western spadefoot toad), 97924 nucleotides. The record is from the annotation of a GenBank genome assembly. Lineage: Eukaryota; Metazoa; Chordata; Amphibia; Anura; Pelobatidae.
CUCUACGCAAUCCCGUGGUUUCUUACAAUGUUUACACGUAAGUUCUAUUAUUUUGCUUUACACUGUACAUUGCUUUUCUCCUGUGUCUCUUUUGCCAAUUAUUCUCUACGGUUGCAUCUUGUUGAAUUUCAUUUUGUUCUGUGCAUGGCAAAUAAUAAAUGUCAUUUCGGUUUCAGUUAGGGGCAGUUCCACCGUGCUAUGGAAGGGUUAGAAGGUUGUAGACAAAUGAAAGUGGAUGUGUAAUUGAAACAGAGCAGCAGAUAAUAGUAGAAUAGGGAUAAACUGGAUCUCUGCGGAAUGUGGACUUUGGUGUAAUAGGAGUUCAGUGAAGGUGGAAGAUUAAAGGCUACAGGGCCAUUUUCGUGCCUGCUGAUGUCGCGGGUUCUUUCAGCAGGCAUCUUGUCUUAUAACUACCUUUCUCAUACUGUGAGCAGGUUGAGUGAAGAACUCUUGUCAGGUUUGAUUAAAUAAUUAAUUUCUCGAUGUGAAAAUGACUUGCGUCAUCCAGGCAGAGACUCGAGAGCCAAAUUUGCAAGUAAAUCAUGCAGCCCCUCACAGUACCCGUGCACAAAGAGGAUCUUCUCUCUCCUGUUCAUUUCACAUUAGCCAAAACUCUCUUUGGAAAGCAAUUUAUUAUUCUCUGAAUGGCAUUUCAAUUGGAGAUGCUGACUGUGAACCUUUAAUAGGUUAAACAAAAAUCAGGACAAAUGCUUCCCAACUGUAAGUGCAAGUCACUAGAGGUUUCUAGAACCAGAGUGAUUUAAUGGCACCGUGAAAUCUCUGCCGUGUACAGUUAUUAUUAUUAUUAAUAUUAUUGGUAUAAUAGGUAGUUGAGGACCCUGCUCAAACGAGCUUACAAUCUGUUUUGUAAGUUAGAAUUUCUUAGUCAUGCAGUAUUUUAGUUCUGGUAAGGGGUUAUUUAAAAAGACAGCAGUCACAGAAUAAUAAAGAUUAAAGGCAAAUCUUAUCCUAUCACAUAUAUGAACUUUACAUAUGCCUUCUAUAUGUAAUAUGGAUGACAUAUACACGUCAUCAGAAGCAUUGGUACACAAAUAGUAAUGCCUAGUAUCCCGGGCCACACACAACAUUGUGAGAUUGCACCUUUCUUGGCUAUUUUUACCUCUAUGCCAGUGGUUCUUACUAGUUUUGGCAUGGACCCAAAUGGUGUACAUAUCAUAACCACUGCCACCCUUUCUUGAACUGUAAAAUUAGCUCCCAUAUGUCCAGCCAAAUGAAUAUGCAUUACUAUUAAAAUGGUAUUAUAAUAAAGUGAAUUAAUAUUAUUAUUAUUAUUAUGCUUUCUAGAGCCACUAGGAAGGCAGUGUCACUAUAAUACAAUACAUAGUGCAGUGCUGGUUUUACAUGCAAGGUGACUCUCAGAAUUCUAAGGCACCGCCCCCACACACAAACACAAGCAGAUCAAAUACGUUUAAUGGAUUUAUUAAACUGACAUUCCAGGCAUAAAAAAACAUAUGUUAGUAUUUGAAAACUGCAUAUGUAUAUAUGUAUGCAUGUGUAUUUAUCUGCUUGUAAUGUAUAGUGUGUGAAUCUGUGAUUACAGUGAAUGUAUGCAGCUGAGAUGAGAUGAGCACAGGGCUAAAGAUAAGUUACUAGGGUAAAGGGAAUGUAAGGUUUGAAAGGGGUUAACGUCACUGUUAGUGUAGAUACGGCGAGCUUGAGAGUACCAUUGUACUAUAAGAGUUUUAGGGAUAGAGUGGGGUUAAUUGUCGUAUUUGGGUAUAGGGGGUAUUUAGAAUUUUUGAGUGUACAGUGUUAGUUGGGUUAAAUGUAGUGUUGGGGUACAUGGGUAGUUAAAACUAGGGUUAAAGGUAAAGGGUUUUUGUUCAAAUUUGGGUCUAAGGAAAGGGUUUGUUUUCUUUUGCGGGGAGGGGGGAUUCAAUUAAGGUUAGGGAAAAGGUUUGCUUAGUGCAUGUUGAGUAUGAAGAGUUAUUUGCAAAGUACUUGCCCUGUAGUCCAGUCACCCUUAUAAGAAAGAUUGUUGGUCUGAAGUAGCAGUUUUACAGUGUGCAGCACUCAAUGCCUUCCCUGCUGCUCUUGCAAUACACUUCCUGUGUAAGAGGCUGAUAGUGGGAAAAUGGGAUCCCUUGCACCUUCUGUCCAGCCUCACACACAGACGCUGGAAGACCUGGAACAAGAAGAGUGUUAAGCCCUCUAUUAAUGUUCCUGCAGUUCUGCUAUAAAGCAUAGGAGGCUGACUAGACUGAAGAGGGCACUGAUCCUGGUACUUAUAAGACAGGCGCUGUAGACAGGUGUGUACUCUGCCCAAUGGGAAAUCCAGCCCUGAUUGCCUGGAGCUUUGGAAAUGUGCGAUAUGCUUACUUCAAUCAGUGUGGAUCCAUGAAAUAGCUGGCAACCUAAUUUGGGGUUCCGACCUAGGGGUUAAGAAACACUUCUCUACUCAUAAUAUGACAGUAAAAGAUAAAAAGGAAAAUGGUUAUGUAUAUUUUUAAUCUAUAGAUUUACUAGAAUUUUGACUAGGAAAAGGUACAGAUGAAACUACAUUCCCUAAAACAUUAUACCUUGUAAUUUUUGCAUGACCUGUGUGUUGAUUUUGCAGAGCCAGAGAGACAAUAAUAAUGGUUAGCUCUUCUUAAAGGUUUAUUCCAGACUAGUUGUUAACCCAUGUUCAUUUUGCUCUAUAUGGGUUGAAGACUACUGACCUUUACUGCCCCCCCUUAAAUAAAAAAUAAAUAAAUAAAUAAAGAUUUUUUGAAAAAAGGUGCAAACCUUCUUGAAAUCUGUGCCAUGACCGUGUUCCCAAAAGUGUUCCCCGCCCACUUAUCCAUCACGCUGCAUCAUCCAUUUUUGGCCCAAAGUUCAGUUAGAUUAUUUUCAUAGAGAAGCUUUGAUGGACCUCUGGCGCCACCUAUGGCAGUGUCUUCUUGCACGCCACAGGUGUCAAAGCGUUGCCACAGGUGUCAAAGCGUUGCCACAGGUUGCCAUGGCAACGCAAGCUGGGUUCAAUAAUCUAUUUUUUAUUUUUAAACCUGCUUACCCACCUAUAGCCCCUAUCCUGCACCAAGAACACACACAAUGCAUCCACUACACAGACACUGCAUUCACUACACACAGUCUUUCCACUACACAAACACACACUAUAUCUACUACACAGACACUGCAUCCUCUGCACAAACACACAUUGCAUCCACUACGCACACUGCUUGACAUCCACUACACACACUGUAUCUACUAUACACACACACAUUCUGCAUCCACCAUAUACACACACACUCUCUCUGCAUCCACUUUACUUAAAAUUGAGGAAGAUCUCAGGGGUGGCUUUGUGGUUGGACUCGGUGGCGAUUCUUGGGGCACCUAUGCCUAAAACUGUGUAAAAAGCCCUAAAAUUUCUGAUGGCAGCCCAGUCUGGCUCAUGCAUGGGAUGCACUGCACUCAAAGUGUAAUCAGCAAUUAAUUCUAGACAGUGGGAGGUAUUCAUUCUAGACAGUGGGAGGUAUGACUGGAGGCAGUGCCAAAAAAAGGGGAUGAAGUAAUAGUUCUAUUUUAAAAGGCAUUGAGGGCUGGACAGAGGAAGUUAUCGAGUGAGGGUGGAGGGAACAAGCAGAAUAUUGGACUGUGUGCACAUGAGCAGCAUGCAUAGAGUCCUACAGGCUACAUAUUGCAGGCACACUCACAGCACAGCCUGAAGAAGCUGAUUUAUUUUGUCAUUCAAGCGCAAUACAUUUUGACUUUAGAUAUAUUUUCUGUACAGAACUCACAUUAGGCAGAUUUGGACAGAGUCCAAAGCUGCUUAAGUGACGUGUACCUGAGAUGUGAUUAUAACCCGGCACAAAGCAGUUUUCUUUGUAUAAGCAUUGUUUCAAGCUGUAACUCUGCACAUACAGAUUGCUUGCACCAUGACCACUUCUAAAAUCAAAAGUUGUCAUGGUGGUUGCGGUAACCCUUAAUAAGGUUUGUAUAUACUCUUACUUGAAUACUGCCACAUUUGAAAAACCGCAAACCAUGUAACUUUCUGUUUUUUUUUUUUAUUUUCUGUUCAUUAGCAUGCACAAUUUGCAGAGCAGCGCAAGCCUUUUCUGUACAGAUUGGUUAGCAGGCUUAUCUCUUAGCCUCUCAUUUAAUUAUUGAAGCAGUGGGGACUGCACAAAAAGACGAUCUACAUGAAAAGGACAUUUUCAUCUGACUGCUAAUCUCCCAACGCUGAUCGGGCUUUUUAAACGUGCAAAUGGUUUGGGAAAGCAGUUUUCACUUCAAGGAAUUCCAGCCAUUAAUAAUUGAAUACAAACAUAAUAAUUACAGCUUCAUCCUUAGCCGCAGAUAGUCAGGAGGUUAGUGAAAUAAAGUGUUUUUGCUAAAGGGGAAGUUUUACUGAACUCUGACAUUGGCCUUUAACCUCUUAUUUAUCUGUACAUGUACAAGUGGAGAAUCGGCUAUAUUCAUAUUAGAAGAUAAAAGGCACUUUCCCUUUUAAAUGUUUCGGGAAGUAACAGAUCAUGUUGCAGCAGACACUGGUGUAUUGUCCUUGAAAUUGGACAAGACGUGUUAGAUGAAGAAUAGAAUAUAUUGGUAUGGGGUUAUACUCUUGAGCAUUAAAUUUGCAAUUAAUAUAUUUGUUUUGCCUGUGAAUAUAGGAUAGGGUAGUCCCUCGGAAUUUGACCCUGAAAUAGAAACCAAUCCAUCAUAUGUGUUUUUGGUAAACUUUAUAGUCAUGUUUAUCUGUACUGAGGCUUUUCUUUCACUCAUUACUGUUAAAGUUUUAAAUUUCCUCUGAUGCACAGAUAAUUAAAAAAAAGAUGUAAUAUUUGGUGGGAUGUUUACUGAGUUGGUAACCAGCAAUAUCUCUCAUUGCUGUACAAAAACCCAUCAUUUUAUCCUUUGUAAGCCAAUACAAUUAGAAUUAUUGAGCUGCUUAGAACCCAUGACUUAUGUAAAAACUAGAGAGGUAUAACUGUGUCUUCCCUGGGAGAUUAUUCACAGUAAAAGCAGACGAUCUUAUAUUCUUUGUAUAUCUUAAAUUAGAUCUGUUGGCGUAUUUUUUUUAAAACAUUUUGUGGGUUGUGUUUAAUGUAAAUCCCAAAGCUUUGUAAUUUACUUUAUUAGACCUCAAACAUUGCUAAAAUGUUCAAGCUUUUUGUUGAAUUCCACCUCCCGCUGAUCAGCUGCCCUGUUUUAGAACCUGACCGGAGGUUAUUUUCUUUUAAAAAAAAUCAUUAUGGUGUGUCUUUUAACUUGAGCUUAGUGAUACUUUGAAAUUUGCUUUCUAUUACCUUCAUAAUCUAUAAGAAGCAGUUUGGCAAAUUCAUUUUAUAAUCAAUAAAUGGAAAAGUGGAGCAGUGCAAAAAAUUUUUUUUCAUUAUUUUUUGUUUAUUUUUCUACUUGUGUGUGUGUGGUAUGCUGCAGUACAAUACCUAAGUAUGCAGCAGUAAUUUUCAUAUUAGUACAGAAUAUUAAAGCAAGCAUCUUAUGUACGGACUUCAGAGUCUCUUGCAUUCAGAAAAGUUGGGUUUCACCACAUUUUUCUCGUUUUCUGAAUAUUUAGCUCUACUUGUACCUCUGUAAUUUUAUUUUUUUUAAUUAAUUUGAUAUUGCUCAUCAUCUUGUGUAAGUGGUUCAUUGGAGUCUAAAAGUCAUAAUGGAUAUAUUUUAAUUGUACCACGAUUUCCUACAGUAUUCACUUUUUCAAUAUGGCUCAAUGACUAACAUAUAGGAAUUUGAGUUUCAAGGAACCCCAUUGCUUCAAGAAUACAAACAUGCAUGUCUAAAGCUAUAGCAUCCUAAUCACUAUUUAGAUUAAGCCCUUUUUGAGCUGUAAAAAUUAGUGAAAAAGAAAAGGUUUUUACUUGCCUUACUCCAGCGCUGACACUCACUUGAUGCUGACCCUCUUACUUUCCCCACCACGUCAUCCUGGAAGCAUCACUUCCUUGAUGAUCAUUAAAUCCAGUGCUUUUAAUAAAGAAGCAUUUGGCAUGCACACACUUCCUAUGGAAUGCUUUUCAUAUGGACUUAAUAAAUCCUUCCCUAUAAGCUGCAUUUGAUGGCAUACAAUGCGUGGGGACAUCACAUGACAAAGUAAAACUUGGUAGUUGCAGUGGAAGAGUGGCUGCUACCUGAUAUUGACUAUUUACAUAUCUCAUCAUCUCUGUACUGCGUUAACCUUGGCUAAUUUUAUCGUUUAUCCGUAUCUCUGCUGUUCUCGACCUUGGCAUUCUCUCUGACACUGUCCACCAUUAGUCUGGCCAAGGACCAUUACAUGGAAAGUUCAUUUGUUUGUUAUUUAGGUCUGUACGUUUAGAUUCCUCCCUGUUACUGACAGCCCCACGUCCACUAGCUGUAGUUAGCUAUGCAGACUAUGAUGCUUAAAUGUCCCAGCUAAACCCCAAGUUAUACAUAUGUUCUAGACCCCUAUGAAUUGUAUUCGCUCACCGACAUGUAUUUUCACUAUGUACACAAUUUUCUUUUUUGCUUUGCAGAUGUUUUUCCACUGCACAAGAUAUUCCACCUGUGGGACACAUUGCUUUUAGGAAACGCUUCAUUCCCAUUCUGCAUUGGAGUUGCUAUUUUGCAACAGCUGAGAGUCCGGCUUCUAGCAAAUGGAUUUAAUGAAUGUAUCCUUCUCUUUUCAGACCUUCCUGGUAAGCCAGCCCUUUACUUUUCUAUUGAAUGUAUAGCUCAUUUGUGAUAGCGUUUGUGAAUACUGAGCAUGUUAUUUAAACUGAGAAUUGUCAGAAAUUUAAAGUGAAUCUGAAAGUUCAGGCCAAAAUUUAAGUGAAAUGUAAGAUGAAACUUACAUUCAAAACUCUGCAAAAGUGAGAGUAAAGCAUGGCUUGAUUGAAUAGAAGUAAUACAGUCAAACAAGAAAAAUGGGCAAUGAGUCAAGGGGACAAUACUACAUCACACUAGCACCAAACCAGAGCCAGACAAGAAACAUGCAAACAUGGGAAUGAUGUGGGUUAGUUUGCACAUCCACAGGUCAUACAAUGGCAAAUCUCACAGAUGAUGUGAGUGAACAAUGCCAUGAUGCUGCUUGUCUCUGCCUGCACAGACUAGGGAUAGUAAACAAGGAACAGUCCACGUUCAGGUGUGUACAUGUGACACUGUUCAUAGCACUCCUGCUUGCAUAUGUAUACUGAAACUUAAGAAAUACAAUCUCGAAAUAUGAAAACACAUAAUAGUGUAGUAUAUUAAAACACCAAAUUUGCGCUGCAGGCUAAAAUGCACUCACACGAUGGUAAUUGAUUGUAGGCAUAUAGUUACAUAGUUAAAAAGAGACUUGCGUCCAUCAAGUUCAGCCUUCCACACAUUUUCUUUUUUGCUGUUGAUCCAAGAGAAGGCAGAAAAAAACCACUUUGAAGCACUUCCAAUUUUGCAAAAAACUAGGAUGAUAUUACUUCCUCACCCCAAAAUGGCAGUCAGAUUUAUCCUUGGUUCAAGCAGCUAUUAACCUACAUUGAAAAAUUAUAUCCUUGAAUAUUCUGUUUUUGCAAGUAUGAAUCUAGUAGCUGUUUGAACAUCUGUAUGGACUCUGAUAAAACCACUUCUUCAGGCAGAGAAUUCCACAUCCUGAUUGUUCUUACAGUAAAAAACCUUUCCUUUGCCUUAGACGAAAUCUUCUUUCUUCCAGUCUAAACGCAUGGCCUCGUGUCCUAUGUAAAGUCCGGUUUGUGAAUAGAUUUCCACACAAUGGUUUGUAUUGGCCCCGAAUAUAUUUGUAUAAUGUUAUCAUAUCCCCUCUCAGGCGACGUUUUUCUAAACUAAAUAGGUUUAAAUUUGUUAACCUUUCUUCAUAGCUGAUAUGUUCCAUUCCUUUUAUUAAUUUUGUAGCCCGCCUCUGCACUUUUUCUAGUGCCAUAAUAUCCUUCUUUAGAACAGGUGCCCAAAAUUGCACAGCAUAUUCAAUAUGGGGUCUUACCAGUGAUUUAUAAAGAGGCAAAAUGAUAUUCUCGUCCCGAGAAUGAAUGCCCUUUUUCAUGCAUGACAAUACCUUACUGGCCUUGGCCACUGCUGAUUGGCAUUGCACAUUGUUGUCCCAAGUCCUUUUCGUGUGUUGUUUUAUCCCUAAUUCGCUUCCAUUAAGAGUAUACGUUGCUUUUGCAUUCUUUACGCCGAAGUGCAUAACUUUGCAUUUUUCAACAUUAAAUUUCAUCUGCCAUUUGAGUGCCCAGUCACCCAGUCUAUCUAAAUCCCUCUGCAGCAAAGUAAUAUCUUGCUCACAUUGUAUUACUUUACAGAGUUUUGUGUCAUCUGCAAACACUGAAACAUGACUUUCAAUGCUUUUUUCGUUAUAUAAAAUAUCUUAAGGAUGGAAGAAGCUUGAUUUUCUUCUCUCUUAACCACUGGUCACUGCGAGCAAUGGCUGCGCAGUGUCCCACAGCUCCUUGUGAAACAGAUGAUCACUUUCUUGGUUCAGGAGCUGACCAUUCACAGCUCUGGGAGGUAUGUCCGUGUGCCCUGUUGCCCUGUUCGCAUGGACAUACCUCCCAGAGCUGUGAAUUGUCAUCCUAUACAAUGUAAAGAAUGUGGCAGUUUUAUUUUGGUUACUCUCUGUCUGAUUAUGCCAUCUUUACUUGUAUAAUGCCUAAUUUUACUGAACAGCAGGGCAUAUUAUUGAAACAUGAUUCUGGCAGCAGUUGGCAUGAUAUACGCCUGUUAAAUAUUCUAAGAUUCUAUACUCUAUACAGGUAGAUAGUAUAACAGAGUUUUUAGUUGUCUUGACCAUGUUGAUAGUUACUUCCUUUACAAAAGUUUCUUAACCACUUAAAAGGACACAAUAGUCACCAAGACCUUUUCAUCUCAUUGAACAGAUCUGUGUGCACUGUCCCUUUCCCCCUUAAUCCUUCAAUGUAAAACGUUGCAGUUUUACAGAAACUGCAAUGUUUACAUUACAGCACUAAGACUGCCUCUAGUGGCACUCUGUCAGACAGACACUAGAGGCAGUCUCCAUGCAGCAAUGCUGGAUGUCCUCAAGCUCUGCAUGAUGAAAUCCAGAAUCAGGGAAAACCCUAUAGAAAAGCAAAACAUGGUAGGCCUAACCUGCACGGAAACCGGCGUGCAUGCACAUUAGUUCCCCACCAUUAACUGAUGUUGGAAGAUGUGGAGCAAGUCCCAGCACAGAGGGACAUCAAUACUGGAAUCAGGUGAGUGUUUAAAAUUUUUGACACUUUUCAUUUAAAGGAUCACUAUAGUGUCAGGAAACCAAAGCGGUUUUCCUGACACUAUAGUGCCCUGAGGGUGCCCCCACCCUCAGGGUCCCACUCCCGUGGCGCUGAAGGGGUUAAAACCCCUUUAGCCACUUACCUUAAUCCAGCGCAGGGUUCCCUCGUCCGUCAGCGGAGCCGAAUGCGCAUGCGCGGCAAGUGCCGCGUGCGCAUUCAAAGUGUCUAUAGGAAAACAUUUCUCAAUGCUUUCCUAUGGAAGCUCUGCUCGAUGGAGGCAAAAAGAUUAACAGCCACUAGAGGCUGGAUGUUUGCAUCUGAACGGUUAAAACCUGAGGGACCUGGCACCCAGACCACUUCAUUGAGCUGAAGUGGUCUGUAAGACUAUAGUGUUCCUUUAACCAUUUUAUCACAAACCUAGGACAAACUAUUAUUAUUAUUUUUUUUUUUUUUUACUUUGGAGGCUGGGGCAGUAAAAGAAAUAAGGUAGCUGAGCAAUAUCGCUCAGCUGCAGUAUUUAAAGAGUUAUGAGCAGCACUCACUUUGAGCGCUGCUCCUAGCUCAUGUGUCAUUCUGGGGCCACUAAGUGUGGCCCCAGCUUACAGAGGGUACCCCCAGGUUAUAUCCUUGCUGGUACCUUUACUGCAUGACAAUCUAUGCCGUCACUGGGAAUUAAUUAAAGCCCUGCACUUCAUGACGGCAUAGACCCUCAUGUGGUCCUUAGGUGGUUAAAAAAUGCCAGCUGUAGCUAAUAAUGAAAAGCAUAUAUUGAUGUUAUGUGUUACACUACAUGCAGACAUCUGUUUUGCUAUGGAUUUAAUGUUACAAUCUGAAAGGUGCAUUGCCUGCAGGGUUUCAGGAAAGAGCUUCUGAGAAGCUGUGCUCAGCUGCGGCAAAGCAGAAUUACUUGACCUAAGGACACAGUAUUAGUUUUGUAAAGUCAGAAUGUCCCAACUCCAGUUCUCUCUAAAGUGUGCAGAGGAAAUUAGAAGGAUUCUUUCUGGCAAAGCUGGUAUAUUUCAUUUUGAUUUUGUGUACAUAGACCAAAAAUGUCAGCCAAAUCAAAGUUAGCUUUAGAGAUACAUGACCAGGUUAUAUUCAUUUCCGGGCAGCAGGAUAUUCUAUCAUGUGUAUAUAUAUAUAUAUAUAUAUAUAUAUAUAUAUAUAUAUAUAUAUAGUUUGAAACUUUAGCUCUUUUUAAAUUGGGUUAACAUUCACAGCAGGAUGUCCAGAUAGGAAAUAUGAGUUCUGCUAAAUCGACACCCGAAAACUGUUUUUAAUUUUUAACACUAAUGGUUUUUUUUUUUUUAAAUCUAAAUCACAGGAUUUACUCUGUAUUUGUCCAGAAAUUGCAUUAGAUGCUAGAAAACCAUUGUUCUUUGUUAUUCACUGAAUGAUGGAUCUCGCUUUUUAGUGAAGUUAUUCAGACACCAAACUGGUUGCUGUUUUGGUAGAGAUUGCUACUCAAGUAAGGGUGCAUAUUACUCAACUUUUGGGUGCUCAUGACGGGAGAAAAAUGAAGCCAUUAGCCAGCUAUUCAGGAUUCUCUGAGAGACAUCAUAUAUAACUUUUUUAUAUAAUGGAUAAUAAAUCCGCACACCAUGGCUGAGAACAUUGAAAUCAUUGGAAGGCUGUUGAGCAUGCAUAUCACAUAAAUUCAUACUUUGUAUAGUAAAAGAAUAAAUAUAUCUCAAUCAUGGGGGAUAUACUACAAAAUAAUUGCACAGUUAUUUUAAUCAAUACAAAGGCAAUGCUUUUAAGUUAAUCCAUCAGUAGAUUCUACAUAUAAGUUAGUCCAACAAAAUGUUUAUGUGAGAAUUAAGAUAUUUUACAGUGUGCACUAUGGCUUUCUGAUAUUUCAUCGUUUUUCAACCAUCAGCAUUGCUAUGUUCAAUUGGUGGACUAAACUAUAUGCAGCAUUUUCAUUGUUUGAAGUACCUGUGUAAUUACAAUGUAUUAUAGCCCCAUUUAUUAAGAUUUAUUUUUUUAUUAUUGAUUGAUCUUUUGACAUUUUCCCCAGUAUAUCAGCACUGGGUAUCAUUGUCUUUACGCAUCAGAGUUUUAAUAGAAGUUUUUGUUAUUUCCCCCCCACCCCAUGUUUAUUGUUUUUAUUUAAUUGCUUUAAUGUCAAAAAAACUAUUCACCUCUAAGAAUAAGUUUACACAGCGUUUUUGUGCCAUGCAUACAUUGAACAUUGAAAACAGUAAGUUCAUUCAUUUCAACACAAAACGUAACAUUAAGUGGAGAUAGAGCAGAAGUGCUGCAGAACAAGGUCACCAUUGUGAAAUUAACCUAUCUACUAUAUCUUGAUUGGGUGCUUCAUUGCCAGUUAGACCACAUUUCUGUAAAUUUCGGUAAUAUUACUUGAAUGUGGUUCGACAUUUCUUCAUCUUGUCGUAUUAGGUUGGGGCAUGUCUUGGCCUCAUUGAGGGACAGUGAAUCCCUCGAUGUGAUGUUCAGAUUGACAAUCAGCUGCCUCCUAUACUAUAAAAGUUACUGAAGUAUGACUACAGGGAACACACAUUUCACUUUUCUGUCAACUAAUUGAAAGUAGUGUUUUUUUGAUAAACAUGACAUUUACCAAGAGCUUUGUAAUUACUCAUCUGUGAAAAGGGAUUACAUCAUUCAUGGAAAGGAAUCUUAUCAUGACAGUCCAGAUCACACACUCUGUCUGGCAAUUUUGUGAAUUCCCAUGCUGUAGUAAACUUAAAAAAAUACUAAUAUAAGUCAUAUAUAUAUACACACUAUUUCUCACUAGGUAAAAGCUGUACAGUAUUGUGAUCACUCUUUUUUUUUUUUUUUUUUUAAAGCGAUCAAAUUACAGCAGCAGUGCAAUUUUAAGUUGCUGACAGGCAGUCCUCACUUACUGACUGGGUUCUGUUCUUACGACUCUCAAAACAAAUUGAUCAGUAAGUGGGGAUGCGCUGGUGAGUAAGCGCGAGUAAGAGAGCAGGUCUACAUUCAGGGGAAUUCCCCCAAACACAGACCAGUUCACUAGUGAAUCGCUGAAAUCUAUAUUUGGGGAAAAUUCCCUGAACAUAUUACCAGCUCUCUAACAUGUGGAAUACCUCGAAUCCCCACGCUAGAGAGCUGGUCGUAAGUGCGUGCAGUCUUAAAACAGGUCGGUUGUGAAGUGAGGACUACCUGUACUAGAUUUUAUAUAUAAAAGGCACACUUUAGAUCCUUUGUUUAGAUGUUUGACUAGUAUAUGCUCUUUUUCUAUUUUUACAAAAAAUGCCAACGUAAAUAGAAAUUGGCACUUUUUUAGGUCGACCUUGCUGCACCCCCUGGUUGUCAAUCAGACAACCAGUCCUGUUACUUUCUGGUUUAGUUAGCUCGAGGCAGCAAUUGAUCAGAACACCUGUCUUGCAAAGACUUCUCACUGAGCUGCAUUGGGAAUUUUGUGAUUGGGCAGCCACAGAAAGUCUGUGUAGAAUGGGUGCUUGCAAAGGUUGCAGUCAGGAUAUCUGCAACUUUUGCAAGCUGUUUUUUUUUGUUUGUUUUGUUUUUGUGCAUUUGAGUACAGCACGCUUGCAGAGCUACAUCAUAUCUAGUAAACAAUGAAAAAUCAAGCCGGUUAUGACAGUGUUGUGGCACUUAUGAAACAUGGGCAUUUUUAAAAUAAUUUUUUUUUUUUUUUUUGAAGCAAGGAUUAUAAGCGACAUACGCUGCAAUUUCUAGAGACAUUUUAGGAACGCAAUAGAAGAGAUAAACAUUAAAAUAAUCUUGAGGCAUAUGGUAUGCGGUCUCUGGGGCCGUGGUGUUGGAGACGAGGGAGUGAGAUAUGAGGCUCUGGCUGAGGGCCGGCUAUGACCUUUACGGGUCUGACCUGUGGUUUGGCUCGGUGGGCCUGUUGGAAAAAAAAAUAAAAUAGUUUGCAAAGCAAAAUCUGACCAACUUUGAACCGCAACUUGGGUAAAUCCUGUGUAUUUAGGGAGGAAGGUGCCAGUCUCCUACUGUCCACUGUCAGAAGUUGCAGCGGCGGGUGCUGCUGGUAUAGCUCUCUUUGGGGUGAAUGGCGUGAUCUCUGCCAUGUCCCAGUGGUGGGCCACCGGUGUCGCUGGUUGGGUGCCAUGUUGGAAUAGGGUGUCCCCUGGUGAGGAGUGUGGGGGCUUUGCAUAUGUCCGAGGUAGUGUGUAACACUUCUCCCUGUCUUACUUGCAAUGCACGUGGGGAUCUCCAGCGGUAUUCUAUGCCAUGGUUGCGGAGCAGGGCUGUGGGGGGUUUCAUCAUUUUGCGCCAGUGUAGUGUCUCACCGGAUAAGUCCGUGAAGAAGGAUAAUGCCAUGUUCUCAAAAUUGAAUCUGGUAGUCCCCUUCAGUGCCGCCUGAACCAAUGCCUUGUCUGCUCCACUGCGGAACCUCACAAUCAGGUCCCUUGACGCUGUGUCAGGUGCUCCCCUAGGUUUCGGCACCUGGACGGCUUGGGCUCCAGUAGUUGGGCUAGCAGUCUCCGAAGUAGAUGUGGGAGCUCUGCUGCGGGUACACCCUCCGGUAUUCCCUGGAUUUUCAAGUUGGUGCGGCGUCACGUGUCUGCUAGCUGGAUGAAUCGCAUGUCGGAGUCAGCUUGUUUUUUGGUGAGUGUUUGGAUGUUCCGCUGGAGUUGCACUACGGUUUGGAUGUGAUGCUCUGAGACAAUUUCCACUGUGCCAAUGCGGCCUACCAGGCCCGUGAUAUCAGUGCACAUUAAUGUUUUCUCUGCAUUUGGCAUAUAAAUCUACCGAACACCAACCACCCCCUGGCUCUUUAACUGUAAGCAAACCACAGGAUUAAGUGCUCUCUCUGUGUGGCCGUAUAACCGAAUGCCACGGGUUGGAGAAAAUGGCGGCCAUUAUGUGGCACGAACGCAGGCAGCAAUACUUGGUCGUUGAGUGUCUGGAACUCUAAGUCGGACACUCGACCCCGCAAACACCUGUUAAACCAUACGAACGCCUGCUUCUUUCCGUGACAAGCCAGGAGAACGCUGUUCGGUAGGUUUGUUAGUAUGAGCAAAACAAAUAAACGCUACCUAUGAGCCAGGGGAACCGUUCGUCAUUUUGUUCAUUUUGGAACUCCCGAAAUUGACCGACCGCUACCUCUGAAACUAUGGAACUAAUUUGGGCAUACGCCUCAUGAGCGGUUGGUCAAAACUUUACCCCGAUGGCGAUUCGACUGUAUAUGUGGGAUUUGGGCACUCAGAUCCAGGCUAUCCAGGGAUAUCAUAUUUCUGGGGGUUCCUAUAUGUUUAUUAUGUAUUUUCAUGCGUUUUAAUAUUUUAUGUCUUUAUGCCUAGUCAUGCUGACACUUUAAUUUGUAACCAUUUUGUGGGAAUGUUCUGGGCGUGUUUUUCUGCCUCUUGAUUUUGUAUAUAAGUGAGCCAGUUGGCCAGAUUAAACACAUUUGUUUCUACCCUUCAUCACGUCUAGGGUGGUUUGGGCUAUAAUCACUACUGUGCAUGGUUUAUAACAGAUAUACUCAGCCGGAGUAUAGGGGAUCCGUUUCAUAACCCGAAUGAAAAAAUGCAUAGUUAAAUGCAUGCAUGUUUUCCUUGGGGAAAAUCUACUAACUAGACUGUGAUUUAUAUUUUAUUUUAUUUGGGCAAUGGAGUGUCCCUUUAACUAAUGCGUCUUGUUUGCUAGAAAUGAAUUAAUUUUGGAUUAUUUACAAUAAAAAGUAGGUUCUUCUCUAAGCUCAUACUGCAAGUGGUGGCCUUAUGUAUUGAAGUAAUUCUCCCGUUAUUUUUUCUCAGUCACUUCAGCUUGUUUCUUAAUAGUUAUAAUUCUAUGUUGCUAUGCAUUAUUUUAUCUAAUUUUGCCUAUGUGUAUUCUUCUUUUUUUGUUUUGGUAUUGCUCUCUAUUGAAAAAAUUGAUCUGUUUGGUUUGGCUUUUUUUUAACUACUUAUUUGUCCUUUCAUUUUUUUAUCUUUAUUUAUACACUCCCAGCUUCUCAAUAAAAUUCUUUUAAAUCUUAAAAAAAAGAAAUAGGCAAGUUCCUUAAUUUUGAGAGAACUGAAAACCAUGCUCGUUUAUAUUAACAGACCCUAUGUUUAAACAUUCCUAACUCUUUUAUGGGUAUAGACUGUAAGCUCGUUUAAGCAGGGCCCUCUUCAACCUAUUGUUCCUGUAAGUUUUUGUAUUUGUCUCAUUUAUUGUUAAAUCUCCCCCUUUGAUAAUAUUGUAAAGCGCUACGGAAUAUGCUGUAGUAAUAAUAAUAAUAAUAUGAGAAGAAGCCUUUUUAAAAAAUGUUGUAUAAAGCAGCACAGACACUGAACAGGUGACGUCAUCUUAUAGGGUACUGAUUGGGUGCCCAACAUGCUUUUUAAUCUUCUACCAGCCUCACCUGCAUGCAUGUAAUACAAAUCAGGAUCUAUGGAAUAUCCUGCAGGAUUUUCCAUAGAUAGUCUCGCACUUGCACAAUAAAGUGCCAUCCUUAUCUGUUGCUAAAUAUGCAAGAUAAUCCCUGUUCCUACCAGCUAUCUCAACUGAUUGCUGAUGGGAAAUUGCACAAUUUGAUGGCAAAGAUCAGCACUUACAUCAGAAAAUGUAGUUCCAUAUUUUGUCACAUGUACAGUAUAUUUUUGGAUUUUGUUAGAAUUUCAAAGAUUUUAUUUUAUGUAGGGUUUACACAGAGCACACUUUAGUUAACCUAGGCUAAAGUGCUGUGUGCCGUAAUAAGAAUAUUGAGUUUCGCAGUGAAUUAUGAGCUGACAUGAUGAUUCUAGUUUUAACUGUGCGCCUGUCACUACUAAAUAUUACUGCAUGUGCUGACUUGGCUCCUGUGAAUUGAUAUUGGUAUAAAUAAUCCACAUUGUCUGUCAGACUAUACCUAAACAUGUUUUAUCACCCUCACCUUUAUGGCACGCUGUUCACCUAGAAACAUAAGUUACUCUGGAGGCCCUGGUCAUAACAUUGUAAUGAUGAAUUAAUGUUGAACAUGUGCGAGACAUUGCACGUCACUAAAGACUACAAUCCCACAAAAGUAGGUCUUUUUUUAUCGCAUUAAUGCCAUUGGAAGAUAAGAAUGGAUGUGUUUUGCAGAUGUUCCUGUCAGACAAAUGUACUGGACAAUGUCUUUAUGUCUAUGUUUGCAGACGGAAAAUGGCAAGCCUUUAUUAAGCACUUAUAUAAGACAGAAUUAUUUUAUACAAUAUCUAGGGGUUUCCAGUGUAUAUAAGUGCUAGAUCAAUUGUAUAUGGAUAUAAUAAAAGGUAUUCAAAAUUUCUUAUAAUUUUGUGUUUAUUAUAUAACCUGGCUCAAAAAAUAUUUCACAAUAAUAAAAAAAAAUAAAACAAUAUUGAGAUGCUUAAAAAUUACCAGAUUUUACUAAUUACAUGACGUAAAGUCAUGAUUUUAUAAAGGACACGGAGGCGAAUAUUAUGCUUAUCUCUUUCUUUAUUAUACCUCAGCAGCAAAGAGAAGGUAUAAACAUUCAUAGAAAAAAGUUUUAACAGGUUCUCCAAGGGUUAACCCAACAUCAUACCCUUAACCAAUAGGAACAGUCCCUCUAUCUAUAACUAUUCAUGUGACCUUUCCUCUUCCUCUUUCUUUGGUCAUGCCGAAGCUGUAUCAUUAUAACUUGAGGAGACACUGGAACACUUCAUCCGUUGUGUCGAACUUUCCCAUAUCCCGAACUUGUAAGAACUUGUCUGCGUAAACUGCGGUGACAACUGGUCAUCCAGGGUGUCGCAUAUUGCGAAUUAAACUGUAAUGGGAUAGAGAAAAAUAUGGUAAAAUGUGGUCUGAGGAACUGUUUGCCACAACGUUAGUGACGAAAUCUUAGCAUAUGCCUGAUGUACUACAGACUCACUAGUACAGUUGUCUUAAAUAAAAAACGAAUUAAAUCGAGACGAAAUAAGACACCACAGUGACCCUUAUUUUAUUGUUUAUUGGGUGGGCCUGUCACUCUACUUUCACUGAUAUAUGCCUGAUAUACUUACCGGGUGGGCCAAUAUUCGCCUCCGUGUCCUUUAUAAAAUCAUGACUUUACGUCAUGUAAUUAGUAAAAUCUGGUAAUUUUAUUAAAGGACACGGAGGCUCAUAUUAUGCUAGUUCAAAGCUUUGCAAUGACUCUUGAUACUACGUGGUCUGUAGGGUGAAAAUAAUAUUCCUUAAAGGUGGAUUCAUGAGACCAAUCUGCCGUCCGUAACAAAUCUUCCAGUCUGCAUCCCAAGUUGAAUACUUUAGAUGCCAUAGCUCCUCUAGUGGAGUGUGCCCCAUAUACCGAAGUAUCUAUGUUUGCAGAGGCCAUUAUCCACUUCACCCAUCGGGCUAUCGUUAUGGAAGAUACUGGCUGGUGUGGUGAAUUGACGGCCAGAAAUAGUUCAUGUUGUUCAGAGUUUCGAAAUGCCUGUGUCUGUGUUUCGUAUUCUUUGAGACAGGCAAUCGGGCACAGGUUUUUGUUGUGCGGGAAUGCUGGAUAUGACACUGAUGUUGUCGCUGAUUUUGUUCGUCUGGAAAUGUUGAAAGUUACUCCCGUUGGAGUGAACGUGCGUGCGUCGACGUCCAAUGCCCGGACAUCCGAGACUCUUUUGCAGGAUAUUAGGCAUAAGAGCAUGGCCAGUUUCGCUGAAAGUUGUUUCAAUGUGAGGUCAGAGUUCUGUGGCCAUAGUUCCAAAAGAUUUAAGACCACAUUCACGUCCCAUACUGUACUAUAUCGGGGUCGCGGUGGUCUUGCCAAUCGAAUACCGCGUAAGAGCUUGCAUACCAACAGAUGCUUGCCUGCUGGAAAUCCUUCUAUACCUUUGUAUCCCGCCGAGAUCGCUGACCUGUAUACAUUGAUGGUCCGGUAUGCAAGUCCUUGGUCGUAUAGGUGUGUAAUGAAACACAACAGGUGGUUUACAGGGGCACAUACGGGAUCCACGUGUUGUUCCAUGCACCAACCACUCCAGAUGUUCCAAGCUUUAGAGUAGGAUCGUCGUGUUCCCGGAGCCCAGGCUCCCGCCAGGAGUUCGAGAGUUGUUUGCGGAACGUUUGGCACGACCCAGGGACCCCGGAAAGGAGCCACGCUAACAACCUGAGUUGUCCCUGCGCCAUCAGAGGGUGUGGGUUCCCAUCUGGGUCUGAGAGGAGAUGUGGGUCCUCGGGCAGCAUUCUGGGGAGAUCUAUGGACAUCUCCAUGAGUAAAGGGAACCAAGGCUGUGCAGUCCAGAAUGGAGCUAUGAGGACUAGGGACGUCCGUGUGUGGUCGAGGUGCACUAGCGUUCGUGCAAGUAGGGCGAACGGUGGGAACGCGUAUAAUCGUUUGUUCGGCCAUGGUUGUAGGAAUGCGUCCGUAGCUAACGCAUCUGGGUCCGGUCUCCAGCUGAAGAAUUCCGGGUGUUGUGUAUUCAACCGUGACGCAAACAGGUCUAUAUACAUCGGACCCCAUAGAGUGUGCAAUCGUAGGAACGUCUCUCAGUUCAGGCGCCAAUCGCUGGUAUCCCGCAGAUGUCUGGAGUUCCAAUCUGCUACGGUGUUCGAAAGUCCCGGGAUGUAUUCGGCUCGUACUGUGAUGCUGCGUUCUAAGCAAAACUGCCAAAAUUCUGUGGCUAAGUCUGCUAAAAUUUUGGACUUGGUGCCGCCAAGGCGGUUGAUGUACUGGACGGCUGAGAUGUUGUCCAUUCUCUGGAUGAUGGAGCAAUGCGUUGCGGGACCCAGGAGGCUCUUCAGUGCGAACGAACCCGCCAUUAAUUCCAGGCAGUUGAUAUGUAGUGUCCUUUCUGCUUGGGACCAUUUUCCGCCCGUGGAGGUAUGUCCACAGCGCGCUCCCCAGCCCCGUGUGCUGGCAUCUGAUUCUGUUACGCAAUCUGGGUUGUUGCCGAAGAUUGCUCUGCCGUUCCACGCUUCCAUGUGCUGCAGCCACCACCUGAGCUCCUCCUUGGCUGUGUGAUCGAGUGGCACAGAGUCUGAGUAGGAGUGUCCUGAGCGCAGUUGUGCGGCUUUUAGUCGCUGUAGGGCCCUGUAGUGUAAAGGCCCCGGGAAGAUCGCUUGUAUGGAAGCGGAAAGGAGUCCAAUUAUCCUGGCUAGCUGUCUGACCGUAAGUGUUGGUCGAGCCAAUGUUCUGCGGAUCUCCUUCUUGAUGAUUUUCAUCUUUGUGGGUGGCAGGCUUAGGGUCCCUAAGACCGCCCCUAUUUCGAACCCUAGGAAUUCUAAGGACUGGGAGGGGGUUAGUACCGACUUCUCCCAAUUGAUUAGGAAUCCCAGGUUCUGUAGUAAAGUUACUGUCCAAUCUAAGUGUUGUUGUAGCAGUAGGGUGUCUUGGGCCAUGAUCAGCAUGUCGUCCAGAUAUAUGAUCAUGCGGACGCCCCUGCUGCGCAGCAGCGCAACCACUGGCUUCAGCAGCUUUGUAAAGCACCAUGGUGCUGACGAUAGGCCAAACGGAAGGCACUGAAACCUCCAGGUCUGGGAGUCCCAACUGAAUUGUAGGAGAUGCUGACACUCCUUUGCAAUGGGGAUGGUGAGAUAUAUGCAUCUUGAAGGUCUAAUUUGACCAUCCAAUCCCCCAGCCUGAGAAGAUCUCGCAGGCAAUGAAUCCCUUCCAUUUUGAAGUGAUGAUAUCGUACAAAUGUAUUGAGUGGGCGUAGGUUGAUCACUGGUCUUACCUCACCGCCUUUCUUGGGGACCAGGUACAGAUUGCUCACGAACCCUGGGGAGUGGGGCGCGACCUGAUAGAUCGCACCUUUCUCCGCCAGUGCUAUGAUUUCUUUCGACACCAGUUCCCUAUCCUGAGGGGCGAACACCAUCCGCCGUGGCAUUGUGGAUUGGAUUGGGUGUGUGACGAAUUCUAUAUGGUACCCCGCUACUGUGUCGAGAAUCCAGGCAUCGGACGUGAGUCUGUGCCAUGCCCCGAUAAAUUUGGAAAGUCUGCCCCCUACGUGUGAGGUAUGAGAGAGGGGAAAGGGAAAAGCACUUACCAUAAGGUCGUCGGCCGUAUGUGGCACCCAUGUGACCUCUGGGCUGCCAUGAUCUGCCCCUGACCGGGAAGAAAGGUGCGGGGGUUCUGGUCUCCGCCUGUGGGACUCUUGGUGUCGUGGGGCCCCGGUAGCCCCGGUGGGAGCUCCGUGAUGGGCGGCUGGACAGGCGGCCCCUGUACCUGCCAGCCCCUCCAAAAACCUUCGGGGAGAACAUCCGUUUUAGGUUUGUUUGUGCCUUAUCCAGGGCUGUAAAUGUGCUCACGUAGGUGCCCAGCUCUUUUACAAAAUUGUCUCCGAAAAGGGUCCAGGCUCGGUUAUGGCCAUGUUGACCAGCUUGGGGUCUAUUUUCAUGAGAAUUGCCUUCCGCCCCUCAGUACUAAGUGCGGCAUUUGAGUUGCCGAUGAGACAGAUAGAGCGUUGUGCCCACUCUCGGAUCACUAAGGGGUCUAGUGGUGCGCCACCUGCGAUUGUCUCUUCGACCAAGUCGAAGAUCUUUGCGCUAGGGCCCAAGGAGUCGAGCACCUUAUCCUGGCAGUGGCGCAGGGAGUAGUCUAGCCCUUUUUUGGCUUUCCAGCCAGCCUUACCCAGGAACUGGGCAAUCUUGGGGUCCACCUCUGGCGUGGCGCCCGCCAUAUAAGGGACCGUCGGGCGUGGGCACUCUGCCCUUAACUUAUUCCUGGUCGUUUUAUCCAGGGGCUUCCUUAUUCUGGCCGCAAUAUAUUGGGCCACAUGGUCAGCUGGGAACCAGUCUGUGGACCUGGGGUGCUGCAGGUCGUCAGGGUUGAAUAGGGGCUCGCCCUGGGGGUCUAGGAUGAUGGAAUCAUCCGUGGGCGUUUUUCCCUUAGCUGGUAUGACUGCCAGGCUGCGCUCAGGGGAAGAGUUCCCUGAUUCCAACGAGCCGAGUUCCUCGGACUCACUCAUUACCUCCUCUAUGUCCGAACCAGAGUCGGAUGUCUCUGUCUGGGCUUUUGCCCAUUUCCACGUCCUCACCGCUUUUGCCCGGUGGGUGGCUCUUUUGCGUGGGGGGCCCCACGUCCUCAGUAGUGACAGGGCGUAUCCUGUCCGUCGAGCUGUUUUUGGAGGUGUGUUUGCCCAUAUGGUGGGUCUUCUGCGUAGCCUUACGGCCGCUGAGGGGCACAGGUUUGUCAGGCUGGGCCAUGGAGCGGGGGCCGCCGGGAUGGCUGCUAGACGCCAGUAUGGCAUUACUAAUGGAUUGUGUCAGGGUCUCAGACAUCGCCCCCAUAGCCGUGACUAUAGCUUGAGUGACCGACUUGGUCAUGGUUGCAUCCAGGAGUGAGUGAAACUCCUCCGAGUUUAACUGAUCCACGGAUGCCACGUCUUCUCGCAGUGGCGAGCAUGGACGUGUUAUCUGUGGCACGUGAUGAAUGGUGUCCUUACUGAUAUCAGUGGGGGUGGCAACCCCGUGGUCCCUAAGGUGUUGCAUGACAGGUAGGUUGUAACAAAAGACACCUGGGGUGUGGGAGCAGUGACACCUAAAUGGCUGGGUAUACUAAGUGACACAAUGAAAUUUGUACCAGACUGGCACCAAUGUGUGAGAGAAAAAAUGCCCCUAGUGACCCUGUGCAGGGGCUAACAGGAAACCAACUGUGGGCAGUGAGCUCUGAGAACAGUGCAAGUGGGAGGAUGCAGGCACAAACAAAGGCUGUCAGCUUACCAAGUGUUCCCUCCGGAAUGGCCGCCAGGGAGCACUGGUAAGCUGCCAGCCAAUGCAGCUGGCCAAUCAGAGAACGCCCGCUCUCUGUUAUAGGGCGGGCGCAGAAAAAAGCGCGGCAAAGCCCGGCCGGCUUACUGGAAAUGGCCGCAGUGCCGAGCGGCCGUUAUUGCACAUGCGCGAGCGGGCUCUGGAGUCAGAGCGCUCGCGCCGCGAAACGGCCGCCGCGGCUCUCAGAGGACAACAACGAACGGGUAAUAAACUACCCGGUAAGGUGUGGGAGGGGGUAACCGCCGCAGGGGGCAGACAGACAGGCAGACAGGCGCCGGCUCUAAGAACCGGCUAAGUAACCCACACAAAUACCUAAGACAUAAAAUAUUAAAGACACAUAAACAAAACAAUACAAUACUAAUUCAAAGAGGGUGCUCUGAGGAGAGCUAAAAUUAGAUGGUACUUAGCUGAGGCAGCAGCAAAGAAAGAGAAGAGGAAAGGUCACAUGAAUAGUUAUAGAUAGAGGGACUGUUCCUAUUGGUUAAGGGUAUGAUGUUGGGUUAACCCUUGGAGAACCUGUUAAAACUUUUUUUCUAUGAAUGUUUAUACCUUCUCUUUGCUGCUGAGGUAUAAUAAAGAAAGAGAUAAGUAUAAUAUGAGCCUCCGUGUCCUUUAAUAAAAUCAGUCUGAUGUUGACAAAAGAAAAAGUAAAAUGUGUCAACGGUAAACUCCUGUAAGCUGAAUUUUGGUAUGCUAGGCUAAAUACCCCCGAAUCACACUGAAACACUCAUUCUUGGAAAGGCAAGUAUGACCUAGGUGUGAUGUCAAUACCAAAGAUUAUGUCAAUAUUAGGUCAUGCUGCAGGGCCAUUUCCAUCAAAUUGAAGUCUUCUGCUUUUGGAUAAACUUAAAAGUUAUCACUGCAGGGUCCAUAGCACAAUAACCGGGGGUACAUUUCUAUUCGCUAUGACUGAAUUUUCACUUGGCUAUUGUAGUGGGCAAGUGGCCAUUUUUAGCCCCGAUUUCUAUAAUUAUAAAAUUUAAUUAGCAAUGGUAUCCAACCAGUGUGCCUCCAUUGUUGAACAGCAGUUCUAAUGAUUAUCAUUUACUCAAACCUCCCAACAUUUUAAAUGAACAGAAAGGGACUUUAAUUAUAAGGUGGUGACUGGAAGUUUGGCCAGGGGAAGGACUGUUCUGAAAAAUUAUAGAUGACUUACUAAUAACAAAUAUUAUAACUAAAAUGUAAUUUAGAACAAAAACGCUGAAUCUUGUUUACACAAACUGAUUUCUAAACACAUUUAUUGUAUUUUAAAGACACAUUACUGUGUGUAUUAUUGCUGUAGAACUCUGUUAUAAACUCUGACAAAUCAACAAUAAGGUGCUCUUUCAAGAGAAGGCAUUUAGGAUGGGAAAUAGGGACAGAGGGAUUUCCACUUAAAAUAAGGACUGUUCCACCUAAAUAGAGCUUUGGAGGUAUACUGACUGCAGUCUGGGCCCUUCAGUCAAAUGUAGGCUAUGGGCCCCUUACAUGUCAAAUAUACAUCCAUACAAAUACCCUAUUAACCAUUAGUCACACUGAACUCAUCAAACCAUGUCUUCGUGGACUGUAGUUUGUAAACGGGAACACAAUCAUGCAGAAAAAGGCUUCCACAAACCUUUGCCACCAAGUUAGAAGCACUUAAAUAUCUGAAAUGUAUUUGUAUCCUGUAGCAUUAAGAUGGUGCUUCACUGGAACUAAGUGGCCUAGCCCAAACCUGAAAAACCGCCCCAGACCAUUAUUCCUCCUCCCCCGAACUAUACAGGAAGCACUGUACAUUACUGUAGGUGGCACUCACCUGGCAUCUCCGACACCCAAAUUAUUCCAUCAGGUUGCUGAUUGUGAAGAAAGAUUCUUCCCUCCACGGAACAUAUUUCCAUUACUCCAAAUUCCAGUGGUGCCGUGCAUUAUACCACUACAGCCGAAGCUUGGCAUUGUGCAUGUUUAUGUGAGGCUUGUUUACAGCUGCUCGCCAAUGGAAACACAUUUCAUGAAGCUCCCUACUCACAGUUGUUAUGCUGAUGUGACUUCCAGAAGAAGUUUGGUACUCUGUUGUGAAAUAUGUAAAGAGGGGUGAUUAUAUUUAGUUUUUAUGGAGCCUUGGGAGUACCCUUAAGCAUCUGUGUCAAAAUUUACAAGUGCUUUGUUCUUAGGGCACACAGCCCCACAUAUAUGCUGUGCAGCAUCUAUGCUCUUUAUUAAUGUUAAGAUCUCAUGGACACACAGCCUGUGGCAGUUCUGUAUUUGUUGGGUACAACUCUAAUAAUCAAAGAGCCUGAAAGUCAAGUCCAGAGCAUCUGAGAUUUCAGAAUCUGCUUAAUGUUGCAAAUGUCUCUGUUCUGUAUGUGAGACUGUUGCUUGGAGUGUUCGUUUAAUGGCAUCUUAUUUUAGGUGCGCUACCGGAGAGAAAACAGGGUUUGAUAAAGUAAUUGAAAAAAUACAAAUCCCAUUGUCCAUUAGAAGACUUUUACUGAUCAAAAUUGGGCGUUGUGGUUCAAGAGACAUCUGGGUUUAUUUGGAUAAGGAAAUAAGUCACAUGCGCAUCUACCUGGCUUUAUGACCAGUAUUAGGAGAUCGCACCCAUAUUGAAGAACAUUCUCCAGUUGCUGCUAGAGCUAGGGAAUCUGUCAAGGCUUUUUCAUUCUAGAUAGGGUUGUCAUGCGGCACUGAUUGCAGGCAGUUUUCACAUAUUGAAGUAACACUGCAAUCCUUAAAUGUUAAAGCUGUGGAAAUAAGAAAGCUGCAGUGGAGAUUAAGGUUUCAUAAAAUGUAAGUUUCAAAGCAUUGAUUGGAUCCAAAUGGAGAAGUUGUUUUAUUAUUAUUUCUGUUCUUGGUCCUAUAGUAAAAGAAAUCCUCAUGUACAGAAUAAAUAUGCAGCUUUAGAUUUGACAUUUGUAUUUUGCUGUAGUCUUUUGUACUCUUGUCAAGAAGAAAACGUAUUUCUUGUAAGAUUUAGAAUAAGUGGUUCAAACAACCUCUUGUGUGCCCAUCAUGCAGAUUGAUUUGAUUUAUAUCUCAGAAGAUACACAUUUGAUUCUUCAACAAUAAAGCACAAAUAUAUGCCUUUUUAUUUACUGUGCCAGUCUGCACAAGGUAAGUAGUGAAUGCUCUCAUAGGCUAACAUUGUAAAUUAAUUUAAUUGGUAGAAAUACAAGGUAAGAGAGGAAUAAUUAACCCUGUAUAACAAAUGUAUUUGUAAUGUUAAAGGAACACUUCAAGAACCAAAAAGCACUACAGCUUGGUAUCUUGGUUAUAUUGCCAGGAUUGCUCUGGACACCCCCUCCCAACCCCCCAUUGUAAGGAGUCAAACCCUUUUGAAGAGUUUGACUUGUUACCUGAGUCCAUUGGGCACUGCUCCGUGCAUCCACUACUAUCACCGGAGUGCCCGAAGUCCCAAGGCAUGAACUUGCGUUGUCUCAUUAGGGUUUAGCUCAAGAAGCCUUAUUCCCAGAUUAUAGCAGCAUAUACUGAUGGUUAAUACCCAAGCCUAACAGAUGGAUAAGAAAAAACAGCAACCACUGUAUAUGCAAAAAUAGAAAAUAUGUUAAUUUAAGAAACAUGCAUAAGGACUUUGUGUCCAGAAUUAGUCUUUUCUGUUACUUCUACAUCUUGAUAACGCUUGACAUAAAGUUUUGGAUGAUGACCAGAUACCUGAUCUGCCAACAGUAACUGGAGAGGCGUUGGCCAAAGAAGUCCAAACUGGACACUGGCCUGAUAGAUUGAGGCUUUAUCCCUCGAGGAAGAGACUUACCUUGGGCUUGAUAAGCAUUAGAUAUGGGUAACUAUCCAUCUUGAAAUCUAGAUGAUUUUCUGAGUUUCUUAGUCCUUUUUAAAUAUGUGCCUAGGUAUUGCGUAACAUCCAAAUUGUGCCAGUUUCGUUCUUCCUGUGUGGUAGGAUAGGGUAAAAUUGACCCCUUGGUUUAGGUGAAUCUUCAUAACCAUGAGAUCAAUCCAGUUCCAUGAGAAGCCCGGAACUGGUCUGAUCACUGCCCUCUUUGUGAAUGGAGGAUCAUGUGAAAAGACCUGUACUUUACACAUUCACCAAGCAAAGUUAAGAGCCAAGAAAAAAAGUCUUUAAGGUAAGCAUCAUUUGUGGAAUUGAGUACACUGGUUCACAUGGCUGCAUUGAGAAGGCAAUACUGAUCUUAAAAGGGGGGCUUAUCAGAAUUAUCACUCUUAAAAAGGAAUGACAGAUGUGUCCCUUGCCUAACUUGUUUUCUAUAAUAUCAGGGCGAGUUGAGAUUGGAAUAUGAGUCCCUUUUCUAGACCUGCCUGAAGAAAAUUGAGAAUGUUGCACAGAUUCGUAAGUUGACGUUGUGGAAUGUUUUCUUAUUUUUAGAAGUCCCUUGACUACUGAUACUGUGAGAACUUUGUUGUCAGAUUUUUCUCUUCUUUGUCUUCAUGCUGUUAAGGGUAGAGAAUCUGGUGGACCCUGAACCAACAGACCUUUUACAGAGAAGAAGGUUCCAAGGAGGUCAUAGUAGAGGUUUACUCCAAGCACCAUGACCAUUUCAGUGAAGUGGAAAUAAAACUAAAUAAAUAAAUAAAUGAGCUAGUGAGAAGAAAAAUAGAACAAUGUAUAAGCCUUUUGGAUAGCUGGAUAACAGUAACAAAAAGACCGGGCUGGGGAAGCUGGAGCCUAUUAUAGAAUUUAGCCAUUUUGUUCCCUGUCAUGUUGUCUGUCUAGCAAUGUGUAGGAUUCAUAAACCGCAGGAGAAAAAGUCAUUGUUUUGAUGAAUUGACCGACCUCCAGAAGCAUGUGUUCUGCUACAUACUGCACAGCAGUAAUUUUCAUACGUCUGCAAAAAGAAGUAAUAGGAGUGCAGGGAAUUAUGAUGAAUCUGGAAACCUUAGUACCAUUGAGUGGAUAUUUGAGUAGUCUUCAAUAGUGCUUGCUAAGUUGUAAAAACUCGUCAGAUGAUGUUAGUGAUAUGCCUUUUAUAGUAAUGGGAGACAAAUGAUCCACGUAUUAAAUUACACAAAAAGAGAGCUAUUUAAACACCAUCCCUAGUAAUAUAUUUUUUAGUCAUCUCCUGGGAUUCUCUGCAUUUAUUAUUCUGAGACAGUUUCCACCUAAAAUAGGAAUCUUCCAGACAUUGUGUGGAUGCACCAGAAGAUAUUGUUGAGCCUUAAACAACCCUGUGAUUACUAACAAAUCAAUUAUGAGCCAAUGGAAUUGUGUAAUGCUAAUCAAACAAUACUUUCAUCAUAUUAAAGAAACACUCCAAGCACUACAACCACCACAGCUCGCGGAUAGCUCUGAUCACCCUCAACCACUGAGCUAACUGAUGUUCUUGCUUAGAUAUUUAGUAGUUUAUUUUAUAAAGUGAUUAUUCCCAUACCUGUUCUCCAAUACUCCAAUAUUUGAGGAUUUUUGAAUUUCUAAGUUCUUCUCUUUAUAGAUAUUAAUAAAACCUGUGCUCUUGAUAUUUUUGGGGGGAUAUCAAACCUAAUAUCAAGUAGAAAGAGUACCUUACUACACCCAAACAUUUCAAAAUACAAAAACAGUAUAUUCAGAAACAAACACACACUAAGCAUAUAUUGAUAUUUGUUAUUUGUUUUAUUGAACUAACCUCACUGCCUUAUGUUAAUAUAUAUCUACCUAAAGUGUCUCCAAUCUCUGCUUUACAAUUGUAAUCAAAAGUAUUCAGCCCCCAUCAAAAAUCAGGUUUAUUGUCAAAUUUACAGACUUUCAGCUGUUUGCAAUGAACAAAUCAAACAAAGGCAUUUGAAGUAGCUCAACACAACAAAUGCUUCAAGUGCGGGACUUUUGCAGUCACUCAAGAGUUUUUCACAACCUGCCUUCUCAGAAAUCUGGUUGCAGCCAUUGAUAGCUUCCUUUUUCUAUUCCAGGUAGUGUAACCACUGUUCAUUCAACUUUGAACUUGCGAACCAUGCUUCCAGUGGUGUCUCUAAGAACAUUCAGUGACUUCGCUAUUUUUUUUUUGUAUCCUGUUCCUUGUUUGUGAAAGGUAGUGAACAUGUUGCUGGUUUGUGAACCAUUCCUUUGACUUGGCCAUAUUUCUAACAUGCAUUCAAACAUGACACGCAACAAACCCUUAGCCAGUUAAGGUACAACUAAUGACGCCCUUGAUUAGUUGCAUCAGGUGUGCUUGAGACCUCACCUGUUUUGCAUAUUUGUGCUGUUGUGACAGAUUCUUUUCAGUGUAUUGAAGAUUUUUGAGACUAGAGAAGUCAUUAUAAGUUGCAUUUCAGUUGCAUUUGGGGAAACCCACUCGCAUUUGUUGUAUUGAGCUAUUUCAUUUGUUUUUAUUUGAUUUGUUCAUUGCAAACAGCCAAAAGUGAAAAUUGUGACAAUAAACCUGAUUUUAAUAGGGGCUUAAUAAUUCUGAUUACAACUGUAUGUACCAUUUAUAGAUCAACUCCUUUCCUAUGUUUUCAGUUGAAGUGGUAUUCACUAAAGCGAGAAUUUAAAAUGAAUUUAACAUUUUAGAUGACUUACUAAUAACAAUGUAUUUAACUAAAAUGUAAUUUAAAACAAGUGCUAUGUAUCUUUUUUACACAAAAUGAUUGCUAAACACAUUUAUUGUAGUUUAGAGACACAUUACAUUAUUAUUACUUUGGAGUUUUGUUUUACACAGAAUUAAUCAUACUUACCAACAAAAUGGAGCUAUUAGAAAAGAGGGAUGGGGAUUUAGGCUAAAAUAGGGAUUGUUCCUCCUAAACAGCGACAAUGUAAGGCAAGCAUGUCAAGCCCGCGGACUGCAUGCAGCCCACAAGGGACAUCUAUGCAGCCCGUGAGCCGCAAGUACAUGCUCAGUGUUAUAGCAGAGUAGGCACCUGCUUUCCCCACAUUGCAGGUGCCUAGUCUGCUAAAACUUUCCUGGCCAUGGAGGAGGGCCAGCGAUGGAUCUCAGUGUUCCUGCUUCUCACUGCUCCCUCGCGCGCACCAUCUGUAGUGAAGCCGGGCACCGGAAUAUGACGUCAUAUUCCAGCACCACCACCGCGCGAGGGAGCAGUGAUGAGCAGAUAGAAGGACCCCAGGGAGAUGCCCCACAUCAGCUCCAAAAGGUAGGGAGCAAUAAAGUAAAGUAUGUGUGUGUGUGUGUCUGUCUGUGUGUGUGGGUCAUUGUUGCAUUGGCUGCGACUGGACAGUGGAGUACUUGAGGUGCAUGGAGAUAAGCAACGUCAUGAAUGUACGUAGUGGGCAUUGGAUAGCAUUCCCUUCAUCCACCAUAAAAUCAUAACUUAACCCUUCAAAUAACGACAGACAACUUCUUGGAGAAAACAGGCCACAGCAUUUAUUAACACAACCAAAUACUGUAUAACUCCUUUUACGUAUAACAAAAUAAUAAAUAUAAAUUUAUUACACAAACAAUUUGCAUAUAGUCAUACAGUAACCGAAGAAACCGUCCUUGCCAAUCUAACUUCCCCAAGGCUCUCACCUCCCCCCCUCGGCAUAAUAAAAACAUCUUCCUUUUCAGGGCUCCCCACCAGCCGGUUUUCCACUCGGUGGGGCCCAACCAUAAUGCUCCCCACCGGUCGACUUACAACCCAGUGGGGACACGUCCAACCUGGUACCUCCUCCAGGUUCACCAUAAGAGACAGGGGGAGGAUGAGACCCGGUUAUUAUCCCCCUUUUUCAGCUAAUCUACCAAACCAUCCCUUAUUUGGCAAGGACACAACCCCGAUGUUUUAAGCCUAAAAUCAGCGGGGAACCCCAAACAGACCAACCAUGGCCUGUUCCACCAUCUCUCGAAUGGCCAGAUUAAAAUGAUCAAGCCCGACCUCAGUCAAAUGAACCCCAUCCGGCUGCAACAAAUCUGCCGCCUCCUUCUCAAAACCCUAUGAAAAAGGGUAUCCCCCAAACCCCUAUAACGAACCGUGAAACCCAACGUUUGAACCCUUCGCGGCAGCGCUCCAACGCACUCUGGCUGUGUGCAUGCCGCCAAUAGUUCCUUGCCACAACUUCCGACCACACUAUGCACUCCGAACAACCCAAUUCGUCAUACCCAGCUGAGAGGCCUCCGUCGUAGCGCCAAUGCGGAAAGAAUGACCGCCAAAUAAAUUGAAAAUGGGAGAGGAAGUUCCCCUCCUCGUAUACCAUGAGCGAGCCAGCCAAGGAUGGCCGUACCGUAGACUCCCUGAUCGCCCUGACCAGAUAGGCGUCCAAUCCUGGGACCGCUGCCAGCGGGACCCACCUGCCCUUGCCGACACCAGGUCCUGACAAUCCCGGACAUCCGCAAACAGAAUCCCUCCCUACCGGCUGACCAGUUCAGACUCACCAAUAACUCAAUCUUCAUGGCCCCAAAGAAAGGAAGAAACGGCGAGGCAUACCUCUGUGAGCACCUGGCACAAUUGUCCCCAUAGGGCCCCCAAACCGGUCUCUUUGGAUUCGCAGAAACUGACCACUGCACAGGCCCUGCACCGCCUGCCAUACCAGAAACUCUGUGGUGACAUCCACCCAACCCUGGGGCUUACCAGAAAAAUUAAACCAGACACGCGCGACAUAUCCGCCAAGGACCCAACGCUCCAGCAGUCACAACAGACCUUGUAACGAGCAGGCGAACCCACAAAUACACCCACCUCUGACUCCUGCGCCUGCCAUUCCACCCAUAACCUGGAGUACCUGGCCCAAAAGGAACCGGACCUACACGACACAUUAAGACCCAGGCGCCGGAGCAGGAGAAGUACUGAAAGAGAAAAGGAGGGGCCGAAUGCUGGUUAAUCGCCUGCACAACCCCGAGGUUGGCACAGUGAAUAACGGCCCGACGGUCCUGUAGCUCCCGACCCCACAAUACCACUACAAUGGGAAAGCUCCAGGAAGGCAAGAUUCCUGGUCAAGCCGGAGGCGGACCACGCUGCCGGCCAUGUCAGCAAACCAGCGCGAUCCCAGAAUCACCCCAACCAGACAGAGCCAGCCGCGUCCGUAUAUAUGGGCAAGUCCGAACUGGACACCUCUGGCGCCUGCCAAGGUGAUCCUCCAAUAUACUCGGUUAGGAAGGAAUCCCAGACCUCCAGGUCAACCUGCAAUCGCCUUGUGAGCCGGAUAAAAUGCUGCGGCCCCGGUAGUCACGGCCACCAGGCGCCUGCGGGACAAUUGCCCCAUGGCAUGAUCCGGCAGUUGAAGGUCAACUUCCCUAACAGGGACUGCAGUUUGCACAGCUGCAUCCUCCUCAGACCCCUGGCCAUCGCCACAUCCCCUCAACCUUAGCCUGCGGCAGCCGACAUUCCAUGGCCACUGAGUCAAUUUUGAUACCCAAGAAGCUAAGGCACGUCACUGGCCCCACUGUCUAAUCGUGCUCUAAGAGAACCCUAAAGCACCCGAAAACUCGCUCUGCCGUGUCGACAAGUCAGCGAAGGCCCACACACAAAAGCCAUCAAGGUAAUGCAGCAACGAGCCGAUCCUUGCCUCCUGCAGCACCACCCACUCCAGGAAAGUGCUGAAGCACUCAACGUAAACCUCCUGCAGGAGCUUAUCCAGCACCAUCCGAGGGGAGUCUAGCACCGACUUAGGAACAUAAACUAUAGAAUGUGACGGCAGAUAAGAACCAUUCGGCCAAUCUAGUCUGCCCAAUUUUCUAAAUACUAUUAUUAGUCCCUGGCCUCAUCUUAUAGGUAGGACAGCCUUACGCAUAUCCCGCGCAUUACUGUGUUAACCUCUACCCCUUCAGCUGGUAGGCUAUGCCAUGCAUCCACUACUCUUUCAGUAACGUAAUACAUCCGGGUAUUAUUUUUAAACCUUCGCCCCUCUAAUUUAAGACUAUGUACUGUCAUUGUGGAAGUUUUACUCCUUUUAAACAUAGUCUUCUCCUUACUGUGUUGAUUCCCUUUAAGUAUGUAAAUGUUUCUAUCAUAUACCCCCUGUCUCAACUCUCCUCCAGGCUAUACAUGUGAAGAACCUUUUCUUCAAGGGCGCUCCGAGAAGGGGAUCCAGAAGCCUUGGGUGACCCCCUCCAGCAGGAGCCCCACGGCCUGCCGAUUCCAGUCGCGGUUGAGCCAUAGGUGCAUCGCGCUUACGAGCACUGGGGUCGCCGCCCUGAGCUCCCAAGUCCCCUUUCUCCCCGGACUACUCUUCUUGAAACAGCAGGAGGCAGAGUGAGCUCCACCGCAAUGGGAGCAUUCGUGCUUAAAGCAGCUCGACCCGCCCCACUUACAUCGGCUGACAUUAAACUUCCAGCAACAACCUGGCCGUUGCUGCGAAGCCAAUGGGGCGGAGCCGCCCCGUCCCCCCACCCUGGAAAGGGGGACAACCCCCCUCUAGGCGCCGCUGGCCGGGUUAUGAUGGAUAGCCAGAGGCCAAUGUCCAUCGGAUCCCACGCUACAGAGCUAGACCGCGAGGCGCUGACGAAAACGUUUGGCAUAGCACCACCAACCCAGGCCAUCAUAAGUAUGUCGCACAUUCCAAGUGGUGUCCUGGUAACAAAACAGCGCCGCGCAGUGCUGGGGAACCCUCUCUCCAAUCAUGCUCUCCAAGAUAGCAAACCCCGAACCCAAUUCCCCAACGUCUUAGGAAUUUCCUAAAACGGAACUUUACAUCACCGUCAUCCGAGUCCAACCCCUCCUUGUGCCCCAAGGGCCAAAGGGGGAUAUCUUUGAAGAGCACCCUCCAAGGGCCAAAGGGGGAUAUCUUGUGCGACUGCGCAGGAGAGUGGGGGUGCUGCCCCCAGCGAGGAAGAGGCCCAACUCCCACUCCCCAAUUGCCGCGCUGAGGAAUGAGCACACCGCCCCCCACCCACCUGGGGACACACCUUCACGACAGGAAGGUACCACACUGAGCAUCCUGACCGUUGAACUUGGCAAUGUGGCAAUGUGAGUGGAGUCUGCUUGUUGGCUAGAGGGGGGUGCUGGGAUUUAGUAGCGUGAGAGGACUGGGAUUUAGUAUAUGGGGGGGGCUGGGAUUUAGUAGAGGGGGAUGCUGUUUUUUUUUGUUUGUUUUUUAAAUACUGUAAUUUUCAAAAUAAACCUAAGUUUCUAUGAAAAUUUAAGGGUUUGUUUUUUUUUCCUGCCCACAUAAAAUUAAACCUUGUUUAUGUGGCCCGUGCUAGACUUUGAGUUUGACAUUCUUGUUGUCGAGUGCAGAUCGUUGACAAGAAGGUAAAAUACAUGAGGGGUAAACUGGGGUGAAGAUACCACCAACCCAAAAAAUCUGAGUAAAGAAUAAAGGCAGAAACAAAGUGGACAUGCGUAUUAUUCAUUCUGUAUACACAAGCUUAGCAUAUGAACUCGUUCAUGCAGGUCAUGUGGUAGAGCAUGCAUGCAUCCUGUGGGAUAGGUCGUUCUUCUUUUCACUUAGAUUCUGUGUGUGUAUCUUGUUUCCUACCUGACAUUAAUUUUAAUUAGCUAGUUAUUGUGUGAAAGCCCUUGUUUCAACUUCCCUGUGUUUCUGUAAGACUGUAGGCUUUCCUUUGUGUCAGACAGGCCUCAAGGCAUGACCUAGUGGAAUAACAAAUUAGCACAGUUAUUGUUCUCGAAAGAAUAGAUAAUGUUCGCUUUGUGUAGAGUGCAUCCAUAUUCUGAGAGGCCUGCAAGUGUUGCUCAUUCACUGCUAGGCAAGUUUCUAACCGCCUCUGUUUGGGCUCUGAGGUGGAAUACCGGGCUUUUAAUUUACUGCUCUCACAUAAUACACACAAUGUUUUUAGGUUGUAGAGAAUAAAGCUUGUGUUUUAACCCCUUAAGGACCAAACGUCUGGAAUAAAAGGGAAUCUUGACAUGUCACACGUCAUGUGUCCUUAAGGGGUUAAAGGAACGUGUUUGCUUCCUUACCUUUUUAAUGCAUUGUUUAUAGCAAGGUACAUACAAUUACCACAUAUUUACUACCUCUUAAUGUCAGCGAUGGGUUUAAUCUAGGUUAAAUAGAGCUCCUCAUCAAAGUAAAAACAAGUAUCAGUCAUUCUAAAGUAUGAGUAACUUUACAUCUCUCUGCCUUAGUACUGAAGGAGUUGAGUACAGAUCUCAGCUGCAGCAUUGAAAUUAAUCGUAUUUCUUAAGUUAUGAUUUCAUUAAAAUUAUUAAUCAUUUUGAACCAUCAGUAAGACCCCCAAGAGACUGAAUGGCGCAUUCUUUGGGAGAAAACGCACAAAGAAUGAAGGUUGUUUUGAACGCACGUUAACAGCAAUGAAUUGAUGUCAUAUAUGUCAACAUAAGAAAUCAACACCCCCUGCAGAUCUGUUUGCAACAUAACAAAACCCUGAAAAAAAGUAUAUUAAAAAAGGACAUUAGUAACAAAGGCCCCAGUUAGAAAGGAUCUAUGUUAAAUAUCUGAUACAAAUCAAGGGAUUAAUAUAUUACUAAAACAGCGAACACGAGAACUCUGAAAAUGUGCAAAACCUCAAUAGUUUGCCCUUCAGUUAGUCGUUAACCUGCUAUAAACGUUUUUACCUCCUGCACUGUGAAAUUUACUUUAAUCCUAUACAGGAGGCUCCUGCAAGGUGUAAUACGCUAUUAACAGUGCAGGGGAUAAUACCUUCUAAAUUAAACAGAAUUUGCAAUAAAGUGUAAACAGAUCUUUCUUUACAGGAAGUGUUUAGGAAGGUUGUGCAAGUCACAUGCAGGGAGGUGUGACUAGAACUGCAUAAACAAAGUGUUUUAACUUCUAAGUGGCAGAUAAUUGAGCGGUGAGACUGCAGGUGCAUGAUCUAUACACCAAAAUUGCUUCAUUAAUCUAAAGUUGUUUCGUAUAGUGUCUCUUUAAGUAAAUGCAUUGCAACAAAACCAGAUAAUAUGAGAACUCUGAGAACUGACAAAAGCUCAGAGAAACCUCAGUAGCUUACCCUUCAUUUAGUCCCUGCUUAGGUCUCGAAAAUGUUUUUGCCAAAAGGAUCCUGGCAAGUUUCCUAUGCAUGUGAGAUCCAACAAGCCCAGACACCCCCAUGGGUUCAGUCUGAUUUGCAUGUGAUAUAGUUUCUCUCUGUAAUUGGCACAUGUGAGCAAGGAAUUACAGAAGGACAACCUAUUGAGGUUUCUCUGAGCUUUUGCUCUGUUUUUCCUGCAGUGCGUUUGGUUAGGAUCUCCUUAAGUAAAAAGGCUAAUCCAGACAUACAUCACAUGCUCACUGUGCCUAGAGGUGUUUCAGCUACACUUUGCUGACAAGGCCCAAAGAAGGUGAUUGUCUGGGGUUGCUGUAUCUCUCAAACUUACCAGCAUGUCAUAUCUGGACUGCCCUUAUAGGUGGGAUCAGUCUGAUAUGCAAAUGGUAUAGGUUCUCUGCAGUGGCACAUGUGAGAAAAAACUUUUUGAGACCUGAGCUAGGAUUACCAAAGGAUAAAUUUCUUUGAUUUUGCCCGUUCUCAAAGUUUUUAUAUUUUCUGUUUAUGCUGCAAUAAUAUAUAACCUCAUCCCUUUCAAAAGUCUCUGGGAGGCAUAUUUCCAGUGGAUUUCUCUAUUCACCAGAUUUAUCUCUGCAGGCUUGCGGUUACCCAAAAGAGGGCUUAAAAUUUCCACUUACCAUUAGCCAUUGGCUGCGAAUUUAGCACUGGUGAGUAGAAAUUCACUCAUAGUGAGUGUGGUCCUGGCUUGCUUAGGCAAGUAGUAGUUUAAGACUUGAACAAUAGUUAUGACUGCAAAUGAAGAGGGUAAAAGGCAGUGUUUUUUUUUUUUUUUUUAAAUAGAGACCCCCUUCCUGUCUCAACAGAGAAAUUUACCUUUUAGCUGAUACCAGCAAGGUGAUAUGUAAGUUUUAUAGCCCUAUUUAGGGUUACUAAGUAUGUAGGGGUUUAUAAAAGACCCCUUCAUGUCACAUUAGAGAUGUUUACACUUUGUCUGAUACCAGCAAAGUUUAUUGUAUGUGUAGAAGCCCUAUAAAGGGUUAAUUGUAAUAGGGUUUAUAAAAUACCCCUUCCUGUCUCAUUGGAGAUUCUUGGCUGAUAUCAGAAAAUCUAAUAGCUAGUGUAGGACUCACCUUUUGGGGCUUGCCUUGACGCGGCAGGUGAGCUUAUAUUCAAAUGGCCAUUGGAAUAAAACUAAACAGCCUCCAUUUUGUUUAAAUGUACAUAGGGAUUUGGGCCAGAGCGCAGGUAACGUUCUCUUUGUUUUGGCUACACAUAAGGCUAGCUAGACAGGAGAUAAAGGCUAUGAGUAUGAAUUUACAUGCUAAUUUUGAACCUGAUAGACCACUGGAACUGCGCUCAGUUUUUGUUUGGCUUAGCUAUGAGUUAAUAAAAGAAAAAACAACAGGUCAGCAUAAACAGAGAGGUGUGACAACUGUGCAGAGAACAGACCUCAACUAGUCGCAUGGUAGGUUAGUGAAGUGCCAAUUAGCUUUUAGGCUGCUUCUCUGGUGUCAGAAGCAGCCUAUCCCUGCAAGUGGCAUAGUUGGCAUGUGGUCAAGAAUGUCCAGGAGGGGAUCCUCCCGAAGGGAGUAAGGUAGAAGCCCCUUCCAGCCCCAGGCCUGUGUGUGGGCCGGCAUCUUGUAACCACAGCCUCUGAGUCUCUGUGAGUCCCAGUCCUUUCCACUUAGGGGUAACAGGAGACCCUGAUGUUGCGUAGCCGCCGAUGGCAGUUUGUCUUCUGUCUGCAUGGACGAUGCUUUGAAGGACAACCCCUGAUGGCCGUCAGCCUAGGUGGGCGAGCUUUGGUGAACACAGGUGGCUGUAUAUUUGCUAUGCCCGAAGGGGCUCCUCUCACCUCCUGGUUGCUGCUCUCCUGGUUAUCACUCUCUAAGGACCGCUCCAACAUGCUAGAACAGUCCUGCCUGGGCUGCAUAGGUUUAUAAUGUGUGUACUUGUGGGAUAUGGGUGAAUAACCCCCAUCGGUCUAAAGGUGGGGGAGGAGAGAUGGGGCUGCUAGGAGUUGCCUCAAGGGUACAGCCUGUGCAGAACAGGAAUUUGGCUGCCUCUCCCGCCAGGCAGCACUGGAGAACCCCAAAAACUACACAGAGCUUCUCAGCAGGUUCCCAAAGCAGGUAGGUUGCGUUAGACGUCAGAUUAGGUUUUUGGGAGUCAGUGUAGUAGCUCAAUUUUAAAAAACAUCAUGUGUGAAAAUAAUAAAGGCUUGAAACAGCUGCUACUGCCACACACCAGUAAAACGGUUAUUUAUGUUUAUAAAAAAAUUAUGUGAUUUAUUGUACCUGAAGUAGUGAUUUAUAUCUUAAAUAACACAAACAAUACACUAUACCAAACCUUCACAGUUACAGAGAAUACUACUAGGCGAACAUAAAGGAAUUUAAUUUGUGUGAAGUUUGAAAUGUCAAAGUCAAGGUGCCAGGGUCGCUGAUUAACGUGAACCUGGCACUCCAAGUUCAACCUUAGCUAUAACAGCUCCCAAGGUAGUAAAUAUAUAAUUUAUCAUAAAGAUAAGUUAUUUAACUUUGGUGCAUUACUUACCUGGUGUUCCUUGCUCCAGUGCUUCCAAGUUACACUAUUGUUCCACCUACCCGUCACUGCCACCCCUUUCUGUAGUGAUUGGCUUGGUCUGUGGCCUCUUCAAGCGGGCAGUUCUCACUGAUGAUACCAUUACACUGACUUAACUUUUAGAAUAUCAACACUAGAAUAUUCCUGAUUAUUUCAUUUAUUAUUGAAUUGGUUGUUUUUUGCCUAUUUUAAUACUUUAUAUAUACAAUACUUUAUAAUAGAAGUUGUCGAUUCCAGCUUUGAAUACAACUUUAAGGUGAACAUUUUAAUGUAAAGUUAGAAACAAAAUAUAUCUAGUAAAAUACUGAGGGGGAAAAAACACACUUGUGCUGUCAAUGAGGCAGAGAGAGAAUUUUAAGUUCUCCUCCCUUUUCCAAAAGAUCCAAGUGGUUACCACGGUGAUCUGUGUCAUGCAGUCUAUGAAAUCAAAUGACGCAAAUCACUAAAUGAUUCUUGAGUGCAGCCUGGGAAAUUCUCAGCCAGGUCGUUUAUAUGAGCUGUCAGCCCUUUACUACUUUUACCAAUGACAAUGACAGAUUUAUUGAUAGCUUAAAGGUGAAUUAGGGACAGACUAAAGGAACAAAUAAUGCCUGAAAAAAUAUAGCUAUAUUAGGUGUGUGCAUGCACACCAGUUCCAAAGAAAACAGUACAAAAACAUUCAUGAAUUUUGUUGACAUAUACCUGUCAAAAUAGAGAAUAGAACUUCCUCAAUACACUAUCCUAUGUAUUGCAUAUAUUUGAUUGUAUUAUUUAAUCAUUUAUUUAUUUACUGUCUGAUUGUAGUUUUAUGGCACUGGCAAAAACUCCAAAUAAUAAUUUGACUCCCAGCAGGUAAUGCAUGUGCUACUGCCCUGCCCCCAAAAUGCACUCACAUGGUGGGGCUAUCAGUAUAAUUUAGGUGCCGUAGCAGUAGUUACUGAGAGUCUCAAGAGCUGAAGAUGGUUGCCAUAUCUGCCUAGCAGAGAAUCACCUGGGAACAUGUGAUUAUUUAGGAAUUACCAUGUGCAAAUUAUUUGUAACUAAGUACUAACUCUGGCAUGUUUAAGAUAAUAUUAAAGCUAAAGCAAUGGGUGUCACAGGAAUGCUCCCACUUUACUUCAGUGCACUUUUGAUUCUCUGGUUAACCACUAAGAAACCCUCAUGUUGGGCUCUACCACUUAUAAAACAAUUACAUUUGCCUCUGGUUCAAGAUCCCGCUACAUCUCUACCGGUGCUUAUGUAGGCUAUUUGUGGAUUUCAAUAAAUAGCUGUUUAACUUGUCUAAAUUAGAGGCCUUAGUGCCUACAUACUCUUUCCCAUUCAUAACUAUAUAUAUAUAUAUAUAUAUAUAUAUAUAUAUAUAUAUAUAUAUAUAUAUGCAUUUCUUUGUUAUUUUAUAUAAUAUUAUGCCAUUACCAAAAUCUAUCAAUUAUCUUGAUUACUUUAAUAAACCCUAUACCUAGAGGCUAUUUUUACUGACCAAACAAGAUGCUUUCUUAUGGGAAAAUAGCAAAUAGCUGACACUGGAUGUCCUCAUGCACAGCGUGAGGACAUCCAGCGUCAGCGGACCAAAAGUCCAGUAACAUUCUGGAAGCGCCUCUAUUGGCUGUCUCGUAGACAACCACUGGAGACAAACUUAGUACUCUAAAACUGCAAUGUUUUACAUUGCAGCACUAAGUGCAAUAGGGACACUGUACCCAGACCUUCAAUGAGUUGAAGUGGUCUGGGUCCUGAUAAUGUUCCUUUAAUAAGCUGAAUAUUAGGUGCUGUCUUAUUAUUAUACCCCAUAGAUUGGUUACAAAGAAUGGCUUUUGAUGCAAGUUAACCUUUGAUUCAGUGCACAAGUCCGCCAGUUAUGGUACCUAGAGUGCACCAUUUGCAAAUUGUUUAACAACUUACCUGGGGUCGGCCAGGCAUCAGUCAUUAGUUGCUGACUACAGGAGGACCAGAAGCUAUCUGCUCUGAGCAAGCCCAGUAGUGUAGGGCUUGGCUUAUUAAAUAAGAGAGCUCAGCUAACACUUCAGCCAACUAAUCCGCUACACAGUUUGGCAAGCAGAAGCUUAGUGCAUGAGCUUCAGGCUCUCCAGGAAAAUAUUAUUGAUUCCCCCUACUCCCCCCCUCCCCCCCCAUGGAUCCAAGGUAAGUUGUCAAACUGUUUGCAAAGAGUCUGACUACUUUCAUUUGAGGGCACUCCCGACACUAGAACCAUUACAGUGCACUUUUGAUUUUCCUUUAAAUCUCAUUUUAUAUUACUUCAUAUAAUCCCAUUUUGAUUUGGUUUUGAUGCCAAAGUUUCUUAACAUGUGACACUUAUUUUUAUUUAUUCACCUAAUGGGUGAAAAUAUUACCAUUUGUCAUGUAUUACCUCUAACACAAGACUGAUUGUAACUAACAAUCAUGCAUUGCUACAUAAAACCUGCUCUUUUUCAGAGGUCCACUGCCAAUAUACCAUUCCUUAUCAGAUGUAUUCUUACGUCAUUCCUAGAACAUUCAUUUUUAUGAUCUUAAUCGCCGUUAUUAAACAAUUAUCACAUUUUAUUUAUGUUUUAGAUUUGCUAAUCAAAUUUUUUUUUAUUUAAAACAAUCUAUAGAAUCCAAUGAAAAUUACACUCUUAUAGUGCAUCUGUGUAACACAAAACAUAUGAGUUAAAUAAGGUAAGCAGCGGGUCUCAAAAAUCCGCUCUGUGGUGUAGAUGACUUUAGUCCAAAGAAGUGUCCGUUCUUUAAUUUUAAACAAAACAAUCACAAAUCAUUCUGCUUUCUCGCAUCCUAAUAUGUCUUACUUCAAAAGAACAUGAUGAAUCGCUGAUUGUACUUGUUCGAGACGGUGACACUUUCAUCAUUAUAAAUCAUUUCAUUACACAGCAAUGCACUGCUGCCUCCAACUCCACAUUUAAACAGGUUGUGUUAUUAUUUGCUGAUAAAGCGUCUCUGUUCCUCUGCUGCCAGCUAAGAGAUCCCUUCCUCUCGCCCCCUAAAACUUUGUAGACCCUGCAAGCGGUAUAACUUACCCUUUUUUUCAGAGGGCUUGUCAUACUGGAUCUUCUUUUUUGGCUCUGCCAUUAUAAAGGACCUAAGUGGCACCUUGAAAUGUUCUCUGAACUUUCUUGGACAUAUGUGUGAAAUCACAGUGAAUUCCUGAGAAAUAACUGUCCACCUUUAAUAUAUUUGUGCAUUUUUCUCCUCCUAUAGAUAAACAAUAUAUCAAGAAUCAGAAUAUACCGGCAAAUGCAUUACAAAUGAAUAAUAUUAUCACUGUAGAUCCUGUGCCAGCGUUGCAUAUGUCAUUGCAUACAUACAACGUAGAAACAUAGUGAUGCCUUAAAUGCUAAAUAGAUGUAAGAAUUAUACAAUUUAUCAUUAAACAUUGAAAUGUACAUAUUUUCAGUGCAUUAAAAAAAGAUGUAAGUCACCAACUUAUUUACUGUACACUGUGCAUGUUGCAUUAUACCCAGUGAACAAACUAAAAUCCCAUGACAGGCAGGUUAUUGUCUAUUUGUUUUCUCUGCAGAAAUAGAUAUUGAACGAUGUGUACGAGAGUCAAUCAACCUGUUCUGCUGGACACCAAAGAGUGCAACAUAUAGACAGCACGCUCAGACACCAAAGCAAGCUGGAGGUGACAGCAAUGGCAUGAGCAGAUCACCAACCACCUUCACUGCUGAUUUUGAGGACUCUUCCAAAACUGACUUGGUAAGCGCAUUUGUUUGAGGACAAGCUCAGUUUGUUUUGAUGAAAUUAUGACAGAGCAGCAUGUUUCUAGGUUUAAUGACCAAUGUCAUAUAUAGGUGCUUUAUCCAUUAGCAGACAGAUGUAGGAGAGAUGCCAUUAGCAGACCGAUGUAAUGAAGCCACCAAUGGUAAAACCAGGAUGGAUAGCUAAAAACCACAAAACAACUAAUUUGCAUCCAAGACAAAAUCUGGUACACAAUAAAAUAAGUAUUUAUUUGCUUAUCCUUUGCAGAAACAUUUGGGUUGGUGGGUUUAAAUUACUAGAGUUGACAACACAAAUUCUGGAAAGUUGAAGGAACACUAUAUGGUCAGGAACAGAAACAUUUAUUCCUCACCAUUUAGCCCCCUUGCCUGGUCACCCUAAAUAUAGCAAAAUAUUAUUUUUAAUCCAGUCUGCUGCUGCAGGCUCCACUCCUGAUCUGCCUGCUUGGCUGAUUUUAUCAAACGUGUUGAUCAAAAGCCAAUCACAAUGAUUUACCAUAUCAAAGCAUUGUAUUGGCUGAGACUGUCAAUGAGGCAGAUCAGGGCAGAGCCAGCACAAGCCAAACACAACCAUGGCUAAUCAGCAUCUCCUCAUAAAGAUGCAUUGGAUUAAUGCAUCUCUAUGAGGAAAGUUUAGUGUCUCAAUGCAGGGUGGAGACACUAAAUGGCAGUGAUGCACACUGUGCAGCACUGCCCCAGGAAGCACCUCUAGCAGCAUCUGAGGAGUGGCCGGUGGAGGUAUCCCUAGGCUGUAAUGUAAACACUACCCUUUCCCUGAAAAUACUUUUUCUGCAAAAAUUAUAUAUAUAUAUUUAUAUGCUAUGAAAUAGAAGCCUCAUUAAUGUUUAGAUUAUAUUUAAGUGAAGAUUUUAUGAGCAACAUCUUGGAGAGAUGAUAAAAAUGUGUGUAACUACAUUUCUUAUUUUGCUUUACUUUUUAUAUUCCUGAUUAAAGUGUAAAGCUGUAUACCAUUUAAAGGUGUGGUAAUAUGAUGAGAGAUAUUUUCCUACCAGGUUCCAUUAGCUUUCUAAAACUACUGAAAGUUGAAAGGCAUAUUAGCAAGUCUAGAAUGAUUUCUGCUGCAUGAGACUUUGUGUAGGCGAUUGUGCCCAUUUUGGUGUCUAAGAUUUUGUGUGGAUCGUUAACAGCUCUUAUGAAGCUCCAUCAGUGGCAAGAGUUUCAAAUCAUCAAUGGCUGCAGAGCCUUUCUCUCUUAAGCUAAAGCUUUGAAACUUGCAUUAGCUCCCUCCAUUAGCAUCCUACAGUGUACACUUUAGACUAGAGAAUGGGCUAUUGUUGUAGUCUGGUAAGGUGAACCUCUCUUUAUCUCUGCUAGUGACAAUAUCUCAGGGACCGAUUGUUGCUGCAUGCUUGCAGACAGAAUGCUCUUGUUAUGUGAAACAGAAGUUGUUACUUCACUGAAAAGAGCCAAGGACUGUUACGAUCAAGAUUAUCCUCCGCGGGCUCCUUAACGAAUCAUACAGAUGCCAUUCCUACACUUUAAUAAUGACCUAUUCAGUGAUUGUGAUUACCUACAAACAGGAAACGUUUCUUAGUAUAAUACUAGCUAAACCACAUUUAAACAUUUUAAUUCUCUCAGGUACCGAGUAGGACAAAAAGCUAUACCAUCUUAAUACUUUGUAUACAAUUUCUUCAAAGCUAGUUUUGUAAACUUGAUGUAUACAAGACUUUAGUUUGCCCGGAGUUUGGGUUUUAUUGUUUUUACAUACAUAUGAGGAUGAGAUGAACACUCCGAGCACUCUCACGGAGAGUCUAUCACUUUACUGUUUGUAUGAUGCCCACAGCAGUAUUAUUAUUGGUGGUAGGUUUUUGCAGUGCUAGCAACAACUGAGGUAUACACCUUAUUGCACCUUUUGGGGGCUUACCUUCCUGCUCAUGUUGCUCUCCUAGAUUUUAACAGUUGACCUUUGCAGAUCAGGGUCUCUUUUGAGUUGAAUCCUCUGAGGGUUCCAUGAGUGAGAUUCUUUUGUUACCUGUAGCAUGUAGUGCAGGGGUAGGCAACCUUUGGCACUUCAGAUGUUGUGGACUACAUCUCCCACAAUGCUCUUACAGCCGUAUUGUUAGCAAAGCAUCAUGGCUUUGCCAAAACAUCUGCAGUGCCAGAGGUUGCCUAUUCCUGCCCUAGUGCAUGAUACACUUUUGAAGAUAAUUAGAUCUCCUUAUUUCCUUAUACAUACAUAUUUACAAUCCCACCUUCCCUAGUAUUUAACAGGCAUCAUUUGCUUUUGUUACUUUGUACCAUGGGCACUGAAGAAUAAAGCGUGAAGUUGGAAGUUGUCCCUUGUUUUUGGUUUCCUCCCAUUCCUUCUUUUUUUUUUUUUUUGUGGAUAAAAAUGUGACAAUGAAAAUGCGGAGGUGUUAAAGAUGUGCUCUUUGCACCAUGCCAACUUCUUCACAACACCAUGAUAUAGAAGCCUCCUAAAUAUUUUAAUUCCAUUUACUACUCGAAAUACUUACCUUUCUAUAAAGUAAGUAAGUCUUUGACAGAAAGCGUCAGUGUUGAAUCCAGGGACAAAGGAAGAGACAGAAGGGCCAGGUGAACGGGUUUCAACCUUAAGGUAAGAUGGUGCCCAGGAUCUCAGACAUUAUAAACACUUUUUUGAGAUCUUCAUCAUUAUGGUACCCUGAAGAGUCCUUAAAUAACAUGUAAUUAAUGCUGACAUUAUGAUAACGGUCCCUGGGCACAGACAAAAGAGCUUGGUAUUCUACAGAUGUUUUACACUGUCUGUAAAGCACCAAAACGAUUUCAUUCAGAUGAAUUAGUGUCUAAAAUGUCCUUUAAAAUAAUUUUUUUAACCAUAUCAGUUCUUUAGACACAGAGAAAGUGGGUCCUCUUUAACACUGCCUUUAAUUGGACCUCUUGCUACUCCUAUAGUGAUCAGAGAUCUAAAUUGGCAGCUGCUAAAAAGUAGAGACCCAAUACAUAUGACGGAUUAGGCAUUCUUUCAAGUGAAAUAUUAUGGUUUAAAACAUUCUUAUGAAAGUCAGUUAAAAAAAUUAUUCAAUCAACUUAAGGAUAUGAUCUCUGGUUCUAGAUACCAUAUUUUUAAAGAAGUCAAUUUUGAAGUACAAUGAGCAACGUGUCUUUGUGUCAGAAGGUGUAUCAGAGAAACUGUCACAUAAGAGAUAUGGUGUAUGAUACUUUUGUAUAUGUACCACUUAUUUUGUGUUUGCUUGGACUGCUUCUAUCUAUAUGUCUCUUGCUGUGUAUGGAAAUUCCAGUGUGUACUAUGGAGGUGUAUCGGUAGUGGUGUUUAGGAAUGCGUGCAGGAGAGCUGCUGUAUUGAAGCCAAACAGAAGAGUAGCAUGCAUGUUUAAAAACUGGCUACAGAUGAAACAAGUAGUAUCAGCAUAAUUAUCCUGCAUGGAUUCAGAACACUGCACAAUUGAGAUGUAUUAUGCAAACAGUAAUGAAUUUGGAAUAACUUCUAAGAGAGCAGGAGGACAAGAACAUCUGUGGAAUGUUAGAGGCUUCCACUUGCAUAGAUAAGUUGUAACGUUAGUAUACUUGGGAUAUUUAGUACUUGUGUGUAGAUCACAUAACAUUUUUAUGCAGGACAGCACCAGUUCAAUUUACAGAUGGCAAAUACAAAUUAUCGAUUGGAAGUGUAUAGUAUUUGCUGCAUUUUGCACUUCCAUUAAACAAAUUCAAAGUUUAGUUACCAGAGCUUCUCAUCCCAGUUUGAACAUAAUUGAGGUAAUUGUCCGUUCUUUGGUUUAAGAUUGCUAUUCAGACUGGAGGAGUAAUUUCUCAUCUUUAGAAAUAAUUUGGCAUCUGUAUUACUGCAUUCUCUACCUAAAGGAAAUAAAGUGAAUGCAGGUACUUACCUUGUCUGUGACGUCGUGUCAUAGACAAAGAGCAUAAUUAUUGUUUGGCCACAUUAUAUUCAUAAUACAUUAUAGUGUGAAAUCUAUUUGGCAUUAAUUACUUUUUACAAUCAACACAUUGUUGACAAAAUGGGUGACCUGCAUUCCAUUCUGGUUUGUUAAAUACGUCUCAUGAUACCUAGAGGUCAAUUGUCACCUCAAAACUAUUUGAAUACAACAAUACUUAUUUUCUUUGUAAUAAAACAUAUGUUUUAAAAAAGAUCAUAGAGACUGUUGGUUUUCUAACACUGUCUGACCCACGGUACAUGUAUAAAGAAAGCUGAAGGAUCCUGUUACUAAAUACUAAAGGUAUUUCUUCUAACACAGAAUCCAUUAUCUGUUAUCUGGGGGGGACAGUAUGAGAGUAUGAUCAAUAAACCGACAGGCUAAAGUUUACUACUUAAUUUCCAAUAAUAUGUAUUAUUAUUAUUCUUUAAAACGGAGAGAUACAAUGUUAAUUUUUCACUAUUUGCGACAAUUUUGUCAUUUAUACCACCUUUUUGCUAUGCUUCCUAUAUAGACUAAUUUCUUGCUGUCUGUAGAAAAAGAGUAUACAUGACAGCAUCUGGGGUACAUAUUGCUACCAGCAAAGGUGCUUGCAGUCCAUGUCUGCUCAGAACUAAUAACACUGCUGCCAGUCUGCAUCUUAAAGCAGAGGUGUGUGAUUAGUUAUCUCUGUCACGUCUACCCCCAAUCACAGCUUCGCCACACACUGAUUACCUCUGAGAAUAGACACGGGCAACCAUCCUUAUCAGGAGAUUUCACUUAGGUGCCAAAGUCAAUUUACAGAUGUCCUGACUAAGUUCUGGAGUACUGCCUCAGUGAACAGGGAGACAUAGACAUUGCAAAAGAAAAUUAAAUAUGAGUCUGCACCCCAGGAAACCCACUGCAGCCGUGACUAUGGUGGCAACGUGGAUUAAUGAAAAUGAUGUUAAAUAUUUCCAUGUUUAUUAUUAAAGUUGGCUUUCAAUGAAAGCACUAAUAUAAAAUAUUAGCACUAUAUACAAAUUGUUAAAUUAAUAAAACUGUUUUUUAUUGGGGUAUAAUUAUUUAAACUUGUUUUUAUCUAUUCUUGGAGGUUUUUAAAUAUUUUUUUGUAAUAUUAGUUGUAAUAAUAGUUGAAAGCAAAAUUAUCCUUUUGUUGUACUGAAUUUUCUGCAGUUACCUUUUAAAUCAGAGAAUAAAUACAUCAUACACCAUUAUAGAUAAAGUACAUGUAUCCAUUUAUUGAUGAUUAAAAUGCAAAUAUGGUUGCAUUUUACCUCGGCUAUGAGCACAUACAAUUGUUCUCUAUUUCUAAAUUAAAGGGACACCCUGGGCACCAUAACACCUUAAUUGGAAUGAAGUUGUCAUGGGGAAGGAUAGCUUGUUUGCUGAAUUACUACAAGGGGUGCUCUUUCACUUCCAUUCCAGUCCAAGGCUUCAGGAAUCAAAGAAUCAUAAAGAUGCUCUCAGGCUCUUAGUAGCUCCACAUUAAUAAAAAGGAGUGAAAAAAGUACAGUGGCACCAGGUCCGAGCCUUGAACUAGAAGUGAAGGGGCAGGGGCCCAGAUUAAAGAUUUUGGAGUUAAAAUGUUCAAUAACGCUUUAAUCCCUUGAGGUAAGCCAACGCCCGUGACUUCCUGCACCAUAAAAAUGUAAUUCCGAUAAAGUUGUUCUGGUUCAUGGGAUAGUCCUUUAGGCAGUCCUGUCAUCUGUAAAUAUUUUCAUGACAAGUCCACUUUGAGACAGUUCUUUGCCCCUGGAUGACUAUCUUCUUCUAACUUCUCAUUUUAAAAAAAAAAUUGUACAUAGCAAAGAUCAGUUUAUAGUUACAUUUUACGUGAUUGAGGAAGAAUACACACUAAUUACAUUAAGUGCAUGGUUUGUAUGAAUUUGCAGACUAAUCAUGAGAAAAAAUGUUGGAAAAAAACAUGACCUUUGUUCGAAAUCUUCUCUUUACACCAAUUUAUUUAAGAUUCUUCAAGGGAUUAAACAUUUUAUGUGGAGGGGGGUACUGUACUCUGUGUUGGAUUUAAAUCUAAGGUUUCCAAAAUGCCUUCCAUCACAGGUUUAAAUAACUUAAAUUCCACUCCGAAUGUUUCACAUAACUCUAAUAAUAACAGAGAGUAAUAAGAGGGAGUCCUUUAAUUGGCUUACCUAUUUUAAACCUUUCUUUUUGUGUUUGUUUUACUAUUUAUCUUUUAUAGUGCACUAUUUGAUCCCAUCAUUCUAAUAGGAGUAUGAGCUUAGCAUUUGAGUGAAAAUUUAUAAUACAUUAUCAGCUAUUAUGACCUUUUUGUUAAACCUUUGCUUGUGAAAAAGAGAAAAAUGUGAGGCUUAUAAUCUUAACUAUUGUUUGAAUUUAUAUCUGCACAGUAAAGUAGAAUGUAGGAUCAUGUGUGGUCUUUACUUAUGUUCGCUUUUCUUAUAGAGGUCCAGCAAGCAACAAAAUGUGAUGGUCACCCCCAAAAGGGGAUGUGCCCCAAAUUGUUGCAGUUAGUGGAGCAGAGUUACACUGCUGUCAUGGUACCUGUGGAUUUUUUUCCUUCAAUGCGUCACCAUACAACUUGAUGCUGUACCUUUCUGGCAUGAUGUCUAAUGUGGACACAACACUCACAACACUUUUUAUGCUUGCCUGACCUCCGGUCUGCUUUUCCCAAUUUCUCUAUAUUCCUUGAACUUGGCUUGUUUAUUGAACCUCUUUAUUUGGCCUGUCCUGGAAUUGUGUUAAAUCCAGCUACCUCUAUGAAAUGACAAUACACUACUUUCCUUUCUUUACCCUUUUUUUGUUAGGUUGGACUUACGUUCUGCAUACUACAACCAUACUCUAUCUUGACAACUGUCAGAGAUUAAAGCGAGACUGUCAUGCUGAACUUACCUUUCUCCUAUUGAUUCCUCUCUCAGAAUCUGUUCUUUUUUUUUCCCUUUCUGAUCUAGUUUACUUUAAAACACAAUACGACUACUUUGUUUUAUGUAUUUUUCCCACACUUGAACUUCUUUGAACAAAGGAGGAGCUUAAGUCUGCUCCAUUUCCUGUGGUCAAAGGAAUUUUCCCACAAUAUUCACCCUUUGCUUUCUUAUUCUCACAUUACUUUAUUCGCUGUUCGAACAUCCUGUCAUAAAGAAAAGGCACCGUCAAAAUAACCAAAUUUCAUCCUAACAGAAUGAGUACAGUUUGUUCAGAAUGAGUACUAUUCCAAUCCGGUCAGUGCAGCGACUGCAUCUUGCAGCUGCUUAGUAGAUAGCUCCCUAAUUCCCACAUUAUUGGGGAGCUAUCUACGUAAAGCUGAAAGACCAAAAUUGGUCUUUGAGAAAACUUUACUAAUACAAAGUAAAAAUUACUGUAAGUAAAUAGGGGAGAUUGAAAUCUCCCUCCUGCCCCUACUUGCGGCAUUGCAUGUUUAGUUUACUAAACAGUGAGCAGCCCAUGGUGGGGAACAUAUUAAAAUAAUUAACGGUGGGGGAAAUCAUGUCCCCACACGAGUGGGGGCUAUUAAACUAAACAGGAUCACUCAAUGUCAGUGAUCCUGUUUAUUGCUACUCACUGGAAGGCAACAUUCAACCCAACCCAGGUAUACUCCAAGCAUUUUAAUCACUGUGACUUUUUUUAGUGGCUUUUCAAGUCUUUAACACCAGGUUACACCCUAACACCCAAAGCUUAGUAUGCGAUGUUAUAUUAUUGAGGUUUCACUGUUUUGCGUCCAGAAUAUUUCUCAGGCUAAUGAUAUUUUUUUGUUGCCUAAUUACGCUAAACCUUUUCACAAAUGCUAAAUUGACAGAGGGUAUUGAAUUGUUUAAAAAGGGUUUAUGGGGAUUUAGCUCUGCUAAAUCAUAGUUACCCUUACAAAUGUUUUGGAUGCAUAACGUAUAAGGUAAAUAUUCCUAAUAUGUCUUCCUGAUCUUGACACCUAGGUGUGUUGGAAUUUCCUUUGUUGUAUAUUUGUACAGGACAGGCAGAACCAGAAUUUGAAGAUAUACUAGUGAUGUGAACAUGUUACACGUUACACUCACUGUGGCAAAAGUAACCUCGCCACAGGCUCUUGAAGGGGCCUGCUGGCCAGCCUCUUGCCUCAGGACUAUGGCCCCAGGUUCAGGACUGUUAAAAGGCUCUGUUCGUGACUUUUAAAUCACCAGGUUCGGUACAUAAGAUGCUAUAGCUAAAGAAAGUUAAUAUAAACAAAGCUCCAGGGCCUGACUGUAUUCAUCCACGAGUACUUAAGGAACUAAGUGUAGAAAUAAGUGAACCUCUGUUUUUAAUCUUUCAAGAUUUGUUUCUUUCAGGAAGUGUUCUGGAGGUUUGGAGGAAAGCAGAUGUGGUUCCUAUAUUCAAAAAGGGUUCAAAAUCCUUGCCUGGAAAUUAUAGACCUGUGAGCUUAACUUCUGUGGCUGGAAAAGUAUUUGAAAGGUUAUUAAAGGAUAAUAUUCAAGAAUUCAUUGAGAAGAACAAGGUUAUCAGCAAAAUUCAGCAUGGUUUUAUGAAGCACAGGUCAUAUCAAACUAACUUGAUUGCAUUCUACGAAGCUGUAAGUAGAAGUAUAGAUCAGGGUGUUGAAGUGGAUGUGAUCUAUUUGGAUUUUGCAAAGGCAUUUGUUCCACAAAAUAGAUUAGUGUUCAAACUCAAAGAAAUCAGUCUAGAUGAAAAUUCUUGUACUUAGGUAGAACAUUGGCUUAAAAAUAGAGUACAAAGAGUUGUCAUUAAUGGUAAAUUUUCAAGCUGGACAGUGGUGGCAAGUGGUGUCCCUCAUGGUUCUGUUCUGGGACCCCUUCUAUUUAACAUGUUUAUAAAUGAGCUUGAAAAAAAGCAUUGAAAGUCAUCUUUCAGUGAUUGCAGAUGACACAAAACUCUGUAAAGUAAUACAAUGUGAGCAAGAUAUUACUUUGCUGCAGAGGGAUUUAGAUAGACUGGGGGACUGGGCACUCAAAUGGCAGAUGAAAUUUAAUGUUGAAAAGUUCAAAUUUAUGAACUUCAACACAACGUAUAUCCUUAAUGGAAGCGAAUUAGACAAAAGGACUUGGGAAUUGUUACAGAUAACAAACUAUUCAACUAUGCAACAAUGUGCAAUGUCAAUCAGCAGUGGCUAAAGCCAGUAAGGUAUUGUCCUGCAUGAAAAAGGACAUUUAUUCUCGGGAUGAGAAUAUCAUUUUGCCUCUUUAUAAAUCACUGGUUAGACCACAUAUUGAAUAUGCUGUGCAAUUUUGGGCACCUGUUCUAAAGAAGGACAUUAUGGCAAUAGAAAAAGUGCAGAGGCGGGCUACAAACUUAAUAAAAGGAAUGGAACAUAUGAGCUAUGAAGAAAGGUUAACAAAUUAAGACCUCUUUAGUUUAGAUAAACAUCGCCUCAGAUGGGAUAUGAUAACAUUAUACAAAUAUAUCCGGGGCCAAUACAAACCAUUGUGUGGAAAUUUAUUCACAAACCGGGCUUUACAUAGGACAAAGGUCAUGCGUUUAGACUGGAAGAAAGAAGAUUAAUUCUAAGGCAAUGAAAAGGUUUUUUUUACUGUAGAACAAUAAGGAUGUGGAAUUCUCUGCCUAAAGAAGUGGUUUUAUCAGAGUCCAUACAGAUGUUCAAACAGCAACUAGAUGCAUACUUGCAACAACAGAAUAUUCAAGGAUAUAAUUUUUCAAUAUAGGGUGUAAUAGCUUCUUGAUCCAAGGAUUAAUCUAAUUUGUUGCAAAAUUGGAAGUGCUUCAAACUGGUUUUCUUUUGCCUUUUUUUGAAUCAACAUCAAAAAACAAAUGUGAGGAAGGCUGAACUUGAUGGACGCAAGUCUCUUUUCAGCUAUGUAACUAUGUAACUGGUAAGUUGAGUGUGCAGCUUAUUACCCCUAUUAACACCUCUAAACUGCAACUUAAUGGGUGAUCGGCUGGGUGGUCGUCGUCAUUAUGUGCAAACACAUGACAGCGGCCAUCUACCGCUGUGUUUGGUUGUCGAGUGCAUGGAACUAUAAUCGGACACUCGUCAGCGCGAACACCGCUGGGACUUCCAUCUCUUUGUAUGUUCGACUGGAUUCACUUGAGAAGAGUGGCAUUCGGUGGAAACAUAAUCCUGAACAAGAGACCCAGACUCAGUGUACAUACGAACUGGUUGCAUUCGUAUUUCUGAUGUAUUGUGAACUACCGAAAGAGACCAACUGCACAGCUUGAUUUCAUUUAACUCUUUUGGGCAGGAGCUUCGUGUGCGGUCAGUCAAAAUAUGACCUCCAUGGAAAUCCCGAACCCCUGAACCGAUCUCGGUGAUUUUUGGAUAUGUUGGUCCCCCAGAUCAGGGCUAUGACUUUUGUAGGGUUUCAAUGUGUUUUAGGGGUACUUUCAGGAUGUUGUUAAAUUGUAUGUUUUCUGUGCCUGGAGAUAAUUGAGUUUAAUACAGUGCCUGACUCAAUUAUCUCCAAGGGGCGGGGGGGGAGGGGACAGCUGUAUCUACUGUAGGGAUUGCUAUAUCACUAGACUCCCCUGGGUUAUAAUCACUUGCUCUUGUAAGAGCAACCUGCUCUUCUCUCUGGACUAGGAGAGGUCUACCCACUGGAAGCUGGAUCCUGGUCUUGGGUUUUUUGUGUAAAAACAAUAAAUAUAAAAACAAACCUAAACAAUCAUUUUUUUUAUUGGUGUGCUGCUGUAUUUACCAAGCAUUAUACAUUAUAAAUAUGUUGGUAAAACAAUUAAUUCUAUUAAUGAAUUAUAAACAAAGUUUACAUAUGAGAACACUCAUCUACUUUUGAUGACCAACACCUGUUUUGCAGAAUUGGUUCAUGUUUAAUUUCCAUUUGGAACUCUAAUGUUCACCCUGUCUAAUUAUUUCAUUGUAUGCCAAACCUCCCAAGCAUUCUCCUCCAGCCUUGAACUACCACUCAUAUUUUAUCUGGGUCAUAUCAAAGCCUUGCCACAGCUCCAUCAGGAGUUUUAUACACCAGCAAACCUAGCAAACACACUGUUUCCAUUUCCUCUGGGGGAGUAAUGUCUCUCUGUGAUUGAAAACAUAUGCUCACAAAGCAUUUGGAUUUUUAGUAUUUUAUUUACAUACAAAUUUUUUCAUGUUCCAAGGAAGGAGGUCUUUGCAGAAUGUCAAACUAAACUUUAAUAUGAACGUACAUGAUGCACAAAUUGCUGAUGGGGAAAUGUUUGUAAUUGAUACCAAGAUAGGGUUCAUGCAGUGGGGUUUAUGAAUGAAAGUAUUUUUUGUUCUAAUAAAGGUUGAGCAAUUGAUGCAGUUAGUGUAUGCACCAAUUGAAAAAGUACAAUUGUAGCAGUUGCUGCAGAAUAGAACAGCAGGCUAUUUAUUGUUUAACCCCAUAAGGACACAUGACAUGUGUGACAUGUCAUGAUUCCCUUUUAUUCCAGAAGUUUGGUCCUUAAGGGGUUAAAGGAAAACACUAAUACUAAAUAUAAUCUAUAAUCUUAUCCUGUUACUUAGGUAUUUUAGAUUAUGCACACCCUUUAAAAAAUAAAAAUGCGGGGGCGUGGCCUGGCAGCUCAUGGACACAGACGUGUGAGCUGUUAGCUCCGACGAGGGUGCAACAAACCACAACGAAUUGACGAGCGCAAACCGCCCAGACCGACUCAUACACGGCUUAUUUGACAAGCCCAAGCCAUCAUGUCCCACAGAGCACAAAAGAAAAUGAAAUUACGCCCUGCAGCCCUCCAAAUAUCGGCUCUCACACCGCCGCGUAGCAGAGCACAAGAUGGCGCCGGAGGCCCUGACUCACCCACAGCAUGCUCUGAAGGAAGUGACAGCACAUCCAUCUCCCAUACCACCGCAGCUCCUGCCUCAGAAACGGCUCUGCACCGCAUGCUCCAAGAGCUACAGCAAAAUCUCCAAGCAGAAUUCGCUAAAUUGGCCCGGGACGUCCGCGCAGACAUUAAAGAGAUAGGCGCACGCACCGCCAUUUUAGAAGAUAAAACAGAGGAAAUUAUUGACGCGCAUAACAACUUAGCCGCAACCUGGGAAACCCUGGAAAGCCGACUUACCUUCCUGGAGGCUAAGAUAGCGGACCAUGAAGAUCGCGACAGACGCAACAAUAUUCGUCUGCGCGGCAUACCAGAGGAAAUCAAACCCUCUGAACUAAGGGACUAUGCCAUAGGCCUAUUCAAGGCCCUCUGCCCACAGCUCAGUGAUGCCGACCUGUGCCUUGACCGUAUCCACCGCCUGCCGCGGCCUAAAUUCUUAGCAGCAACUGCGCCCAGGGAUGUAAUUACACGCAUCCACUAUUUCACCUCCAAAGAAGCAGUACUGAGAGCAGCAAGAAACCCUGACAGCAUCCCAGCUGAAUUCCGAGGCGUGAAACUAUUCGUGGACCUCUCUGCAGCAACCCUGGCUAAGCGCAAAGCACUGUCACCAAUCACCCGGGCGCUCAGGGAUGCAGAUAUCCUAUAUAAAUGGGGUUAUCCAACACGCAUCAUUGUGAGGCGAAAUGGAGUGGAACACCAAAUACAAUCGGUAGAUGAAGGAACCCGACUACUAGGCGACUGGAAUUUACACAUCAAACCUCCAGACGUGAAAGAUUCAGCGGGCAGAACCACCAAGUCGCCCACAAAAAUCUCUAAGGACUGGUCCGCUGGGACAAAACAUAAGUGACAUGAGAAUAAGGUUAACACAUCAGGCUGUGCAGCCCAGCCUAAUGCAUCUUCGUACCGACUAGAUACGUGAGCAUGCUACAUGUCGGUAUAAUUGUUUGCAAUGUUUUUUUGUUAUAUAUGCUUAGUAUGUGGUUAAUAGAAUACCUAGCAUAACAGACACAUAGCCCUCAGUCACAAACUAAUGUGUAGAUGAUAGAUGUUUACCAGUUUCCACUUCCACAGAGGCGGGCUAUAGGGCAUUCCAAGCUAAUACCAAUGCCAAUAUGGGCGGUUAAUACCCACAAAGACACCCUCCCCCAUUGUGGCUCCAUAGGGCCGACAAAGACCUCGUUGUGGUCUGAUAUACAAUAUCUGACCAAUCUUUUGUACAUAGUUCCCCGGUGGGGAGUUAUCCCUUUACACCCCUGACCCCCCUCCCAUACCCCAUUUGAUACUAAUAACUGUAGGUUGCCAACCUUAGAUACUCGCUACCAUGAUAUAGUCAACAUUGGCGAGAUCGCACUACAUAAAGGCUUCCUCAAGGCCACCCAGAACAAGGCUCAGACUCGAAAGGCACGCCUUACUUUUCCCACACCACACUGCGGGCAGAAGAGGGUCCCCGCUACAUCUCCAUGGCGUUAGUAGUUCUCUCACUCAACGUAAAAGGCCUAAAUACACCACACAAAAGGAGGCUAGCUCUCGAAGAAGCUAAAAGGAUGAGGGCCGCCGUGGCUUUCUUCCAAGAAACCCAUUUCCUAACCUCCAAACUACCCAAGUUCUCAUCAAAAGACUACCCGAUAGGUUAUCACACUGGUUACUCAAAAAAGAAGAGAGGAGUCUCCAUUCUCUUUAGCAAAGAUGUGGCUUUUUCCUUGCACAAGAAAAUUGGGGACAAAGAGGGACGCUUCCUUCUGCUUCAAUGCCUUCUAAACAAUGUUCCAUACACCUUUAUAAAUGUAUACGGCCAACACGAUAACCAAAAAGCAUAUCUAAACAAAAUCCUAACACUAGCAAACACAUACCAAUUUGGGACGACAAUCAUAGGGGGAGACACGAACUUUAUUUUAGACGACCAAUUGGAUACCUCCUCUACCCUCCACGUUACGCAAAGAACGAAGACUAAACGUACCACAUCCUCGACCACUGCCAAAACACAGUUGACCAACUUGGGAUAUGUGGAUAUAUGGAGAAUCCUACACCCUUCCGAAAAAGAUUUCACCUUCCAUUCCCAAGUACAUAACUCUUACUCAAGAAUAGAUAGAUUCCUCAUACACAACACAACAAUCCCAACAAUACAAUCCACCAACAUAGCAACCAUCACGUGGUCGGACCAUGCACCGAUUACCCUAACCAUGUCAACUCGAUUCCCCACCAAAGGGCGCGGUUCAUGGCGCCUGAAUGAAUCUCUAUUGCGCGAUACCCAAAUUAUCAUACAAAUAAAGACAGAACUAGAAGCAUAUUUCAACACAAACACUACCGCAGAUAUUUCCAUAGAUACACUGUGGCGUGCACACAAAGCCGUGCUCAGGGGCUUGUUCAUCAAACAUGCUAGUUACGCCAAGAAGCAAAGAUUACACACAUAUAAUACCCUGAUCCAACAAAUAACAAUCCUCACACACACAAACAAGACGAACCCAUCGCCAGAACAUUAUAACAAGUUGAGAACUUUACAAGCACAACUGAAUGAAUUUGAACUAGACAAAACCAACUACAUCCUCCAGAAGUAUAAGCAUAAAUUCUUUGCACAAGGGAAUAAAUCGGGCAAACUUCUUGUGUCCAAGUUAAGGGCCCGCACGGCUAACACUAAAAUAGCUUACAUUAUGACACAAGGGAACAAGAAACUCAUGAACCCACAGGACAUAGUAGAGGAAUUCGCGCAAUACUAUAGCUCAUUAUACAAUCUCAAAGAUGAUCCCACAACAACCACACCGACCAAAGCACAAGUACGAGAGUACUUAGAUACAGUAACACUACCUACAUUAACCCAGACAGAAAUUGAUACAAUUACUAAACCAAUCACAGAGGAAGAACAUAUCGAAAUUACCCCCUCAUAAGUCCCCAGGCCCUGAUGGUUUUACCAAUUUGUACUACCAAACUUUCUCAGAAACCCUCACCCCGCACCUCUCCAAGCUCCUAAACCACUACUACACCAUAGGCGAAAUGCCCCCUGAAAUGCUACAGGCACACAUAUCAACACUCCCGAAGCCAGGCAAACCAGCGACGAUCUGCCAGAAUUUCCGACCCAUCUCUCUACUCAAUUGCGAUACAAAAAUGUACGCAAAAAUUUUAGCUAACCGCCUUACAAACAUACUAAAUCGCAUAGUUCAUAACGAUCAAUCCGGCUUCACCAAAAACAGACAAGGGUCAGACAAUACGAGGAAAAUUCUCAAUAUCCUAGCCCACAUGGAAACACGCAAAACAGAGGGCCUCCUGCUGGCAUUAGACGCCGAAAAGGCCUUUGAUAGGCUCAAUUGGGAAUACAUGGAACAAGUACUUCUAAAAUUUGGCUUCCCAAGCUCGUUUACUACGGGCAUAAUGGCACUAUACUCCAAGCCAUCCGCUAAAGUCACGAACACAGGCUUUAUCUCGAACCCCUUCCACAUCACCAACGGCACUCGCCAAGGAUGUCCACUCUCACCUCUAUUAUUUAUACUCUCCCUUGAACCUUUGGCCUACAAGAUUAGAACCCACAUAGACAUAGAGGGAAUCCCCGUGAAACAAGCAAACUACAACUACGAGACCAGAACAUUCCCUACUGCACAUUAUGAGCACAUUGGAAGAAUACGGCAAAAUUUCCUAUUAUAAACUGAAUCAGGCCAAAACCCAAGCACUUCCCAUACGUCUUCCUGUCACAACCAUACAAGCACUGAAAAAACUAUACUUGUUUGACUGGAGACAGACUCAUGUAACAUACCUAGGGGUGAAAAUAGCCGCCACAUAUAGAGGAAUUAACACACUAAACUACUCCACAAUUCCACACAUGUGCAAACAGAUCCUGCACAAGUGGAAAGAUGUCAUGCUAUCAUGGCUAGGCAGGAUUAAUGCCAUAAAAAUGAUUGUACUCCCGAAACUGCUUUAUGUAUUUAGGAUGCUUCCAAUACCUCUCUCCCCUACAUUGAGCAAACAAAUCCAAACGAUAAUGACAAAUUAUAUAUGGGAGAACAAGAAACCCAGAAUACCAUUGAUUCUUCUACAAACACCCACUAAGGAAGGCGGACUAGGUUUCCCUAACAUAGCAACUUACCACAAAGCAGCGAUUCUCGAAAACGCGAUAAAAUUACACGCACCACCCCACACACUACAAUGGGUGGAUCUCGAAAACAAUUAUGACCCCGCGGGGUCAGCAGUAAAUUAUAUGUGGACGCCUAAACAAAUUCGGGACAAACACAAAGACAUGUUACCACUUACCAAAUACCUGAUACAGACCUGGGACCACUUACACCGCACACGGACAACGGAGAGCAAAUUUUCACCCUGGGCUCCCAUCACAGCUCUCACCACUGUGUCACCCUGGCUGUCCCUAGACAAAUGGAGAGAACUUGGAAUAAUCCGCAUUAUGGACAUAUGCCAACAAGGAGCUAUACUACCCUUCCCGGAAAUUCAAAAAACGCAUAACCUACCAGCAUCCUAUAUCUUCCCAUAUCUCCAACUUAAAAGCUUACUUGCUAAUAAAGUAGCACCCCCAACAUCGCAAGUAAGCCCCACAGACCACGACCUACUAUUACUGUACCAUAGGUGCCACAACUCACCGAUUAAGCCGAAGAUGCUCUCAUUGAGCUACACAGCUUUAAGAAAUCAAAUUCCACCUCCAGAGUUCAAAUACAGAUUGCACUGGGAACAAGAAUGCGCACUGUCAUUCACAGACAAGCAAUGGACAGCGUCGCUCCAAGCCCUAAAGGGUAUCACCGCUUGUUAUUCACAUGUCGAGGCACAUAAAAAACUACUCUACAGGUGGUACUACACACCUGACAAACUCCACAGGAUCUACCCCCACACCUCGGCCAAGUGCUGGAGGUGUGGGAUGGAACGAGGCACAAUGACCCAUAUCUGGUGGAACUGUCCGAGCAUUAAGCCCCUAUGGAAGGAAGUCCAUCAGACAUGGCAAGAAUUGGGGAUCAAACAACUAUCACUCACACCCCUGCUGACUCUCUUCCUCCAAUACCCCAACUCAAUACCUUACAAGGACAAACACCUGACAGCGAUGAUGAUCCUAGCAACCCGCAAUCUCAUAGCGUGUCAAUGGAAACAAACAGAAUGUCCCACCACCACAAUGUUACACCACAAAAUUAGACAAUACCUCCGAUAUGAUCUGCUUACAGCCCACACUCACAAACAGACCUCCACCACACUCCUUAAUUGGCGAAGAUGGACAGAAUGGGUAACUCUUAAGGGGAACGCAGACGAGGCCAUAACUACUACUGCUAACAGAGAUUAACUACUACUGCUACUAGAGAUUGACACAAUAGAUUGAAGCCAACGACCAUAAGCUGUUAACACCCUGAACACUCGAGGCCCGUAAACAGAUAAACAGAUUUGCACCACGAUGCGAGGGCACAAAAUAGGACAUAUUGUACCACUCACAACAAAACAAAUACUCAUAAUAACAACACAGCAUAAAUUAGCGUAAUAGUACUCAAGCGACAACAAGCUACAGUACUAUAUAACACACAAAAAGGUAACCAACUACACCCUUGUAUUUCUGUACCUAUGGAAUUUGAUACCCUAGAUCAAAUAUGUAUGCGUGCCGAGCCAAACUGUGUCUAUAUACAUGUGUACUUAAGAAGAUAUAACAAGCAACCUGAAAGAAAUUUGUAUUUGAAUGUCCUCCACCUCCCCCUCCCCUUUUCUUUUCUGUACCCCACCCUACCCCAGACUUUGUUCAAUACAAUAAAAUACGAAUUGAAAAAAAAAUAAAAAAUAAAAAUGCAAUUAAAACCACCAGUAAUCCAACACCGGGCAGAUAUCUUUCAAAGUUGGCAAAGUGUAAUUGUAUGUGGGGGUUAGAUAACUGUGACUGUGUUGAGUUGGCUGUGUGUGAUUGUGUGUAGAGCUGACUGAGUGUGAUUGUGUGUGUAGUAGUGUGCCUGUGUUUAUUAUUAGCCACCCUCCUGCUUGCCUUCAUACAGGUAGAGAAGCUCAACCCCUGGUGGUCCACUGGGUACUGGCAGUAUUCCUGUUAAUUUAUUAGUUGCUGGCCGAAUCGCUGGUAGUCCAUUGGAGAAGCGUGUGGUCUGCACAUCCUGUAGGUGCAGACCACACACUCUUUUUGGUUGGCGUCUGUUCAUUGAGCCAGAGUGUUACCAUGGUAACAUAGCAUCAGCACUCUGACUCAUUGAAUGAAAGCUAGACAGGGCCAGAUUAAGAGCCCAGUGGGACUGCUGACAAUGAUGAUGGGCCUCAUUACAAAAUCUUAUCGACCGAAAAAACUCAAACAGUCCUACCUACCAAGAGUCAUGUAUCUGAUGGAGAUGGUGCUGGAGGGAAACUCCUAGAAUGUAGCUAUGAGAAAACACAUACCCUAUGCUAAUCUCACGCUUUCACCUUUCAAGUAAAUUCAAAUCCCCUAACAGCAGUGUCUUUACAUUCUUACUAGCAGGCAGAAGCUUCUGGUAUAUAGUCUGGGACAGAGAAAAGGUGUAUGUAGUGAGUGUAUAAGAAAGAGAACAUACCACAGUGUUAGAGAGACCAAAUUCAGCAUUACCUAAACUAAGUUCAUUGUCAGCCAGUCCACACAAGUUUUGUUCCUAUACAUCCCUCUUAAGUUUCAAAAAGUAUUUGAAAAGUAGUUAGGGUUGCUACCUUUCUUUAAAAAAAAAAAAAAAAUACCUACUAAUUUACUUUGUACUAAUUUUCAUAAUACAUUUUGUAUGUGUGACAUCACAUGAUGUAAAGCACAAGGACUGACUUAAGAGAUCAUUCUGUAAAAUCACCAAAAAACAACUUACAAUUUGAUUCUACUGUAUAUAUGGAUUGUUCCCAGUGUCUCCCUUUCUUAGUCUUCCAGGUCUCCCAGUCUCUCAGUGUCCCCAUGUCACCCAGUGUCCCCAUGGCACCCAGUGUCCCCUAGUCUCCCAGUGCAUGUUUCCCCAGGUCUCCAGUGUCCCCUAUGUAUCACGGUGUCUCCUGUGUAUCACAGUGUCCCAGUGUCCCCUUGUGUCUCAAAGUCGCCCAGUGAUCCCAUGUCUCCCAGUGUCCCUUAGUGUCAGUGUCCCCAUGUCGCCCAGUGUACUUAGUGUCUGUGUCCCCAUGUCUCCAAGUGUCCCCAUGUCACAGAGAGACACUGAGACACUUGAGGACACUGGAAUACAUGGGGACACUGGGUGACUUUGAGACACGAGGGGACACUGGGAGACAUGGAGCACUGAGACAGUGUGAUACAUAUGGAACACUGUGAUACAUAGGGGACACUGGAGACUUGAAAAAGAUCUGGGUACAGGUCGAAACGUUGCGGUUUCCAAUAAACCUGCAUAAAUCUAUCACAGUGAGUGCCUGAGCUUUUUUACUUUUAUAUUAUGGGACACUGGGAGACAUGGGGACACUGAGACACUGGGAGAUUAGGAAACACUAAGACACACCAGGGACACUGGGAGACAUGGAAAUACUAGGGACACUGGCUGUGAGACAUGGAGACACUGGGAGUGCCCCAUGUUUCCCAGGUCUUAAAGUCGACCAGUGUCCCCAUGUCUCCCAGUGUCCCCAUGUCUCUGUGUCCUCUAGUGUCUCAGUGUCUCCAUGACACAGUUCUCUGUCGCCCAGUGUCCCCGAGUGCUUGUGUUCCCAUAUCUCCCAGUGUACCGAUGUCACUUGGACACUAGGGGACACUGUGAGACAUGGGAACACUGAGACACUUGGGGACACAGACACUUGGGGACACUGAGAGACUAGGGGACACUGGGAGACAUGGGGACACUGAGACACUAGGGCCACUGGCUGGGAGACAUGGGGACACUGAGAGACCAGGGGGCGUCCCCAUGUCUUACAGUUUCCCCUAUGUAUCCCAGUGUCCCCUAGUGUCUGUGUCCCCAUGUCUCACAGUGUCCCCAUGUGUCUAACUGUCCCUAUGUCUCCCAGUGUCCCUAUGUCUCCCAGUUUCUGCUAGUAUCUGUGUCCCCAUGUCUCACAGUGUCCCCAAGUUUCCCAGUGUCCCCUAGUGUCUGUGUUCUCAUGUCUCCCUGCAGCCUUUCCCCCCAUCCCUCACUUACCUGAGCUGUAGGCUGUCUCUGCAGGCUCGGAGCUGCUGUCAGGACUCUCUGUGCAGAGCUGCUCCUCGUGGAUCAGUGAGUAGAGAGAGGCACAGAGGGAGAUGCUGUAACUUCCUAUCCCUGUGUAUAAAAAAAAAUAAAAAUAAAAAAUUGUGGAACUAUCAGGGUCAUAACAGCUGGUAUGUCGAUCAGGCCAGAAAUAUUCCCUAAAUUUUGGCUAAUUGGCAAAAACUCAUGGCUCCUUUAGUGUGGAAGAACAGGCCCAAAUUAAAUUGCUCCAUCAUGGAAUAUUAUUUUCAAAGUAGACCCAUUAAUCUAUUUCAGCUAUGUAUUUCUUUAUUAAUAUGAAUUUCAUUAAGGCUGUAUUUUAACCCCUAUAUUCAUAUUUACCCCCUGAGUACAUCAAUAAACCUAAUAUAUCCCAUAGCAUAGACCAGGGGUAGGCAACCUACGGCACUAGUGCCAUGCACGGCACUCCAGGCUGCUAGAGCCAAACAGGCUCUGGCCUAUCAGGAGUCCCAGUAAAACUUCAGAUAUCUGCUAAUACGAAGAGGUGGUGAAGGACAAUCCUCAAUUUAAGCAUUGCAGUACAUAGAGGAAGUGAUCCCAGCACUUGUGAAUGGGAAUCCACACUGUAGUAGAGCAGCCUGCAGCUGCUGUUGCAGCUCCUGUCCUUGACCUGUAUCUGGCCAGCCUGGUCCCCACUGGAACCCAGGGAAGCCACACACACUGCAAGAUAUACACAGAAAUGCAGAAUAACCCUCCCCUCAUACAAAUAAUAUGAACAGCCCACACACAAACAUACACACAAUCCGCACAAACGUAACCCGCUAACAACCCACAUACAUGCACACAACCCCAUAUGCAGCCUCUCACAUGCAAUACCCCAAACAGCCCCCACACACUACCAAACACACAAUGUGACAUAUCCAUCCACACACAAUUCCACAAGCAGCCCUCAUACACAGCCCACAUUCAUAUGUAUCAUACACAAUACCAUAAACUACUAAUGAACAUAUACAAUAUAAUAGCUUAUACACGCACAAAUACAACGAUACAAAGCAACUGCAAUAAAAAUAACACAAGCAGAAUACGGCAGCAUACACACCUCAAUUUAAAAAAAUAGGACCGGCACGCUACUGGACAUCACCAUCCUAUAUCGGCACAGUGCUGCUAAAAGGUUGCUUACCCCUGGCAUAGACAGUCUAGAUAUCGGGAUAAAUUAGAGACUUGCUUUAAUUAUACACAGGCCUUUUACCACUGCUCCAGUGAUGCUAUCUUAUGAAAUGUCACCAUACUGACUAGUAUCAGACUUUGUCCUCAAUUUCAUCAGCUCUCCAAAUUAUUCAAUAUUGUUAGAAAAACAUUUCAGAUGUUUUUUUCACCAAAAUGUCCCACAGACUGUAACAGCGACUCCUUUAGAAAUAUCCUUUGGAAUGUUUUUCUAACAGUAUUAAAUGAUUUGUCGAACAGUCUAAGAAUGCAAGUAUUUUUCUGCGUUUUCUACUCAUGCUUCUAAAACUGCAACCAUUUUAAGUGUUUAAAUGGUUGAAAUAUUGUGUCAGUUAUAUCCUAGAACAAUCUCUUCUUCAUUUAAAUUCUGCGUUUCCAUUGUAUUGAUGUAAUUGUAACUGCUGCAAUGCAUGUACGGUAAUAGAUCUGUCAUUUCAGUAUUCUAUAUAAUACAUUCAGUCCCCUCCACAAUUUCUGUGAUUUGCAGGCCGUACUGCAAUUCUAGAAGUAUUACUUGGAAAACAAGAUUUGUUGCAAUGAGGCAUGGUGAUAGCAGAAUUAAUGGCGCCGUGAUCUUCUUUGGCAAGGCAACAUCACUCUUUAAUUCAUGACAGAGAACUGUGUCAUUGGUUUCCCACGGUGAGAAUAUGACACAAAGUAAACUAUUUCAGCAGGCAUUCUCCUAUAAUAUUGAUGUGAAUGUACGGUCAAAUUGGUUUACCCUGUAGGCAUUCAUAUCUAGCCUGAUUCUCUUUUUAAUUUUUCAUAAAACUGAAAUUGCUUCCAUUAUAUUCACUUGGACCCAGAGAAAUAAGUUUGACCUUGAAAUAUGUCUGUGAUUUUUGCUUUUCAUGUAACCAGCGACCUUAACUAUGACAACAUGCCCUUUGAAUUUACAGGUUUAAAAGGUAAUUCUUACAUUUUGAGGAACUUUUUUUUAUGCUCGGAUUCCUACGAGGAGGUAAUGCUGCGUGCAGUAAAUGCUGUAAAGAAAAUUUAUAAAUGGUAUACCAUCAGAUAAAAAUGCAGCUCUCAUAGUAGGAUGCCAUCCAGAAUCACAUAACGCUUACAAGUGAAGUCAGUUAACCUUAUUAAAUAUUGACAUGCAAGGCAAGGCGUCUUUGCUCCGUGAGUUUCAGAGGAGAUCUAACCAAGGUUAAUAAUCAUUGGCUGCAUGUGCUCAAAUGUUGCAUAAACAACAAAGUGAACAAAUGUUGUUUCUUGUAGACAGACAGUACUGGCACCAGACAGAAGGAACUGACAUUAUUAGAAUUCACUUAAUAUCAAGGGAAAGCUAAAUGAUUAAAGUCCUCACUGACAUGUAUACGGUUGCUAUAGCAAUUUGCAAGAAUGAAUAAGAACAUAUAUAAACAUAGGCAAGCCUGUAAGUAAAGCUAACAAAUUAUCUCAAGGUGGAGAAGCACAUUUAAAAAAUAAUAUAUUUCUCCCUAUGUAAUAAUUUUGGAAGUUAUUUAGCAGUACUGAGAUAUCUCGCCUCUUUAGAAAAAUACCACACCAGAACAUUACUGUGAUUUUCUCAGAUUAGAGCCAUGACAAUACUGAAAGCUGUAGAGCAAGUUGGUUCCCUGCAUCAUCUUUAUCUGGUGUUAUAAAUAGUGAUGUCCCAAAUGGUUCACCACGGACGGCGAAAAUAUGCGCUGUUCGGUCCGCCCCCUAUGUCAUCAUUGAGUAAACUUUGACCCUGUACCUCACAGUCAGCAGACACAUUCCAGCCAAUCAGCAGCAGACCCUCCCUCCCAGACCCUCCCACCUCCUGGACAGCUCACUAAGAAUGCAGCUUCACAAUGAAUGUAAAAUGGAUGCUUUCCAGGAGGUGGGAUGGUCUGGGAGGGAGGGUCUGCUGCUGAUUGGCUGGAAUGUGUCUGCUGACUGUGAGGUACAGGGUCAAAGUUUACUCAAUGAUGACGAAUAGGGGGCGGACCGAACAGCGCAUAUGUUCGCCGUCCGUGGCGAACCGUUCGGGACAUCACUAGUUAUAAAGUUUAAGUAUUCCACCCCUUGGGGCCAUGCACAUUUUGUAGAGUUAUAAAUGGGGGCUUUUAAAUGUUGAUAUACUAAAGAUACCUAACAUUUUUGAAGGCCCAAAAUAUUUUGAUUGUGACUUAAAAGUAAGUUUUCAGAAUAGCAGAAAAUUGUAACAAAUAUCCUGAUCAUUAUUGCUUAAUUGUGUGAAUGUCUGGGUCCAGGUUUAAGAGAUCAUUUGCUGGUGUGUACUUGUUUGGGCAAGCUCUCUUUGAAUUUUAUGAUGCAUUUCCCAGGACAGAUGGACAAAGAGACUAGAUGCAUUUGGGGACUGCUGUACACUGAAUUUAGGCUUUCACUGCUGAGAUUGGCGACCUCACUCAUACCAUGGGCUAGUUGACUGUAGUGAUGUAGUUCUGGUAAUAAACCUUGAAAAUUCUCCCCAAGAACACAUUUUCGUCUACUGGAGAACAUACAGGUUAUAUUGCUUUAAUACAAUGAUUAGUUUGACAUGUAACACCAUACCCUGACACCAACAGCCAUUAAUACAAGCAUAGAAUUUCUAGAAUAUGAGUGCUGCAAUAGGUGCACACAGUCCAAUUCAGCCAACUAGUAAUGGUUAUGACUGGUUUAAUUACAUUGUAAUUCGGCAGACUUAAAUUAGAUUAACUACCAGAAGAGAGAGCUGUGCUCAUCAGCAUCAAUAAGGCGGGGGAAGCAAACCUUUCUCUUUAAAGGACCACUAUAGUACCAGGAAAACAAACUAGUUUUCCUGGCACUAUAGGGUCUUUAGGUUCCUCCCACUCCCGCCAGGCUGAUGGGGGAGGAAGGGGUUAAUCACUUACCUUUCUCCAGCGCCGUGCUCCCUCGGCGCUGGAGAAAUUGCCUCCCUCUUCCGACGUCAGCGCUGAAUGCACAUGCGUGGCAAGAGCCGCGCGGCGCAUUCAGACAGUCCAUAGGAAAGCAUUACUCAAUGCUUUCCUAUGGACAUCAGCGUCUUCUCACUAUGAUUUUCACCGUGAGAAGCGCCUCUAGUGGCUGUCAAUGAGAGCCACUAGAGGCUGGAUUAACCCAUAUGUAAACAUAGCAGUUUCUUUGAAACUGCUAUGUUUACAGCUGCAGGGUUAACCCUAGAUGGAACUGGCACCCAGACCACUUCAUUGAGCUGAAGUGGUCUGGGUACCUAUAGUGGUCCUUUAAGAACUGUGAGUGGGGGCAUGUAGUUAAAGCUCCAUAAAUGAAUGCAAUUAUAUAACACUAUGUAUAGGAGUACUGCUUUGCACCUUAUCCUAUGCAGAGCUUGUUAAGAUACUGGUACUUAUAGUUUUGGUCAUGAUAUAUUUUUCAUGGAAGAUUAUGUAUUUUGAAAGCUUUAGUAGAACAACAAAUAAGUAAUGGCACCAAGUGAGCUGAAUACUUGUCUCCACACGUACAGAUCUUCUGAAAUUUGUGUGUUAGCUUCCAUGUGCCAUUUGCAACGUACUGUUUGGCAGUUGUGAUGUAAAGUUUGAAAUUCACUUUGGUCAGUCAUGUCUAAAGUCCGGCCCACAUUCAGGUUUAAUACGGCCCCACAGUUAAUUUGGAAAUCUUUCUGUUGUGGCCCCCCAGUGAAUCCCCGAGCGCCGCUCAGGACCCCUGGGAUCUCUGGAUUUUUUAACACCGUGGUCCUGAGCAGCGCUUGGGGAUUCACUGGGGGCCAAGAGAUCGCGAGAAUGCAGACGGACGUGCAGUGACCUCAGUCUGCGUUCUCGCGAUCUCUUGGACAUCACGGGAUUCGCGGGAUUUGGUGCGCGAAAUCGCAGGAUUUGGUUCCUUCUCCCUGCUGGGACUGUAAGAGAGAAUGGACAGAAUAAAGAGAGAAUGGACAGAAUAAAGAGAGAAGGGACGGAAUAAAGGGAGAAGGGACGGAAUAAAGAGAGAUGGGACGGAAUAAAGAGAGAUGGGACGGAAUAAAGAGAGUAGGGACGGAAUAAAGAGAGUAGGGACGGAAUAAAGAGCGUAGGGACGGAAUAGAGAGCGUAGGGACGGAAUAGAGAGCGUAGGGACCGAAUAGAGAGCGUAGGGACCGAAUAGAGAGCGUAGGGACCGAAUAAAGAGAGUAGGGACCGAAUAAAGAGACGGGACGGAAUAUAUAGAGACGGGACGGAGUAAAGAGAGAAGGGACGGAGUAAAGAGACAGAAUAAAGGGACGGAAUAAAGAGAUGAAAUGAAAAGUAUGCAGUUUGCAAUAAACUUUGUAUAAAAUAGUUAAAUUGCAUUAAAUUUUAAUGGUUCAAAGAAUGUCAGGCAAAAUGGUUGGCCCUCAUGCAUGUUCACUUCAUCAAAUCUGGCCCUCUUUGAAAAAUGUUUGGACACCCCUGACUUUGGUGAAUAACAAUCAGACUGUUUUAAUGCCCCCUUCCAAUGAAUCCAUUGAAGGAAGAACCAUCAGAAAGUUAAAGCUAACAUUAUACCAUAACGGAUCAAACAAAUACAAAUUACUCUCGGAAUUUCUGGUACAUACUGUAUUUUUUAUGUAGCAUACUGCAGAGUUAAUUUUCUUAAAGCAAUAUGGCUUUGUUGGUUCCAAGAAUAGUUACAUUUCUACAGUCCCACAAUAAUAAAAUUAACCUCCCUGAGCUAGACUUGUAAUGUUUCAUUCAUGGAUACCCCUAAAGCAAAAUUAAUUUUCACUAUCAAUCCAUCACUUAAGAUACUUUAUUGACAUCUGGCAUGUUGCCUGCUGUUUUGAAACCCCAGCAUCUCAUCUCUUUACAUAAUUAUAUAUCCAUACACACUUGUGAACUAUGGCUAUCACAGGGUAAAGCCAAGUUCCCAAUGGACAUGUGUGAGAGUUGUAUUUACAGUCAAGUAAAAAGUGUGUGUUUGACAAAGUAUACUGGAAAAUGAUUAUGCAUACAAAAUAGGGUAUUUGAGCUGCAAUGUUGUACACUUCAUUUAAAAUAUGCUUGAGACAAGCCACAGCUGUAAUAUAGCUUGCAAUUAGAUAUAUUGUAUGUAGACAGAAAGUUUUAUUCAAUAAAAAUGUGAGCUGUGGUGACCUGGCAUCCACAUUAUAAAACUAACACCAAGUUGUGAAAAAAAAUAUGUGAACAUGUGUGAUGAAUAUUUUUGUGUUUGUUUUUAUACCAUAGCUUUCAAAUACUUCUUACCAGUCUUUAUGACUCACUGUUUAGUGUAUUUUGGACAGUUUUCUGCAUAUUUAUAUGCCAGAAUUUGCCUCAAAUUCACAGAGCUGUAAGUGGAGACAUUGUCACCAUGUGGAAUGGAGAAACCAUCAUCUUUCCACCAAUCCUGAUCAUGGGGGCAUGGUCUCCUGAUUUUUGUCUGAUUGCUUUCUUCCUAGCCCCAUGACAAGUGAGAAUGGAAGAUCUUGGCAAUUUGAAUGUUUUCAGUGAUUGGAUGAUAAUGGUUUCAUUGAGACUGCAGCCCUGACCUCCUAUAGAAAGCUAUAACUGAACCUUUGCAGCUUUGAUCCUAGGAAGCCAGGAAUUUAUUAUAUAACAGCACCAAAUAGUUUUCGUUCUAAACAUUAGAAUACAGGUAAUUUUACUUACAAAAUAAAUAAAUUUAAAAAAUCAAUUAGUUACUGAUAUUUGCUCAUUCUAUGGGCACUAUGUGUACUUGGUUAUUGGGAGCUGUUCCCAUUUGUUUCCAUUACCAUAACAUAUUUAAACAUUUAACGCAAUAUAUGCAUAACAGCUUUCCACAUACUACUCCAUAUUGCAGCUUUUGCCUAUGUCAUCGCCUUAAUUGUUCUCUAAUUAAGCCACGCUCGUCAUAAUUAUACGCUAUUCAUCACUGCAUAAUUGAAUACGGAAAGUUUUAAUUUGUUGUCCCAACUGAACCUCUUUUCAUAUAGAUUUCCCAGGUUAAUUAUUAUUCUGACUCAAGCAGAUCUUUUAUUUUGCCCAAGAUCAUUAGAAAAAUAUAGGGUUGGCUAAGGCUUCUCCUCUACACAAAAGUACUCCUUUCCCAACUCCCCGUCUGCUUCGUGAGCUAAUUACUAGUUCUAAACAAAUUCAUUGAAAGCGGAGAGACUGCCUCAAGGGAAGAAAAAAACAUUCUUUGAACAUUUUUUAAGCAUACAAAGAAUAUGGCAAAAUAAUACACAUAUAUCCCUGAUAUAAUGUAAACAUGUAGAAAGCACGCAUGUCUGUGUUUUGUUUUUUUAAAUAAAGGGGAUACUUUUCUUACAACUGUCUUCAUGUUUGUCAAGAAACACUUUCAGGGCCAGUUCAAUGAGCAAAAAAGCAAGGUUCACAAACAUCUAUAGUGCCAAGGUUAGCACUCACUUCUAUAAAAGUGUAUAUUUUGUGUAAAGCUAUAUGUAUAACGGCAGUCCAUGCAUAACGUAUGCCUACGCCUGUCAGUACUUGAGAGCCUCUGUUCUCGUUGUAAUUAACUAUGACCUUGAUUUAAUGUUUUUUUUAAUAAGAUUUUCACCUGAUUUAAUAUAAUUGGAUAAACUUUUACAAUUAUUUUUUUCAAUAUAUUAACAUAUAAAUAUAAAAACAUAUAUAAAAAUAUAUCAACAUGUAAAAAAAAACUAAAUAUUAACAUUUUUAAAAUAUUACAUCAUUUUACAACUGUAUCCAUAAAUAUUGUCAUUUGAAAAGCUUACCCAAAACUAUUACAUUGAGGUCUAAAUCAAUGAAAAAAACAUGUAUGGUGCUAUACAGGAAAAAUGUGGGGUAUGUACAGUUAGGUCUUGGAAUAUUUGGACACUGACACAAGUUUUGUUAUAUCGGCUGUUUACCAAAAUAAGUCCAAGUUACAGUUAAAUGAUGAUUAUGGGCUUAAAUGGCUGUCUCUCAGCUUUAAUUUGAGGGUAUUCACAUCCAAAUUGAAGAAAGAAUUUAGGAAUUACAGCUCUUUAAUAUGCAGGCCAGUCUUUUUCAAGGAACCAAAAGUAAUUGGACAAUUGACUCAAAAGCUUAUGGAUAGGUGUGGGCUAUUCCGGUGUUAUUUCUUCAUCAAUUAGGGAAGUUAAAGGCCUGGAGUUGAUUCCAGGCGUGGCAUUCGCAUUUGGAAUCUGUUGCUGUCAACCCACAACAUGUUGUCAAAGAAGCUCUCAAUGCAGGUGAAACAGGCCAUCCUUAGGCUGCAAGAAAAAUGAAAUCCAUCAGAGAGAUAGAAGGAACAUUAGGAGUGGCCAAAUCAACAGUUUGGUGCAUUCUGAAGGGAAGAACACGCUGGUGAGCUCUGCAACACAAAAGGGCUUGGAUGUCCAUGUACAGUGGUGGAUGAUCCUAGGAUCCUUUCCAUGGUAAAGAAAAACCCCUUUACUACACCCUGCCAAGUGAAGAAUGCAUAUCAUUAUCCAGGUCUGCCAUAAAGAGAAGACUUAAAGGACCACUAUAGGCACCCAGACCACUUCAGCUUAAUGAAGUGGUCUGGGUGCCAGGUCCAGCUAGGAUUAACCAUUUCUGCUGUAAACAUAGCAGUUUCAAACAAACUGCUAUGUUUAUAUUAGGGUUAAUCCAGCCUCUAGUGGCUGUCUCCCUGACAGCCGCUAGAGGCGCUUGCGUGCUUCUCACUGUGAAAAUCACAGUGAGAAGACGCCAGCGUCCAUAGGAAAGCAUUGUGAAUGCUUUCCUAUGAGAAUGGCUGAAUGCGCGCGCGGCUCUUGCCGCGCAUGCGCAUUCAGCCGAGGCAGAGAGGAGGAGGAGAGCUCCCACCCCGGCGCUGGAGAAAAAGGUAAGUUUAACCCCUUCCACUCCCUAGAGCCCGGCGGGAGGGGGACCCUGAGGGUGGGGGCACCCUCAGGGCACUAUAGUGCCAGGAAAACAAGUAUGUUUUCCUGGCACUAUAGUGGUCCUUUAAUGAAAGCAAAUACAGAUGGUUCACAACAAGGUGCAAACCAUUCAUAAGCCUCAAGAAUAGAAAUUUGUUGUGGAACAGCGUUAUGGGAAGAAAUAAAUAUGGAGAAGGCUUGGAAUGACUCAUGAUCCGAAGCAUACCACAUCACCUAUAAAACAUGGUGGAGGCAGUGGGAUGGCCUGGGCAUGCAUGGCUUCCAUUGGCACUGGGUCACUAGUAUUUAUUGAUGAUGUGACAGAAGCAGCCAGAUGAAUUCUGAAGUGUAUAGGGAUAUAUUGUCUGCUCAGAUUCAGCCAAAUUCAGUUGAUUGGAAGGAGCUUUACUUUAGAGAUAUAAAGUGCAUGUCAGUACAUCUCCUGGCUGGACCAUGCUCUGCUGGAGAUGACAUUUUUAUGUCCUCUGUAAUCACAAGCUUAUUCAGUCCAAAACAUUGUGUGAAUUGAUUUUGUUACGGUACACACCGUGAGGGGUUAAUACCGCUAAGGACGUUCCCUUUCCGAAGAAAGAAGCAGCUAACAGCAAUUCCAAUUAGUCGAAACAGGAACCAUACGAAAUCCUUCACCAAUCAAAAAGCCGAACAAGUAAAUCAUACGAAUCCAAUACCCCAAAGUACGAGACCAAGCUCCGUAUUGAGGGUUAAGCAGAGAUCUGGUUUAUUGAAGGCUACCUGCCCGGUGUUUAUGCAGGUUUCCCACCUGGUGGACACUCCCCUAGGGGACCAGAUGGAAGACUGGGGGGACAAUAUGGAUACAGUAGCCAGUCACAGUGGCACAAGCAUAAACUCUCCCCUUUGGUGUAGAUAAACCCUCCUCUCUAUCCUGGAGAUAAUUGAGAAGUAAUCCAACUAUCUCCAUGGAUAGAGGCUAAACUCCAUUUUGUACCUGAACAUAAAAAUACAAUAAAAUCAAUAACUUUAAAUUCCACAAACAGAAUCCCUACAUUCAACGUAUCCCCAGAUAGCUGGGAUCUGAGUGCACAUUAUUACUGAAUGCCGCUCAGAUGCAUACAGUUCAAAUGCCAUGGAGCCAAAGUCUUUCACAUUGUCUUUCGGUAUACAAACAGGUUCCAUGGGAUGGCUAUCUGGGGUGCGUCUAUUCAUGCCGGAAAGUACCGACAUUCGUGUGCUGGAUGGCAGAGAAGGGAGGUCGGCGGCUUCAGUGGUGUUCGUGCAAAAUAGUGUCCAUUUUCAGUUCCAUAGUUUGGGCGCCGAACACCGCUGGCCGUUCGGGACUUUAAAAUGGCUGCCGCAAUGUGGGAGUUACACAAACAGCGACCUCCCAACGUUCACCAAUUAAGCUGCGGUUAACCGCAGCUUCUGGGAGGUCGAUUGAUGGCACACUCCAUUUCCCAGGUGGUCGAUCGUUCGGUAGUUUAUUCAGUAGUUUGUGAAAUAAGUUAACCGGGUGUACGGACAGGCAAUUAACCGAAAGAUAGACGAAGGCAACCGAAUAGAAGCAUAGUUCCAAGACAGAGGGGUCUGUCACAAAUUUGAUUUGCUGAAACUGUCUCACAGAGAGCGCGUUUGUGAUGCCCAUCGAGUGCACACUAGCUAUUGUUUACCUAAAUAGUCUUUGAUCAGUUAAGCCGUGCCUACAGCCAAAGAUGACUUGAUGAAAACAGCUUGCAUGGAGAGAAUGUAAACUAGGAGAUGCUUUAAAUAAAGAUAUUGACGUUUAUAUUUAUGCUCAACAAAAUAAAAAACAAUGUAAUGCAUGCAAUAAUGUCUCUUCUCUAAUAGAAACGAAUGAUAGUUGUAUUUAUAUCUACGUGUAUAAUUAUUUGGGGGAGUGAUGACUGCUAAGUCCUUUUGGCAUAUCAUAUUUUGUACGGAAAGCACUGCCUGCUUCUUUUUCCUUUUGGAGCUGUAGUUACGCUUGGUUUCCCCCACUUUUUUAUACCACGCUAACAACAAAGAUUGUUGUUUUAACGUUGCAUGGCAACUUGUGAACGCAAUGCAUUGAGGAACCUAAAGAGAGCUUUUCAUGGUAAAUUAAGCCUACGCAGAUUGAAGCAGACACUGAAUUUAAUGAUGUCUUGUAUUUAAGAGCACUGGCUUAUCUCAGUCAUGCAGAAUGUAUGAAAUAAAAUAUGUCUGUUCCUUUGUAUGAAAUAACAUCCGCCUUGUGAAUUUCUGAUCAUGACCCGAACGCAUCACCUGAACCUAGAUUAAUUUGUGGUUAAACUCAUUGGGGGGUGGGGGGUAAUAAUACUGUAUAACAUCAUUGAUACUGAGGAGGCAAAAAUCAUUUCUAGAAUGUACUUAGGUCUCAAUUGAAUUCUAUUGGCAAAAAGUAGUCAAUACAUAUUGACUGAAUGUAAUGCCAGCUGGAAUUCAAACCACUGAACCUGAUAAGCGGGACGACAGCUAGAAAACAAAUGCUUCUAUAUGCAUCAGAAGCACAUUUAUUGUCUUUUUUAACGGCCAGCCCUGUUAGUCAUUAGAAAAAAGAAAUUAAUAAAAGCCUCCGCAGGUUGAUAUGACCUCCAUAUUAAUAUAAGGGAGGUUUUAAACCUCCCUUAUGCCCACACUUGUCAUGUGAGGGCAUGCAGCUAGAGGCAUGUCUACCAAACAGUGAGCAGCCAGAGAUUUCCUGCCCAAGUUUCGAGAUUAGUGAUAAUUUCCUGUCAGAGUGCUCUGACUGAGAUUGCAUAAAGUGGGGAAGCCCUAAGGGACAUAAGGAAUGUUCAUAUACUAAUGUGGGGUUCACUGUAAAGCCCACAGGCUUUAUUUCACUAUUUUCCUUGCUGGCUGCUUGCUUUUUUUUUUUGGGGGGGGGGUUGAAUUCUAAGAGUCCAUUUAUUCGACCCUAAGUGUCACUAACAAAUAUUUUCAAUGUAAAAUAUAGAUUUCGGUUUCAAGUUUUGAAUCGAUAAAUGGUGGUAAUGUAAACAAUUCAAACUGUUAAAAGGUUUAUUGGGACCCAAACACUGCAGAUAAAUGUGGGUGACUAAUUACAAAAAAAGACAAAUUGUUGACUUAACUGGGUGUUAAGCUAGAAGGGAAGCUGUCCCUUAAUAUGUGCAAUUUAUAGUCUUGUUCUUACAUUGAUGAAGAGAGAGAAAGAGAUCAUUUUUAUCUGUAAAUUACUUUAUGCCAGCUGUAAACCCACAUGAAAAGUACUCCUAAAAAAACCUUGUGUGUUAGAGUUGUCCAUAACAAAAAAAAAAACAAUCCAGAAAAACGCAUGUCACAAAAGUUAUAAAUUGAAUUGCAUGUCAUGAGUGAAAUAAGUAUUUGAUCCCCUAUCAAUCAGGAAGAUUUCUGGCUCCCAGGUGUCUUUUAUACAGGUAACGAGCUAAGAUUAGGAGCACUCUCUUACAGGGAGUGCUACUAAUCUCAGCUCAUUACCUGUAUAAAAGAUACCUGUCCACAGAAGCAAUCAGAUUCCAAACUCUCCACCAUGGCCAAGACCAAAGAGCUGUCCAAGGAUGUCAGGUACCAGAUUGUAGAUCUACACAAGGCUGGAAUGGGCUACAAGACCAUCGCCAAGCAGCUUGGUGAGAAGGUAACAACAGUUGGUGUGAUUAUUUGCAAAUGGAAGACACACAAAAUAACUGUCAGUCUCCCUCGGUCUGGUGCUCCAUGCAAUAUCUCACCCCGUGGAGUUUCAAUGAUCAUAAGAACGGUGAGGAAUCAGCCCAGAACUACACGGGAGGAACUUGUUAAUGAUGUCAAGGCAGCUGGGACCAUAGUCUCCAAGUAAACAAUUGGUAACCCACUACGCCGUGAAGGACUGAAUUCCUGCAGUUCCCGCAAUGUCCCCAAGCUCAAGAAAGCAUAUGUACAGGCCCGUCAGAAGUUUGCCAAUGAACAUCUAAAUAAUUCAGAGGAGAACUGGGUGAAAGUGUUGUGCUUAGAUGAGACCAAAAUCGAGCUCUUUGGCAUCAACUCAACUCGCCGUGUUUGGAGAAGGAGGAAUGUCGCCUAUGACCCCAGGAACACCAUCCCCACCGUCAAACAUGGAGGUAGAAACAUUGUACUUUGGGGGUGUUUUUCUGCUAAGGGGACAGGAAAACUGCACCGCAUCAAAGGGACAAUGGACGGGCCAUGUACCAUCAUAUCUUGAGUGAGAACCUCCUUCCCUUAGCCAGGGCACUGAAAAUAGGUUGUGGAUGGAUAUUCCACCAUGACAAUGACCCACACACAGCCAAGGCAACAAAGGAGUGGCUCAAGAAGAAGCACAUUAAGGUCAUGGAGUGGCCUAGCCAGUCUCCAGAUCUUAGUCCCAUAUAAAAUCUGAGGAGGGAGCUGAAGGUUCGAGUUGCCAAACGUCAGCCUCAAAACUUUAAUGACUUGGAGAGGAUCUGCAAAGAGGAGUGGGACAAAAUUCCUCCUGAGUUGUGAGCAAACCUGGUGGCCAACUACAAGAAACGUCUGACCUUUGUGAUUACCAACAAGGGUUUUUCCACCAAGUACCAAGUCGAAGGAGUCAAAUACUUAUUUCACUCCUUGACAUGCAAAUCAAUUUAUAACUUUUUUGACAUGCGUUUUUCUGGAUUUCUUUUUUUUGUUGUUAUUCUGUCUCUGUGUUAAAAUAUAACUACAAUUAAAAUUAUAGACUGAUCAUUUCUUUGUCAGUGGUCAAACAUUCAAAAUCAGCAGGGGAUCAAAUACUUUCCCCCCCUCACUCUGUAAGAAGUUUGGAAUCCUAUUGCUGUGUGGUCUUAUUGAAUUGUCAAAUUUGUAACUUAAUAUUUUCUGCUGAGCAAUUAUCGUCUACAGAGACCUGUAUUUUGCAUAACAUAUGCUGAAUCUCAGCAUUUUCUAUUUUAAAUGCACUCUGUGUGGGUGGCAGGUGCUAUUAUAGGUCAGAUCUAGGUCUCCAAACAUUGUAGUUCCUGAUGCAUGUUUUAAAGUGCUAGCACAUACUCAUGUCUGUAACUAGAUAAAGUGUGGAGUAAAAAUACAGCCCACAGACAACAAAUGACCAGGUGUCUUCUGCUUAUAUCUGUAUUUUACCAUCAAGUACUUUACUUGGAAUACCAUCAGAAGCCAGUGGUUUUACCUUUUUUACACUUUCUUUCAGAAAUAAAUUAAUUUGCAGCAUGACUUAACCCCUUAAGGACACAUGACAUGUGUGACAUGUGUAAAAUCUGGUUGGAAUCGAUCGUCAACGUUAAAUCUACUUAAUUUCGUCUUCUUUUCAGUUGAUUGAUAUACAUACGUAUUUUGUAUAUAUAGUCUUGGGCCAAAUUUGCUCGCAACAUUAAUAUAUGUCUAUAUUAAUGAAAAGUACUAAUACGCAAUCUGACUUAUGGUUUCUUCAGGUUUAUUCUUAGUUACUGAUACAUAAUAAAACAACAAAGGAUGUUACAGGAUAAUAGUGUCAGGGGUGGCGGUACGGAAACCUGAGUGCCUGAUGAGAAGUGGGAGUCUUCAGCGUGGUAAUGGACUAUCAGGGCCUGGUGCAGGGUAACCACACGUCCUCUGGCGUUGAGCACCAGCGUUUGCGCGGCCACAUACCAGAACCCUGGUGCAGCUACAGCGGAUCCCAGGAACUAGGAGCUUGAUAUGCAGACCUCCCAGGAACUGGAUAGGGGGGCUCUGCAGCCGACAUGUAUCCAGUACAGAAACAAGGCAAGGCUAGAACAGGCACCAAACAUGAAAACAAGACAUAACUAGUAGAACCCAGAACCAGAGAAGGAUAGGAAGCUAAACCCAGAACAUGUACACAAUACAUAAGGGAACAUUAACUAAACAGGGGCAGGACAGGACUGUACAUGGACUGGGAUUACAAAAUAAACAAGACAAUAUAUAAUAGUCAAAACAAGAGGAGACAUAACUAAGCACUGUAUAUGAAAAAUAUGGGGAUUUAGUUACAUUAUAUGAUCAUACAUUGCAUAAGCCUGCCACAACGCCAAUGUAUUCCAUAUUCGGCAGGACCUACACUGCCUAAUGUUCGCUAAAAGAACCAUACUAAACCACAAUAGCACUUACCUGCAAGAAAGGGCAGAGACUUGAAACACUGCUGCAGGUCCAGAAUGAAACAAAAAGGAAAAUGGAAAACAAACGGGUGUGGCAACAUAAAACAAACAUUUAAAGGAAACCUGGACACUGGGAAUUCCAGUUACGGAUUACAGGAAUGAACCCAGAAAAACCCCCAGACAUAGAAUAGAAAACCAAAAAAACAAGAAAAACUAAACAAGAAUUGUAAAAAGAGUACUGGAUGCCAGACAUCUCCAUAGAACAUGGUAUAAUGUGACAAAUAGAUGUUCAACAACAGAUGCUAAUUGCUGGACUCCUGACGGGAGAGUUACAUCCUUACAUCUUUACAUUGAGAGAGAACCAGAGAGAGCCAAGAGCCAAGAGAGCGAGAGAUCUCGUGUUCAGUUACUAUAUAGAAGUGCCCAUAAUGACGUCAGACUAUAAGGACAAGACCCCCAAAUCCACAUUCCAGAGCCUUGUGACUUAUAAAGCCUUGUGACUUAUACCAUCUGUUACUUAUGUCAAUCCACACAUCCAUAUAUAAUCAAUAGAAACAUAGAAUAUGCAAUAUUCUACAUUCCCUCUGUUUAUGGUUUGUUUUAAAACCAUAACACAAUGUCACUAACCUGUCCAUUCAUACAUCACUCGUAUCACGUUCAUUGAGCACAGAACAAGAUGUAGUCACAACUUUCUAUUAUAUGAGAGUUCUUAGAAAGUCGAGUUUCUAUCCCUCAUACCGCUUACUUUACUUCAAAACUCCCUCUGUUUCAGCUAUGUAUUGAUAUCCAUAUCCAUGUUACAUCAUAACUACUUGAACAUAAUAUGUACAUAUAUAUAACAAUAAUAAAUGAAUAAAAUAAAUUACAAAUGUUGAUCCAAUAAACAAUGUAAAGCAAUCAGAAAGAUCUAUCUGCUCUGGUACUGUCAUGUCUUUGUAAAUAACAAAAUCAAGAUCGUAACUUUCUAGAUAAUAACUGCGUAUCACUAUCAUAUUCUUACUAAAGACACAUAACAGUAUUUUCAUUCUCAAUACCUGAUAUUACUAAAGUACUAAUACAUAUAUUACUAUAAUAUACGACCACUUAUACUUCCAUGAAUCAUGUUUUCUAGUAACUUAAAAUCUUUAGGUCAUUUGUAUUCAUGAAUUACAUCCCUAUACCAUUAAUACCACCUAGUGCUGAUUGUAUCAGUACUUUACAAUCAUAGUAUUUAAUUUGUAUAUUCAGUAGGCUCUCACUACCUGAAAUAUAUCAACACUACUUAUAAGACUCAUAAUAAUUUGCAAACCUUCAAAUGUGUUAUCAACCAUGAAGUUUUAUAAUAAUUCUUCAAAUAAUGUUCAUGUUGUUGACAAUACUUAUUGUUCUAGAUAAUCUCCACCCAGAAAUCUUUCUAUCAUAGAUUUGUUUUUGUUUACAUAAUUAUAAUUUUCACUAAAAUUCCACCUUGUAGUAACAAACUUUUCAUUCAAGAGAAACAUAGUUUACUUUAAAAUAACUUGGAAAGAAUAAUAUAAAUUAAUUAUCAUCACUCUCCUCAUUAGACCUUAAUUGUGAUGACUUAUUAAUGUAAUACAUCUUAAAAGCAGGAUUGUCCUAAUGUUCUGACCAAUCCGUAUUCCUUAGUACACUUCAACUGACUAAAAUUAAAUAAAAUAAACAAAACUUGGGGCCAUACUGCCCAGAAACAUGUAUUCCUAGUCUGUGUCUAACAAACUCAGGGAAAUCAUAAAACAACUUAUAACAACAUAUUCAAUUCAUUGGAUACCGUCAUAUCCAGAAACCUAUUCUUCCUAGUCCAUACAUUUUAUAGACUUAGGUCAAAUAUAAUCGUGUACUAUACUGUUAACUAAACUCAAUUCAAUUCCUCUUGGAUCUCUGAACUCUUAUAUCCAAGGCAUUUUUAAUGUAUAUAAUUACUUAAUAUUAAUCAAUAUAAAUUAUCCUUCCUUAGUUUUCUUCCUUAUGUUACCAUUGUUUGUUAUACUUCACCUCGAUAUAAACAAAUUACUUAUUCUAGUGAAUCUAUGAAAUACUAUUGAACUCAAUCUUUGUAGAAUUAAGUAUACAUGAUCCUUAUUUUAUCAACUUCAUAUUUUACCUACUUCUGAUACUUCUCAUUCUAUGUAUAGGUAAUAAUGUAAUAGUUCUUUUCAUAAUACUAUCCUUUCAUAAUUUUAUUACAUGUGUUACACAUUUAUAAGUACUCUCUUUUGGUAUUAAUACACUCAUAACUGUUAAAUAACUUUUCAUUGUCUGUUUUCUUUUCCGUUAAUAUUUAAGAAUUGAUAUUCAUGUUAGUGCCAGUCUUUUAUUUCUUUGUAAGUCUGUUACUCUUCUGUAUCGAAUGAACUCUGUAGAAUCUUCCAUCAAACUUUGCAGAUCAGAUGAAAAGUAUCUUUCCAACAGUCGAUGUCCAGUUGUCUAAAGGAAUUCUUUCCUAACUUACUGCCACGAGGAUCUGUCACGCUUUACCUACAUUAAAACAAAAAACAUGUGCAGCAUCAAUACAAUGGUUUACAAUGUUUAUAUCUCAUUAUUAUUAUACAGUAUAACAUUGAAUUAUAUUGACUACACAAAACAUUCUCAUUUCUUCUCAUAAGAUCUACCAUCUUGUGGUCAUUAAAUUUAUGCCAUGUGAUGUAUAAUCUUAAAAUUUCCUUUAUAUUAAAAUCUUUCUGAACAUUUUAAGUUAUCAAAAUUUGUAUUAAUCAUACCCCCCUUUUAAACUGUUUAAUAAUCUGGAGGUAUAACCUAAUCACAUAUCAGAAGUUACAACAAAAUAUUGUUCUCCACUAUACUUUAGCAAUAGUAGCCAUCUUGUCUUAACACUGGCACCAUUUUGUCACAUGAAACAAACUACAAAAACAUAUAUUGUUUCCUACAUCAAAUAUAUCUGCAAAUCUAGGUUUUAUCCUAUCAAAACUUUUGUUUUCUAUAUAAUCAAAACAUAUGUAUGUCCAGGCUUUGCAAAAUAUAGUAAUCCAUUAUCAGUCAUGACAUUAAAAUCUCAUUCUCAUGAAUUAAAUCAAAGAUUUUAAAUCAACCUCAGAAGCAACAAAGAAUAAAUCUAUUGUUUUUUCCUUCUGUAAAAUGAUUGGGGUUACUCUAUAUUCGUAUACACCCAAUAUAACAUACAUUGCAUGUUCCUAACUGCUACAUUAGUGUAUUUCAUUCUGCCAUAUUUGCAAACUUGAUGUAAAUUUUUAUUUUAAUUAAUUAACCUAAUACUUUAUUAUAACACACAUAAAAACAAUGAAAAAACAGUUCAGACUAACAAUUCAUUGAAAACAACAAACUAACAUAGAUCUCUUUUCUUGUGUGCUGUUCUUAUUUCUGGAAUCAGCCUGUGUACAUCUGUUGGCACACAUAUCCAUGCUCAUUCCCUAAACUGAUCAAAUCUCUUGAAGUUAUCUGAUCCUUAUAACUUUCUGUGUUACACUGCAUUGCUUGUCUGUCUCCUAAUUUCGAUUUAGCUAAAAUUGCUCUUAUUUGUCUGAUUAUCAGUUUACAAGGAAAGGCUUUUAUUGAUUUAUCUCCACAUGUAUUUUCUCUGUCAAAAUUUUCAAUCAACAAAUUUAAUUUCUCAUUUGCUUUUGAUUUGAUAUCGAGGAUAAAAUAUCUGCAAGAUCUUAAAUAAUGUUGUUUAUUGCACCAAAAACAAAUAACUUUAGGAGUUAUAUUCUGCCUUUGAUUGUUAACUCUACAGUUUUUAGUAGAAAAAAAUGGGAGGGGCUCAGUUGUCUGUAUCACUCUUUCACACUGAGUCCACGAAGAAGGGGGAGGGGAAUGAGGGGUGUCAGGUCUGAGUUUCUUUCUCUGCCUCAUUUCACUAGUCUUUUUAACCCCUUCAUUAUUGGUUACCCUCCUUAAGUUAUCCAAGAACAAAACAACUUCUGUCAAAGUAAUUUUUUCUCUAGAUAUCACAAUUGCAGUUGGAUCUAGAGCUUGAGAUUUUUUCACAAAUUCAUUAAUUAACUGAUCCUCAGGAAAAUUAGCAACAAGUCUAUAUGCACUUUCAAAUUUUACAAGAAAACUAAAAAUAUCCUCAUCAUUGUGUGGUUUUAGUUUUUCCAACAUUUCAAUGUCUGCAAAAUCAUUCCCUGUUGUUAAUUUUAUUAAUUGUGUUAAUCUGUCUCGGUAUUUUCCAUAUAUUAUUUCAUCAUUGUCCUCACAUUUUAUAGGCGUGGUCAGCCUACAUGCCAUUAGAGUCGGCAGCCAUGUUUUAAAUAGUUUACUCCUUUGUUCGUCAUUAAGGCUGUAUUUUUCCAAAUUUGACUCAAACAUUCCAGCAUUAAUAAAUGCAUCCACUGACGUGUCAUAAACUGGAAUACAUUUCACAAUUUUCAGUAAUUGUUCCUGGAUUUUCAAAUUACGUUUUGCAGCUCUGUCUUGAAAUUUACAUUUUUGCAAAUCACUUUGUGAGGAUACAUUUUCAGUAUCUAUUGGUUCUCGGAUUAGAUUCUGUGCCUGUAUUUUUCUUUCUUUACUUCAUUAGUAAGCUGGCAAAUAAGAUCAUUUCUUAAUUCAACUCUAUCCUCUAGUUCACAGACUGUUUCUGACAAUCUUUCACAGUUACAGCAUGUACUCUCUGUUACGUUGUUACACUGUUCAUUUAAAUCUGAUUUGUCUUCUGUUAACCCAUUCAAAUCUACUUCUUUAUCUGCUAAUUCUAAAUUGUCUUGACCUGCAUUUCGUUCACAAAUCAAUGCAUUGUAAGUACAGACUAGUUUCAUAACAUUUCUGAUCUUUUGUUUUUUCUUAUUAACAAACAAUUUCUUGUCAAUUUCACUAUUGGCAAUUUCACAUUGUGUGUAUAAAGAUUGCCACAAUACAGCAUCUGAAUAGCUGCUAUUAAAUGCACACUGCAAUUUAGUUUUCUCUGCAAUAUCAUUUAUGAAUUCCAUGUUAGUCACCAGAUCAGUUAUUUCUGUUUAUUUCGUUGCUUCGUCCACACAGCUGCGCAGUUCUGGGCUUGGAUCUGGAUGAUUGCCAAUCUCUGCCACGUGCUUGCUUCUACAAUUCACGUUGUAUCUUGUGCUUUUUGUCUCAGUUGUAGAAAAUAGUCUUGUACAGUCUUUGUGAUUUGAAAUCUCUUUUUCUUACAAACACAGUUCUUUUGUGACAGUCUAGAUUCUUUUUUUCUCUUCAAGUUUGUUUUCCCAGUUCCAAAACAGCUUUGUAACUCGAUUCUUCUCUCUCCUCCCUUGAAGUGGGAACAAAACUUGAAUAGAAGACUGGCUGGCUAGCCAAUGUAAAAUGUAACUAGAAUUGAUCGUCAACGUUAAAUCUACUUAAUUUCUUCUUCUCUUCAGUUGAUUGAUAUAUAUACGUCUUUUGUAUAUAUAGUCUUGGGCCAAAUUUGCUCGCCACAUUAAUAUAUGUCUAUAUUAAUGAAAAGUACUAAUACGCAAUCUGACUUACGGUUUCUUCAGGUUUAUUCUUAGUUACUGAUACAUAAUAAAACAACAAAGGAUGUUACAGGAUAAUAGAUGUUCAACAGCAGAUGGUAAUUGCUGGACUCAAUAUAAUCAAUAGAAACAUAGAAUAUGCAAUAUUCUACAACAUGUCAUGAUUCCCUUUUAUUCCAGAAGUUUGGUUCUUAAGGGGUUAAAGGCAACAAAAUGUGCAUUAACUUUCAUCCUUUGUCAUCAGAGGGAAUUUAAUAGGGAAUAAAGGCUGGCAACUUUUACGGUGUUGUGGUAACCAUUUUGUAGUCACCAUCUAACAUGAAAUGUUAAUGCACAUGAUUGGUUCGUGGCCCAUGAUUGGUGUAGCCCCUUCGAUAUAGCAAAGGAUCAUGGGGUAUAUUUAAUUCUAUAUCUUUGUAUGCUCCCCAUCCUACAUACCUGUAUAUACAUAAACAAGGAAGUCACUAGUUCUCUGGACUCUAGAAUAAACUGGAGAGGAUUGGGUUCAAGAUAUUGAAUGCGGAAGACAGGUAAAACAAGGAAGGUGUAAAGAACAAGCAUUAUUGAAUGAAGGCGGAAGAGAUUAAAAAAAAAGACAUUUUAAGUGUAGAGGGUGCAAAGGGAAAAAAAUUUAAGUGUCAGGACUGGGGGGAGUAGGGGGUGAGGGAGAGCUUGCCUGCUGAUCAGAAACUGACACGGAUUGAUACCCACUUUGCUGAGCAGAUGACGGUGCACCCGGGGAUACAUUCUGUUCGAAACUUGAGGCCUACCUGAGCUUGAGCUGGGGUUAGACAGCCACUCUCCCAGUUCUCCGACCGGCGCUUUACUGGUGACCACCACUAAUCGCAGUCGCCUUUCAGCACCUACUUUGACACAGAUACUGGACGGGGCAGAAUACCCCAAGAUGACGGACGUGCUGCAGCCACGUGAACAGCAACCUGACAUGAACGCACUAUGAGCUAAAACUGCAGUGCCUGGAUGAGACUUUCGACUAAUUCUGGGCAAAGCUAUCAGCCCACCUUGAGGCGCCAAGAGCUCCGGUUGAGGAGAGAAAGCAGAGAAAAAAAAAGUGUCAGGACUGAAUUUAAUCAGAAGAGAGACAGAAUAGCAGUAGUUCACAAGGUAGGUAGACAGAAAUGUAAGUGUUAAAAAUGUUUAUUGUUGCACAAAGAUUGUGCUCAAAACAAUGUGUGCUUUGCCUUGAUCUGUCUUAAUCUGAUAGAUUCUUCAAUAAAUUAUUUAUCUGGAAAAACAUUAAACUUUAAUAAUUAAAUUACACAAAUUAAUUAUUAACCUACACAUUUACUUGCACCAUGUCUAUAAUACUGUUUGGCCUGUUUACACUCUUGUGAGGGACGUAUUUGCUCCGUUCUGACAUAUCCUCCUGUUUAACUCUCUUCUUAGAGAUCCCGUACCACCAUGAUGUUAAAGUACUCUCCUGUGACAGACACUAGUCAUAAAUCUCAAGGGGAUUUGAGAGGUAUGAAAAAGGGUCAAAUUUGUCACGGGACUCAUAAGAACAUAUAACAUAAAGCAUAAUGUGGUAAGGUCAGAGGCCGUUCAGGAAAACAAUUUGUGCUAUUUGCUGAAAUGUGAGAUCUUGUGAAUCCUCCAUUCUUCCCUCUUGCACAUAUGGAAGUAUUAAUUGUAUGCUUACUAUAUGGUAUUGUCUAGAAACAGGUGGCUUUGCGAAAUGUAUUCUGUGUUUGUAAAUCACAACUUGAGCUGACAUUUUAACAUGUGAUCUUUUUCUAUUGCAGCUGAGCAAAUGUCACUCAUUGUCGGCUUUUAAAUAUUUUUACGAGAUCUUUUAAAUUAUGAUCCUUUAAAAAUUUUAAAAAAAAAAUACAAAUGUAAAACCUAAUACACUGUGGUGACUGCACUGCAAUAUGCAGAAGAGAUGUAUGUAUACACGUAAGCAUGGGCGAGAUGCAUUUAAUUCACAACACAUACUUAAUGUGGUUGGGGAAUUUUCAAUAAUUGACACUGUUUGCUGUAACACUAACAAAUUGUUUCCUAAAACACUGCAUAAACAAAUAUUUAAUAAGUAUUUAUUUCACCGUGAUUAGUGCAAUGCAAAUAAAGUGAAAUAUACAGGGAGUGCAGAAUUAUUAGGCAAAUUAGUAUUUUGACCACAUCAUCCUCUUUAUGCAUGUUGUCUUACUCCAAGCUGUAUAGGCUCGAAAGCCUACUACCAAUUAAGCAUAUUAGGUGAUGUGCAUCUCUGUAAUGAGAAGGGUGUGGUCUAAUGACAUCAACACCCUAUAUCAGGUGUGCAUAAUUAUUAGGCAACUUCCUUUCCUUUGGCAAAAUGGGUCAAAAGAAGGACUUGACAGGCUCAGAAAAGUCAAAAAUAGUGAGAUAUCUUGCAGAGGGAUGCAGCACUCUUAAAAUUGCAAAGCUUCUGAAGCGUGAUCAUCGAACAAUCAAGCGUUUCAUUCAAAAUAGUCAACAGGGUCGCAAGAAGCGUGUGGAAAAACCAAGGCGCAAAAUAACUGCCCAUGAACUGAGAAAAGUCAAGCGUGCAGCUGCCACGAUGCCACUUGCCACCAGUUUGGCCAUAUUUCAGAGCUGCAACAUCACUGGAGUGCCCAAAAGCACAAGGUGUGCAAUACUCAGAGACAUGGCCAAGGUAAGAAAGGCUGAAAGACGACCACCACUGAACAAGACACACAAGCUGAAACGUCAAGACUGGGCCAAGAAAUAUCUCAAGACUGAUUUUUCUAAGGUUUUAUGGACUGAUGAAAUGAGAGUGAGUCUUGAUGGGCCAGAUGGAUGGGCCCGUGGCUGGAUUGGUAAAGGGCAGAGAGCUCCAGUCUGACUCAGACGCCAGCAAGGUGGAGGUGGAGUACUGGUUUGGGCUGGUAUCAUCAAAGAUGAGCUUGUGGGGCCUUUUCGGGUUGAGGAUGGAGUCAAGCUCAACUCCCAGUCCUACUGCCAGUUCCUGGAAGACACCUUCUUCAAGCAGUGGUACAGGAAGAAGUCUGCAUCCUUCAAGAAAAACAUGAUUUUCAUGCAGGACAAUGCUCCAUCACACGCGUCCAAGUACUCCACAGCGUGGCUGGCAAGAAAGGGUAUAAAAGAAGAAAAUCUAAUGACAUGGCCUCCUUGUUCACCUGAUCUGAACCCCAUUGAGAACCUGUGGUCCAUCAUCAAAUGUGAGAUUUACAAGGAGGGAAAACAGUACACCUCUCUGAACAGUGUCUGGGAGGCUGUGGUUGCUGCUGCACGCAAUGUUGAUGGUGAACAGAUCAAAACACUGACAGAAUCCAUGGAUGGCAGGCUUUUGAGUGUCCUUGCAAAGAAAGGUGGCUAUAUUGGUCACUGAUUUGUUUUUGUUUUGUUUUUGAAUGCCAGAAAUGUAUAUUUGUGAAUGUUGAGAUGUUAUAUUGGUUUCACUGGUAAUAAUAAAUAAUUGAAAUGGGUAUAUAUUUGUUUUUUGUUAAGUUGCCUAAUAAUUAUGCACAGUAAUAGUCACCUGCACACACAGAUAUCCCCCUAACAUAGCUAUAACUAAAAACAAACUAAAAACUACUUCCAAAAAUAUUCAGCUUUGAUAUUAAUGAGUUUUUUGGGUUCAUUGAGAACAUGGUUGUUUUUCAAUAAUAAAAUUAAUCCUCAAAAAUACAACUUGCCUAAUAAUUCUGCACUCCCUGUAUAAUCUGUGUGUGUGUGUGUGUGUGUGUGUGUGUAUAUAUAUAUAUAUAUAUAUAUAUAUAUAUAUAUAUAUAUAUAUAUAUGUUUUGCUUAAUGGUAAAUCUAUUGCAAUGUUUUCUGCCACUUUAAUAAAUAUAAUCAUAUUCUUUUAUUUCCCAUGUAGUUGGUAAGUUAAUAGGGAAAGGAUUAUCAAUAAAGAUGUAUGAAUUAAAGUGGCUCUAUGAUUAUUCAUGAAUUCUGAUGCCUUUUUGAAAUCCCCAGAUCCAUGUUAAAAAGCCAUUGGUAAGCAAAGGGAUUUUUAUGCAAUUAUUUGCACUUCAGUUUCUAUAAAAUAGGUCAGAAUUUCUCAAAUGCUAGGUAAAUAAGGCCUAUUGCCAAUCUUUUUUGUAAUAAGUGUGAAAUGUCAGACGUUUUCAGCGAUAAUUGCCAAUUCAUUUCGAGAUUAGCAGGUUUAUACUUAUAAGGAACAAUAUAAUAUCCGGAAUACAGCCAUGUAUUCCUAACAUUAUAGUGCUGGAAUACAUAUUUAGUUGUCCGGACCCCCUCUUUGUGGAAUAGAAAGGUAUUAAAUGUACCUUUUCUAAAACACUGUGUUUGCUCCGCCUACAUUGCAGAGAUCCUCAAUCUUGAGGAUCACAGCCAAUACUUUCACAUUGGGAGACUAUUGCACAUGCGCAGCAUGUCUUCAUAGAGAUACACUGAAUCAAUGCAUCUCUAUGGGGAACGUUCAACAUGGAGACGCUGAACGUAGGUACUGCACACUUUUCACCACUGAACUAAAAAGCAUCUCUUGUAGCCGAAAAGGCAGCAUGUACAUGGAGAAGCCUGCAGAGACACGCUAUAGACACCAGAAUCAUUACAUUAACCUAUAGUGGUUCUUAUGAUUAAAGUGUCCCUUUAAAACUAGCACAGGUUCCUUCCCAUCCAAGAUUCUUGUAGUUUUGUUUUGCAUACUGUGCCUUCUUUAUUUUGUAUUUUUUUUUUUAUGCAGAUGAAAAAAGAAAUCUUACAUAACUUCUUUAGACACUCACUAAAGGCAAAAAUCGCAAUAUCCUCUAUCAUUUCUGACCUUUAACAAAAAUUGUAAUCUUUCUUUUAUUAACAAAAGCUUGCUUUUUUUUUUUUUUUGCACCACAAGGUCUUGCACCAGCUGCUUUGUGUCAGAGUUGCUCUGUAUGAUAUUUCAGUGGCAACGUCGAAACACAAAAAUAAAUGGAAUUAUGAUAAAUAUUUAGGUCUUGCAAUGUUCAUUUCAUUUUCGAGGUUCUGUUUGUUCAAGGGGAUACAGACUAUGAGUUUUUUGUGAGUGAGUUUAACACCGACAACUGAAAAGUAAAGACACGUACACAAAUACCAUGCGCAAAGAAAGUCAAGCACCCAGCACACUGUUGCAUGCCUACAAGUAUAGAGUUUUGGUUUUCUGUGUAAUCAUGUAAUUGUGGGUUUUAAAGUCAUGUUUAACACAUUAUUUUCCAGUAUAUUUUCAAAUUUCAAAAUUCAACAAAGUUUGUUCUUCACAGUGCACUGAAAAAUUAGUUUAAAAAUACAUAUGCUCAUUCAAGCAGGGUCCGUAUUAACCUAUUGUUCCUGUUACACUUUGUAAUUGUCUCAGUUAUUGUAGAAUUUAUUUCCCCUUUCUAAUACUGUAAAGAUCUGUGGAAUAAAUUGGUACUAUAUGAAUGCCAAUAAUAAUAAUUUCUGGGAAAAGCAAGCCUUAUGGUUUGACUGGAGUGUUCAGAUUUGUAUUUAACAAUGUAUUGACUAUCUAAUAUUUGGAUGUAUAAAAAUAAAUAAUGAAGCCCUAAUUGACUGAUCUUUGAAAUUAUUGAAAAAAUAUUUUAGUAGGUGGAAAUAUGGUUUUAACUCCGCAAUUAAUUAAUUCUGAAAUCAGGAUAAAAAAUUUAAUCUGCUGGUGGGAGAGAACAGGGACAGUCUGGCAAACCAGUAAUUGCCCUCCUGUGAUCUCUGAUACGUUCACUAUAGGAGCAUAGACGCACUUUGCUAAUGGUAUAAUUGGAAACGUUUUUGUUAAAUUUGUACUGUGUAACUUAAAACAAUGCAAGAGCCUAGCAGCUGACCUGAACAGUCGCAUUGCAUCUGAGCUCCCGAAAAAAUGGCCUAAAUGAAGCACAAAACACGGCAAAACUUAACGAAAACCAACCCAAAGGGACCCCCAGCCAUCCACAUAAGGAUGGGGCGAAAAACAAAAAAGCAGAAAGCUGAAAAACCAAACCUGGGCAUGAACAUUGGAGACUUAUGGCGGCAGGCACAUGGAGCCUCACAAGCCCAGAUGGCGUCUUACCCUGACUUCCCAGACGACCACACCCUGGGGUCGUGAGACCUUCUCAUGCUGGAACCUCAAAGACCAAAAGUAAACCCGGCACCACCCUCCACCCAAAAGGACACGUCUCCGGUAACCAAGGCAGACAUGCAAGAGCUGCUGUCGGGCCUCCGACGGGAUAUACACGCGGACGUGGCCGCACUCCGUGCCGACCUCCAACGCCUGACAGGUCAUAUGGGAGCUCUGGAAAUGGACUCCCACAACAACAAACAGCAAGUAACCUUCAAUCAGAGAUACGGUCCCUAUGGAAACACCAUGCCGCCCUGGAAAGAAAAGUUACAUCCAUGGAAGACGCAAGGCGGUCUAAGAAUCUAAAGAUAAGAGGGGUGGCAGAGAUGGUGCCGGACACGGAAUUACUGCAUUUUAUGAGACUCCUUCUGGGCUCAAUCAUGCCCCUGAAACAGGCAAAACUGAUAACAAUGGAAAAAUUGUUCAGAAUACCUAAACCCAUUAAAGCCCCAACCGAGGCUCCCAGGGACCCGAUCGUAAGCUUUCAGACAAGUCAGGACAAAGCAGCUGUGAUGAAUGCGUUACGGGGACACUCACCUUACAUGUUUGAAAAUUCGUCCCUGACUUUCUUCGCGGAUCUAUCUGGGGACACACUGAAAUGGCGGAGAACCCUGCAGCCUCUCACAACGCUGCUCCGCUCACACACCAUGACCUACCGGUGGAGGGCGGCCCAGACCCUGAUGAUCACCCACAGAGGUAACUCCUACCCGGUGCACAAGUUGGAAGAAGCGGCUGGGAUCCUAGGGGACUUGGGUCUCCCUCCCGACUCCCUCUCCAAGGCCAUGCACCAGCCAGCCACCGCACUGCACAACUGGGACCCAGCGAACGUCACUGCCUUCGUACCCCGGAGGCCCCAAGAGAUCACCUAAGCAGCGGACACGACAUAAUGGCACAACACGGAGAAGAGUCUACAGUCUCCCCUUACAAAGGACAGGCUGCUCUCCAUUUGCCACCCAGGCGCGGCCAGGACAGUCAGUACAAAGCCUAAUGUUAACUGACAGAACUGUAUUUAACGUUUAAUGCUUACGAAGGUUGCAGAUAUGCCUAAACACUACUGCCUCUAUGGUUAAUUGGCUGCUGUUAUUACCAACUCUUCGUUAUCACUCUACUCUGCUAAUUUUAAUUUAAUUUGACUAACCUUACUCUAUCAAUGUCGACCUUUAACGCUGCAAGAUAUGCAGGAUAUGCUAACACUUGGCUAGAAAGACCCGACCACUAGCGCCCUAAUUAAACCACACGCACACCAGGUACCCCCACAGCCCACACCUCCCACACACACUCAUUAACCACGAGACUAUGAACAGACUGCAAUCCCGGGACGACUCCUUAUCUCCCUGGGGUACACACAAGCACACAACUACUUCUCUUUAAAUGCUCCUCUAACACUUGCUCCUCUAACACUUGCAGCGACUCACACACCAUUUAGCCAGCCAAAGACAAGGGUACACUGUGGCUGCUCACAGUUUAAUAGACAUGCCCCUACUCACGGUAUACUAAGUCAUUUUUACUUAGUAUUAGUAAAUUUGGCUGAAAGACCAUUUUAGGUCUUUCAGCCUUUUGGUAGAUAGCUCCCUAAUAUCGUGGGAAUUAGAGAGUUAUCUACUAAACGGCUGCAAGAGAACAUCCUUAGUUCCGAAUUUCGAAAUGCCGAACCAAAUUUUUUCCCCAUGCACAUCCCUCGUAAUCUGUGAGUGGUUGGUAAUUUUACAAACAGACUUUAUUAACUGGAAGCAGCACUUGCAACUGAAGUCCUAAGUUCCAAUAGAGCAAUAUGCAAUACUUGGGGCAUUGUACCGUCCAGGCGCAGUGAUUCGGAGCUGAUCUUGAGCUCCAGAAAAGUGCAAGUGCAAUCUUUUUUAUUUGCCAUAUUUGAGACCCUAAAGUCACCUGGGGGGUUGUAACAUUUUUAUUUAGGGCCCCCACCCACCGCUCAGGAGGGCAAUAGGUCCCCCCCGCCAUAUUGGUAUUUAAGGCCCCCACACGCCACUCAGGGGUGGGGGCCGGGGGGGAGGACAAUAGGUCUAAUUUCAGCACUUCGGAAAUUCGGCAUUCCGGCAAUUCAGCUAUUCGAACAUUCGGAAGUAUCUGAAUGUCCGAAUUGCCUGAAAUUCGUUCAAAUUGACAUUCGGAACGAAACAAAUUGCACAUGUCCAUAACAACCACACCUUACCCCUGAAUGAUGUGCACGUGGGUGAUUAAUGAGCUGAGAGAAAGAGGAACUUUAACUGUCAGAAAAGAGGCAGUUCACUUCAACACCCCAUUAUAAGCAAAGGAUGACUCCUUCUCUGGCUUCAAAUGUGUUAUCUUUAUGUUUUAUUUUAUGUUUUGUUAUGUAGCUGGAGAGACUGCCUGUGAGUUGUGUGUUUGGAGAAUUAACUGUUGUAAUAUCAGCCCUUACAGCAAACCAUAGGUCUAUAAAUCGACUUUAGACACUCCCUAUGUGGCAGCUGCAUACAUUAUUUAUGCAAAGGGUCACUGAACAUUACCAGUAAUAUUUCAUGAUAUCUGGCUUGGUUUAUUAUGACUGUACAUAAACACAAUAACAGUGAGUGUAUUAAUUUACUUCUUUGAUGUUAAGGGCACUAAAGUUGCUUGCAAAAAUCUGUAAAAGAGGGACAUUGUAUGGUAUUUUUUAAUGGUUAGAGAUAAACAGUGUUUUAAACGGCCAAUAAUAUUUCUCAACGAAAUGGUCUUGGUACAGUGGCCAUUUUGUUUUGAAGAAAUUGCAAUGUUUAUGUCGCAGGUUAACACACCUCUAAUGGCUAUCUUACACUUUAACGUUUGUAAUACAUGUUUGUAUUUCUAACACUAUAGUAUUCAUUUAAGAAAAUACUGGUUUUGGACAGAAAACCUUUACUAUACCGGUCCUCCCCAAAUGUGCAAGCUGGCAUCAGUAGCCAAGUUUGCACAGAAUUCACAUUAGCCAACACACAGCCAUAGGUUGUUACACCUCUGGCAGGUGUGGUGUUUCACAGUCAAUGGCUUGCCUAUUCCACAUUUUCAUUGAUUAAAAAAACAACUUUCAGCUGGAUCUCUCAAGGGGGAAAACUUCCAUGGGUUGCAACUUGGGAGUCAAAUAUAUUUGCUGCUUUUCAUAGUUCAGCAACGCAAGUGAUAAAGCACAGUACCAGUAAAAAAAACAUAAGUCACCUAACUUACAUAGUUGGUUUCAAAGGCUGAAAAGAGACAUGUGUCCAUCAAGUUCAGCCUUCCUCACACUUGUUUUUUGCUGUUGCUCCAAAAGAUGGCAAUAACCCAGUUUGAAGCACUUUCAAUUUUGCAACAAACUAGGGGGGCUAUUUAAAUAUCUGCACGGACUCUGAUAAAACUACUUUUUCAGGCAGAGAAUUCCAUAUCCUUAUUGUUCUUAGUAAAAAAAACUUUCCUUUGCGUUAGACUAAAUCUUCUUUCUUCCAGUCUAAAUGCAUGACCUUGUAUCCUAUGUAAAGUCCUGUUUGUGAAUAGAUUUCUACACAAUGGUUUGUAUUGGCCCCUGAUAUAUUUUUAUAAUGUUAAUUAUUUUGUUCUUGCUAUAUAACUUAUUCUUAGACCAACAUUUUUUAUUUUAUUUUUUUUAAGUCCAUUGCAACUCCACAAUGGACUUGUUUGGCAAGUUAAAAAUAUUUGAUCCCAUGAAAUCCCAACUGAAAUGCCACUCAGAGAUUAUAGAAUGAUGGAAAAUGAAAUGGCCUCCUUUAAUUGUGUGUGCCUGCUGCCCGAUGAUGCUGGAACACUUUAAUCUUGAGGGAGCUUAGCUUUUCAUUUAAGUGUGCCCAGGUAGCUUUGAUUACUAAUAUUAAGAUAAGAGGCUUACUCUCUUUUGUGUAUUUAUGUUGGUACAAGAGGAAAAUUACACUCAUUAAGUUUAGCUGUGUUCCAUAUUGUCUACGAAGAACAGGCAGUGAAAGAUCUUCCUCAAAUCACCUUGUCUAAGAACACUUCUCUGUUGUACUCAGCUCUCUACUGAUUGCAAGUUUAUUUUAUCAUGAUUUAUACGAUUAGGGACGUCAUUCCCUCUACUUCUGAAAUCCCACAUAAGAAUAUUUUUCAAAUUAUUUAAAAUUUCAUUUAAAUAAUUGUUUUAUCCGGAUCUUACUUAUUGUCUAAUUUAGUGACAUGAUACUUUUUUUUUUUUUAAAUCAUGCAGCACAAGAGGUUUCUCUGUGUUGUUUUGUUAUGCUCAUGAAAGAAGGAAAUAGUACGUCUUCUAGGAUUUCUUUCUGCGUAGGCUAAAGCUCUCAGUUGAAUAUUUCUCCUUUUCUGAUAUGGUUGCCUUUUGUGCUUUAUUGAUGAUGUGCAUUGUGUCUAAUCGCGUGCUUUCAUUCUGGCUCCAAUGCCUAUGCCUACAAAGAAAGAUCCUGUACCACUUUUUAUGUACUGGUGAAACUGACACUAUAUUUUUACUAUAAUUUCACAUCAUUGACAUAUAUAUAUAUCUCUAUCCCACAUACUGGAUAUACUCGAGUAUAAUUCGACCCGAAUAUAAGUCGAGACCUCUAAUUUUACCCCAAAAAACUGGGAGAACUUAUUGACUCAAGUAUAAGACUAGGGUGGGAAAUGCAGCAGCUACUGGUAAAUUUCUAAAUAAAAUUAGAUCCCCCAAAAAAUUACAUUAAUUGAAUAUUUAUUUUGUGUAUAUAAUGAAUGCAAUCUGUGUGUGUAUGAAUGCAGUGUGUGUAGUGUGUGUGUGAUGCAGAGUGUGUAACCUUGGUGGGGGGUGGGCAUUUUUAUUAAUUUUUUUAAAAUUAUUAUUUUAAUAUUAAAUUUAGUUUUUUUCAAUAUUUUUAUUUUAUUUUAAUAUUAUUACAUUUUUUAUUAUAUUAUUAUUUACAUUUUUAUUUACAUUUUUUUGUCCCCCCUCCCUGCUUGAUACAUGGCCAGGGAGUGGGGCUCUCCUUCCCUGGUGGUCCAGUGGCAUGGGCUGUGUAGGAGGGGGGCUGGCAGGAAGCUGUUCCUUCUCCUCCUUUCCGGUCAGCUCCCUUAUCCUCCACUGUAAGUCUCGCAAGACUUACAGUGGAGGAGAAGGGAGCUGACCGGAACGGAGGUGAAGGGAGCUGACAGGAGCAGCAGGAAAGGUAAGUUACAGCUCGCUGCCGGCCCCCAAAUGACCGCUGGGCUUGUAAUGAGCCUGGCGGUCCAUGUCUGUAUUAUGGCAAUGUAAGUUGCAAUAAUACAGACACUGACUCGAGUAGAAGACGAGUGGGGGGUUUUCAGCACAAAAAAAUGUGCCGAAAAACUUGUAUUAUACUCGAGUAUAUACGGUAUAUAGGAAGCAAAAACCAGAAAGGUUAUAAUGGGGAAAUUUUUUUUUUCAAAACCCCUUCCACCUAGUAUUUAGAGGGCUGAUAUUUGCCUAUUAUUAUUAUCAUCCUAGUUCUAUUUGAAUUUAGGAAGCUCAAAAUUUGGGCAGGACAGUCUGUGGGCCUCAAUCUGUUAUGUUAAAGCUUUAGGUUAUAGAGAACUGACAUUUGCCUCCUGUAACCGAAGUGAGGGUAGAAGCAUCAAUCUCUACUUUCUGGAGGUGCUAAGAAUUCACACAGUGUUUUUCAAAAAUAAAUUUUGAAUUAUUACAAAACCAGGUGCUCCCUACGAACUCAGAGAUCGUUUGGGAGCAGAGCUGAGCUAUGGCAGGUGGACUGGGUUCUUGGCUUACAAGAAAGCUACUGACAGAGGCCAGGACCCAUCAUGUUUCCUGAGAUGGCAGUAGUCAUUUGUGCUGAAAUUUAUAAUGUAAAAAGUACCUUGCAGGGUCUUCCACUUUCUAUAGCAGCACAGUAUUUACCAGGAAGGUAGACGGGUAGCUACUAUAUGCAGACCGCAUGAGCAGGCAGCAGUCUUGUCAAGUACCUGCCCUUUCGUGGCAAGUAGUUCUGCAUCCGCUACAAGUAACCAAACACGCUGCUAUUUCACUUUGUGGCCUUGUAGCUCACAGGGAUUCUGUGAUUGCUAUUGCUGUGUGAUCAUUUUUUGCUGAUAGCCCUUCUGCAAUUCCCUAUGCACUUAUUCACCCAUGCCCACACAACCCAUUAUUAUCUCUCAAUAACUCACACCAAACUCCCCAAUCAACCUAUUAUGCCUACCUGCCAACCAGGCCUCUUUAUGCCUAACAAGUCAUGUUCAUGCCAUCUUCUAUGCUCAUCUAGUCACACGUACCCAACUUGUCACAUACCCCACCUCCAAUCCUUUGCAUAGAGAAGUGGUAACAAUAACCCUCUUUGCUGACCCAUGGGUGAGAAUAAUCUCACUGCAGACUUCUGUAUUUUGUCUUGGGUAAAGCAAAUAAAACAAAAUAUACUCCUUGCAUGUUAAAUUCAUAUAUGAAGUCCAUUAAAUGUAAGUUAAAUUAAUACUUGUUAUUGCCAAGUUAAAUGAGUUUAUGAGUUUUAUAAAGCACGUUGUCACGUAAUGAUUUACUGAGAGCUAUUUUACUCUCAUAGAACAUAUAUCUGAAUCCCUGGUAGAAAAUGUGAUCAUGAUCAAUGGAUAAUCGCAAGGAAUGUAACGCUUUUCUGAGAAAACAUAAUUCUUUUUUUUAGGCUAUAGUCAGUCACCUGUUGAGAAAAUGGAUGUUCACAUUCUGGGGAAAGACAAAUUUUCUUGCAUUGACUGUAAACAAGGAUACAUUCAAUGGCUUGCUUAUCAUUUCCCUGGAUCAUUGUUAGUGAAUACAAUUGUCGAUAACUGUGUGGGUUCCAAGCCAUCUGAUUAUUGCUGUUAGCACAUUAGGGUGGGGCUAACUCUCAGCUUGUCACUAUGUUUUGUUUCAUGGUCUGUACAGUUUUAGUCUCUCUCUAUCCUGUCCAAAUUGACAUUUCCUGUCACAUAUAUAUAUUUUUUUUUCAGGAAAAUAACAAAGGAAAAGCACAUAUCAGUUUUGGAUUAGUAUCAAAUGUUUAAUUUAGAUUAUUUCUGUCAGUUUAUGUCAAAGUGGAAUCACUGUUUGUCAUGUUCUCUCAGCAAAUUCAAUGAUGUCAUUAUUUUUCUGACAAGUAUGAACUUGAGACUGAAAUCAGUGCCACAUGUACUAAUACUCUCCUAAAUGAUGGUAUUUAUCAGCUUUUAUUUAGAUUUAUCAUUUUUUGCUUAGAAUUCCAUUUUGCAAUGUGUACCUGAUCUACUAUUCCAGCUUAGAUGUAAUUUGUACAUUUGUAAAAUAAAAAACUACUUAUAAUUGAAAUUCACCCGUUUUAAAAUUUAACAUAGAAAACCAGAAGUAAUGAUAGAAGCCAAUGAAUAUCUCCAAUGCACACCUGUUUUAAAUUAUUAAUUUUAUACCUAUAUAAACAAACACCAAGCACUUUAAAACCACACUUCUGAUGAAACCCCAGGGUGAAACGCGUAAAGUGUGGAUCUAGAACCCAUGUGGAUUGCUUUAUAGAAUAUACUUUUAUUUAUUUAUUUGUUUAUACUACAUAAAGUUAAUCUUUUUAAAUUGUAUUUAUUUUGAAAAUAUUUUUGGAUUAUACCCUGCAUCUUUUCUUGGCUUCCUAUCUACAUAUGUCCCAGGUAGGCAUUAUACCACCAAAGCAUUACAACAGCAGAGCAGGCUCAUGCUCUAUCUCAUGUGAGUAGGUUAUUUAUACCUUUUCUGCACAGUUAUUUUACCGUACUGGCUGCACCAUUGGAUAUUCUCCUGUUUGUCUUUUUAUUCAUGUGAUGUGCUGGAAAGACCUACCACUAAGUCUGCUGACCAUAUAUCCCAAGACAGGGAUUGUACCAUCAACACUUUAUACAGCAGAGCUCUUAGAAGCUCUUGAAAGUGUGAGCGUGCCUUUGACGUAAUAUUACAUCUCACUCUCCUGUUAUUUGAUAUUUUGCACUAUUAUUCUUUUCUUUCUCUGUUUUCUUGAGAAUCUCUAAAACUGUAUAAAUCCGAACAGAAGAUUCUAUCAACAUAUGUAUGUAUAUGUAGCUGUUAUGUGAUUUCACAGAAGGGCUGUUAUCAUUUUAGGCGCGGUUAUCUAUACCUUGUUUGUCUUUUCUUAUUUAUUCACAAGGUUUUGGGGAAUACUUGUAAAGAUUGCCUACUGCCUGUUAAUUUAAGUAUAUAGUGAGCACUAGUGAUGUCCCGAACAGUUCGCCACGGACGGCGAACAUAUGCGCUGUUCGGUCGGCCCCUGUGUCAUCAUUGAGUAAACUUUGACCCUGUACCUCAUAGUCAGCAGACACAUUCCAGCCAAUCAGCAGCACACCCUCCCUCCCAGACCCUCCCACCUCCUGGACAGCAUCCAUUUUACAUUCAUUGUGAAGCUGCAUUCUUAGUGAGCUGUCCAGGAGGUGGUAGGGUCUGGGAGGGAGGGUCUGCUGCUGAUUGGCUGGAAUGUGUCUGCUGACUGUGAGGUACAGGGUAAAAGUUUACUCAAUGAUGACAUAGGGGGCGGACCGAACAGCGCAUAUGUUCGCCGUCUGUGGCGAACCGUUCGGGACAUCACUAGUGAGCACCUUUUCGCUGGUAUUUAGUUUAAAACUGUGUCCAAAAUAUUUGAACCUAUAUAAAAAAUACAAGUGUUGUGGUUGGCAGGUAGAAAAAAUAUAUUAAAUCUAAUUAAAAAAAACAAAACCGAAAAUAGAAAAUGUUAAUGUAUAAAUUGGAAAUAUCACUUUAUUUUGUGGUCCUUGAGUAGGGCUCUUCAAGUCCCAUCACGUGUAAUAGAAAUAAACUUUUAUUUUGUGGCUUCUUCUAAGUCACAAUAGGUAGGCCCAGAAACAUUUCCACACGGCAAGGACUCUAAUAUCUGGGCCAUCAGGCUGUGAGGCUAUGAUAAGAAUGUAUAAUGUGUUUGCAAGUGACUGCGUGGUGAGAUAUGUGCUCAUGACAUUCAUAACAUGAACCAGUUGUCAUUGGUGGCAUCUUUAAUGUCACACCUCACAACUCCCAUAUGAUAAAGGAAACAGUAGGGAUGGCACUCACCAAUGUGUAUUUAUAGUUUGAAUAAUUGACAAUAUGCACAAAUCUUCAAUAUCCUGAAUUUGCAAAUCAUGUCCUGUAUGUUGAGUAUUGGGUAUUUUUCACUGUAAUAAAAACCAGGGAUCUAGCAGUGUUAAGUGAAAGGAUAACAUUAUGUAAGAAUAUUAGCACCAAAAAGCAAGCAUGGGAAGAUUGAAUAACCUUUCAAAGAGUACAGUAUGAAUAUAUGUUAUACAAAUCAAUGGAAGCCACACUCCCAAUAUGAUAGCACUGUAGCUAGGCCAUAUAGCUGCAGCAAACCUCUCUAUUUAUGAAUAUAAUGAAGGAAUUCUGAUACAGAGAGCUGUGUGCCCCAAUAAUUUAAACAAGGAGCAUAAGUAAGUGUUUGUCAUUUUUGGAGUCUACCUAAAAUAAAUGCAGUAUACGCACAUAUAUAUAUAUAUCUCAGGAAUUUACAUUAUAAGGAUGCACCCAAAACCGUGACCCAGGGAGAUUUUGUUAAAACAAUAUUCUUCUAAACAUAUCCAUUAAUCAAUAUAUGUUGGGCGGUGGAUUUUUAAUCAUUGUGCCUAGUUCAUUUAGUUCAGUUUAUUUUAUAAUUUUCCAUAAAAAUAAGUAUUAAUGGAAUCUUAUUUAACUCUGUACCGAACACAAUUUUGACAGGUAAUAUUAAAAUCAUAGAAUUAAGUAAUAUUUUUGUAAUUAUUAUACGAUUAAAAGCUUGAAGGAGCUCAAGUUAUUUAGGAUUUCUCCUGUUAAUUACUAAAUUAGCCCCCUAUAGGUGAAAUCCAAGGCACUAAAAGUGAUUAGAAAGCAUUACAGGGCCCUAUUACCUUGUCACAGAGGGAUAAAAGGUACAUUUUGGCAGAUCUAUCUGUCAGUCACUCUGGUGUGGCACCUUAGGGAUUCCAAGGUGUCUUUUAAGAUCAUGGUGUUGACAUAUUUUAGAAAGUUGCUAUACUUUUUAAAAGAUAUUAAAUAAGCAGAACAUAUUAGACAUUGAAAUGUGAAAUGUUAAACCCAUAUCUUGUUACUUAGUCAGUUGAGUAGACAUUCAGACUUGUGGUCAUUAACUCCCUUUCUAAUGUGUGACUUAUUUAUUAUGUUAUGCAUUCCUGUGUCUACCUUUGCUGAGUUCAGUCAUAUUUCCUGAAAGUAAUUUAUUAUAGUAAUUUAAGAUAUUUAUAAUGAUGGUAACAAUAAACAAUAUUUUCAUUGCAUGAUUAUUUUUUAUUGAAAUAUGUUAUUCAUUUAAAUUUCUGUAACAUGUCACUUCAUUUUCACACAACAAAACAUUUAUUUUAUGAUAUUUAAAUGCUCACACCUUGUAUCUGUGGCGUUGAACUCUAAUGUGCUACUAUAUUGUUUGUUUAUUUUUUUAAGAAUAUAUUAACUUUAGAUUAGAUCACAAGUUCUUAUCACUUCUGAUGGGGAUUAUAUUAUAUAUAUAAUGGAAAUUAUGUUGCUACUGUAAAUUAUUAGUAGUUAUGUUAGUAGUAGGAUCUUACUUUUUCCAGACAUUUAUAUCACCUGAUUUUUUUUCCAGCUGUAUAUCAGAUGAGUAGAACAGAUGUAGCAUCACUGCCUUAAAACUGGGAAAGCCAGGUUUGAAUCUUGGUCUGAUCACCUCACCAAUAAGUGUCCUUGGCCAAGAUGCCCAACUAUACAUAUAUUCGCCUACCUCAAAUUCUCUAGUAAGGACCUUCUUCACCUCUAAAUAUCCCCUUUCAAUAAUUGUUAAACACGGCAGAAUAUGUUGGUGCCAUAUUAUUAUUAUUUUAUUAUUUAUAUAGCGCCAGCAAAAUUCCGUAGCGCUGUACAAUGGGAUUAAUGCUAGUCUUAUCUAUUGUGGGCACGUUUUAGCUUGCUUUCUUCACCCCUAAAUAUCAACCUUCCUAUAAGGCACUAUAUAAAUAAUAAUGAUCUUAUCCUGUGCAAUUUUUAGUUAAAACCUCUAUCAUUAGGGUUUGUGUGCAUUUUGCUUUAUUAGCAGUUAAUUGAAAAUAUUUUUCACAAGAGUAUUGUGUCCUAAAAUGUAUUCUCUCUCCAUUAUAUUUAUUUAUUUUUAGGGUCGAGAACCCAUCAAGUUGAAUGAUCUGAAGUCUGAGGUUUCCCCUCGUAUCUCCGCAGAGGAUCUCAUUGACCUGUGUGAAUUAACAGUUUCCAGUCAUCUCAAAGCAUCUGCCAAGAAGAGCAAGUCUAGCAAACCCAAGCUGCUUGUGGUGGACAUUCGAAACAGCGAGGAGUAUCCUUUUUAUAGACCUCAAAUACGUAUGUAUCGCAAUACUCCUAUAUGCACUCAUCACAUCUAA